UUCCGUGGUGCUCGGGCGUUGCUGCUGAGACGCCGAGGCUUCGGAGCUCAGCUGCUUCUUCCCAGGGCGGGUUGCCUUCUCCUGGGCGGGAGAGCGCGUCCCUCGCUUGCUUUCUCCUGGCUGUUGCUCCAAGAAAAAGAGGGGAAAAUGCGCCUGAAAGGCAAAGUAACGGCCACCCCUCCACGCCUCGUGCAGCAGGGCCGAUUCUGCCGGGAUCAGAAUGCGGCCAGGAUCUCAUCCGCUCAGGUAUUUGCGGAUUAGAACAGCCCCUUUUGUAGGUCGGGGACCCCCCCCAAAAUUUCUGCCUGGGACAGAAGGGGCUCCAUGCUGACGAUUUCCUUUGCUUUUGGAGAUAACCUUAGCAUAAGUAUCUUACUCAAAAGUAAGUCCCGUUUGAAUUCAGUGGAGGUUACUCCCUAGGUGGAUAUAAAUUUAUUUCAGGUUUAUAACUAACCGUGAAUUGAAUUUAGUGAGGCUUGCUUCAAGGAAAGUAAGCGUAGGAUUACAAUAUUAAAGUGAGAGCAUGUUUACUCGCAGGUAAACUCCACUGCACGUUGUGGCUUAGACCACUGGAAGUGUGUUUGGGAUUCUGGCCUGAGUAAAUCAGUGUUUCCCAGGUCCUGAGGGAAGUUCAGACAACUCUCUGAAAUAUUCAGUGUAAAGUUUACUUCAAGAUCAAAUAUGAAAACAAUUCAAUCCAAGUGUUAUUUAAUAACUGUGAGACGUUUCCUAGUUAGCCCCGUUCCCCCUUUUAAAAUAAAGGCAUUGCUGUUGCACAACAUAAAGCAUUUGAAAUCUCCACAUUUGCUGCUUGGGGUAUAGAUUAUAGUUCUGUGGUCUCCAUUCCUCCCUUGCUCUUCAGUUUAGCAAUGGUUUUUGUUUUGUUGAAGUUUCUGUCAAUGCUGGGUGGAUAAUGAAAAUCUCAGUGUAGUGUGGUGCCUAAGAAUUUGAGCAGGUUAGAAUCUCGCAUCUUCAGGGGCCUUUGCAAAUGGAAAUGCUGUCUCCACCUCCCAUCUGCAAGAUCUGCAUUACAGGAUCCUUAAAAUGCUCACUAAAUUAAUAUAUGUCACAUGUUUUCAAGUAUAUGCAAUUUAGAUGGUAAUAUCAGGGACUGCUGUUUAUGGACAAUUUCUCAGUGCCUUUAAAAGCUGCAUACCGGAAAUCAACUGCUGGAGCUGCUCCUUGUUACAGUGAUGGGGAUAACUUCACCUGCUGAAGGCAUACAACUUCUGUCUAUGAAAGAGCAACAAACCUAUCAAAACGCAAUUGACAGUUUCCCAAGAAUAUAUAUUUAUUUGGAAGCUGCUACUUAUUCACCCCCCCCCUUUUACAAAAGGCGCAGGAAAACGUUACAGAUAACACAUCUAAAGGAAGGAUAAUUUGCAAGUCAAUUGUAUAAAAAAGGGCAGCUGCAUACACGCUCUAUAAACAUUUGCAAAAUAUUUUUUUCUACUUUUACAAAAUAUGUUCCCAUACAAAGUGUUUUUCCUUUUGCAAAUAGCAGUUUAAUGGAAGCUUACAAUUUUCUAGUUACCCCUAAUUGCCGAUUAAAAGUAGUAGUGAGGGUAGUGCUUUCAUUAGAAGUAGAUGAGCGUUUCCACUGCAAACCUGAACCCACGCUUAUGUUAUUGGAUAUAUCUGUGCAGUAUGUGCAUCAGCUGAGGAAUGAAACCUUAACAUUUUGUUGAUAAUACCUAAGCACAUAAGAACUGUCCUACUGGAUUAGAUCAGUCUGUCUAUUGCAGCAUUCAUUUUUGGACUGUAGUAAGACAAAUUACCCUAGAUAGCAACCAACCAAAGAAUUUAUUUUAUUAGCCAAAGGCAAUAACAAUUUCAUUACAAUUUGCCAAACUACAAACCAUAACAUACAGCAUACAUCAAUUAUGUAAUAGAAGGCAUCAAGGAUUUAAGGAAAGGGAGUCAAGAGUUCAUUAGUGUAAUGUGCUAGCUCAUACCUAUCUUACUUUCCGUUAGACCUCCAAAUCUCCAAUACAGCUUACUGCAAUAUUGUCUGUCUCUCCCUUUCUUAUAUUUCUUGCAGUCACUUUAUUUGUCACAAAUCGUAAGUGUCACUCAAAAGAAAGUGAACCAUUUCUGACAUAGUAAACCUGCUUCCAGGAAUUAGCAAAAGUUUCAGGAAUCGAUCUCUUCGAUCCCUAUACAAAGGGCAGAUUAACAUAUAAUGUAUUGAUGUCUGUGGUUGACCACAUAUGCUGAGUCUGUCAUAUGGAACCCUAUGAUAGCGGCUAUCCAAGACCGCUAUGGGCAUCACCUUGAAUCUUAGCUCUAUAAAGGCGUUUCUUAAGGCACCAGGAAUGAGUUGGGCCAAAUAAUAUGCUCUGAAAUGCUGUUUUCAGAAAUGAGAGCCAUGGUAAGAAUCUGGAUUUCCUAAUUAAAUGAAAAUCCCUUCUGGGUUCUGUCCAGAAGAUCCAAUCCCAAAGUUGUCUCUUAUGAUGGGAUUUGGACUUAAAAGAACGUUGAGAUGGCCUCAGGUUCCUCACCUUAAUAUUUUAAUUUGGGAAAUGUUAUAAACCGUAUAUAUAUAUGGAACGUACUUAUAAUGAAAAUUUAAUAAAACAGGAAAAUAUUUUUCAAUACCACACAGAUAAAAUCCGCAGAAUUUAAAAGUAAGUAUACUUAACUAAAUUAUAUGUCCCAGGCUACUUGAUAACUUAAAGUUUUUAGCUGGCAUCUGAAGCAUGAUAAUAAGGUGCCUGCUAAAUGUUAAUAGGCAGGGAGUUAGCGCCAAAGCAGGGCAUGUUGGCAGUGACCAUUCCCUAUAUCCUCAGGAUCAGGUACUGAGAACUAUACUGCCUCCGAACGUAACGUUCCAUUUAGUUCUCAUAAUUUAAAGCUGUUGCUAGAUUUCAGUCAGUGUUAUUAGGUGAUCGUAGCUCUGGUAUUACAAUAAGUGAUGAAUAAUUUCACUUUCUCCAUGCUAUUCACCAUUAAUUUUUCUAUAAAAUUGGCACGUUUAAAUUUCUCUUCAAAUCUUUUAACCCAUAACACUUUUGAGAAUAUCUGUAGUCUUAAGGGGCUCAAACCACAGAUACCUGUUCCACUCUCAGCCUCCCCAAUUGAAGCAGAAAGGCUUUUCACAAUAUGAAACACUUAUAGCAUAGGGUUUCAGAUCUUGGAGAAGCUACCAAGUGUGUUUAGCUGAACCUGUUUAGAAGCUCAACAUAGGAAGGUAGAGCAUGGAGCAGGCAUGUCUGCCAUGUGCAGGGACAGUGGGAGCAGUGGCAGAGUGUACAUCUCCUUCCUCAGUUUGAGCCCUUCCACAUUCAUUUUGAAUGUCUGCGGAGGGAGAAUGAGAUUGGAUAAAAACAUAGAAGCUGACUUCUUAUCUGAAACUUGCUUGUUUUAUACAGUAGACUAGAUUUUGUUCCCCAGUGUGCCUUGGAAAGUAGACAGAACUGAGUCCAUAGAGGACUCAGAAAAACAUAUCCAUGGACACCCCCAAGUUUGUUUCUCAUAUUUGCUAUAAUAAAUGUUGAUGAUGAUGUUUGUAAAACAUUCUGAUUUUGUAAUAAAAAUUAAAGCGGACAGAGAAUUGGAGCUCUCUUUUUUCUUUGUAGUUGAUUUCCUUUAAAAAAAAUGCAGAGGUCAGAUUGAGUGCAUUCACUGAAUCUCUGACUUAUUUGGACAUUCAGGGACUAAAGUUGACAUGAGUUGAAAGUGGAUCAUCAAUCAGUUCCUCACAAGAUCAGUUCCUCACUUUGUCAUACAUUUCAGCAAAGUUAGUGUUUCCAUUGCUGCUCCAUCCGGUCUCUUCUGCAAUGCUUUUAAGAGCAUUUGUGUGUCUGAAAGUAAUCCCCAGGACUGGAGUUUCUAGAAGUUCUUUUGCAGGGUGUUUAAAGUCAUGCAUGCCCACUUCUACUCUAACAUGUGGCAUGGCUACAUUUCUAAGUUUUUCCACAUUUUUCUCAUAAUAUGAGGUAUGUGACUUUCUCAUAUGUUACAGGAUAUAAGUGCAUACAGAGCAAGUGUUAAUUAAUACCUUGCUUGUACAGUACUAUAAAAUGUGAAGCCAGUGACCCAAGAACGUUAGAGAGGAAGUGUGGCUGAAACACCCUUGUGUAUGUAGACAGGUGCUAAUUCAUGAUAACCCUGGGAUUGCAACCUCUGCAGCCAGAUAAAGUAAGGAUGGAAUGCCUCAGAAUAACAACCCUGAAAAAAAGCUUUAACUUCCCUUUCUGCUCAGAGGCAAGCUAUUAGUCUUGUGGAUUACUUACUUUCACCACAGUGCUAUGCAAAAUAUUUUGCAGUUUUCUUCUAAAAGGUGAAACGGAGCUAUUGGGUUUAUAUGGGUAUCAUGUAUUUAAAAAUUGAGUUAAAUGCUAUUGAAUUAUUUCUGUUUUUUCUACAGGCUUCUCUUAUGAAAGUAAAUACAUUUAUAAGUACAGUGGUACCUCGGGUUACAUAAGCUUCAGGUUACAGACUCCGCUAACCCAGAAAUAGUACCUUGGGUUAAGAACUUUGCUUCAGGAUGAGAACAGUAAUCGUGCUCCGGCGGGGCAGCGGGAGGCCCCAUUAGCUAAAGUGGUGCUUCAGGUUAAGAACGGACCUCUGGAACUUAUUAAGUACUUAACCUGAGGUACCACUGUAUGGUUGAGUAGAAAUAAAUGAAUGCUAUUCUUUGAAAUACUUGAAUGGAAGUAUAGUAGAACCUCUACUUACGACCGCCUCUACUUGGGCCCGAUCCAAGUUGUGACCGCGGUGAACCCGGAAGUAAAUUGCGGGUUAGCUGCAAUUCGCGCAGAAGCGGUUUCUGUUUGCGCACAUGCAGAAGCGGCUGCCACCGUCUGCGCAUGUGCAGAAGUGCACUGCUGCUGAAUGCACCUGCGCACAGCAGUGCUUCUACCAGCGACCUGGAUCGACUUAUGGACGGACCUCCGGAACUGAUUACGUCUGUAAGUAGAGGUUCUACUGUAAAUGGAUUGUGCCCAGCUGUCGUUUUGCUGGUGGAAGCCUUCUGUCAGUGGAAAGUGGAGGGAGGUAAUUCCCCAGCCCCCCCCCCAUGUCUCCCCUAAAUCGUCCCUGAAUGGUCCCUGGGGAGACACCAUUGAAUUUAGUCCAAUUUAUUUAUUUGACCAAAAUUAAACUGAGGCUUAGUUUGCAUGUUAAAUCAAACGAUAGCUUAGCAGUGGGUGUGCAGGAGAGCAGAUUGUGGCCGCUUUGUUCUUCCCUAGUCGUUUUUUUCAUGCACUUAUUUCAUAAGCUUUUAUUAGAUUCCAGACAUCAUGGACACAGCAUCACAGUCCUGGAAGGGACACAUGGAUGUUAUCCAGACUGACCCCUCAAUCUUAUAACACUCAAGGGAAUGCAAUUUGUCAUACAAUACAAUAGAAUAUAAGAAAUAAAAGAAGCAAUAAAAUGCAAUUAAGAAUCAUACAGUAUCUAGUACAGUGCAUCACAAUUGCAAUAGCAGCAAUUCCCCCCCCCCCCAAAUUAAGUGGUCCACCAAAGGCCAGCGUUUAUGGGGUGGGGGUGGUGAAUUGGGAACGGUUAUAAUGACAGACCUCCAGCCAUCAGGCAAUUUUGAAAUCCUUCCACAUUUUAGGCCAACAUUUUAAAUUUUCACUGUUGUUUUGAAAUGUCCUUUAAAAUACAAUAUAGUUUAUGGAUAAGGUAGUAGUAGUACCGUAUAGGCCCCAAAAUAAGCCACAUUUCCCCCCCCACACACACACAUUCCGAUUGAAAAGUUAAAGUGCAGCUUAUACUCACGACCUUACAGUAUACAGCCAGGAGCGUGGGGCAAACAGUGGCAGGAGUGUGACAAAGCGGCGCCCAGCCCAUGCCAAGUCCGUCAUCCCCUCCCCCAAGGCUGGGAAGGAGGAGAGAGCGAGGAAGGGGAAAGGCCACCAGCAACACAGCACGGCUCCCCCCCCCCCAAGUAUGCAGCGAUGAAGAGAGUGGCCUAUAUUCUGGUAUUUUUUCUCUCUCCCCCCCCCCUCCAAUUUUAAAGGUGAGUCUUAUAUUCUGGUGCGGCUUAUAUUCGGGCCAAUACGGUAGUAUACCACCCUACACCUGUAGAUCUCAGGGUGGUUUACAAAAUAAAACAUAUGUUUAAAAAUAUGGCCUAAAAGUAAUCUUUGUAUGGCUUUUAGUGGUUUGUGCCUCUGUUACUUCUCUUAAAAAGUCAGGAGAUUUAUUGUGGUACCAUAAUCCAGAGUUUGAGUUAGCCACACUUUGCAGUUGCCUCCUGUCCAUGUGUGCAUUUAUCACAUACAGUAUUUGAGAUUGGUUGUUUUCAUGGGACUUUGCAUCAAACAUGCUUUUUUCCAGCUUUGAAAGUUUUCCAGAAAAUACUGGAACUGGAAAGUUUUCAUUUUCUCUAAUUCAUUUAUAUUAAUUAUGGCCCACAUUUUGUCUCAAAGGAGACAUUCAUAAGCACUUACAUCAAAUAACAGUAAAAAAAACACCAUAAAAUGAUUGAAAACAGAGUUUAAAAAUGAAGAAGAGAGACAGCAAAUAAAGAUGCUAAUACACUUUUACAGUAAAUAGAUUGAGAUCUGAUUUAACGUGUAAUGAAGUUAAGCAGACAGUGCAACCCCAUGCAUGUCUAUUCAGAAGUAUGUCCCAUUGAGCACCAUGGAGCUUAUUCCUAUUGCAUGUGCACACUAUUGAAGCCUUAGCAAACAAAACUAAAAAAAAUGCCAUCUUUGUUUUUUAUGUGCUGUAUAAAUAUCUCAUUUUUCCCCAAUAGCCAGAAGUAGUUGAUCUGAAAUAUUAGACUAGGAAAAAUCAAUGAAGCACAUUUAAAAUGGUAUAAAAAAUGUAUUAUAAGAAAUUCAAAGCUUUACUUGGAAAUUAUUUUUAUUGGAUUACUUGUAAAUAUUUGAAGACAAGAUCAUUCAGUAGCAUAUAGAUCCCUUCCAUUAUUUAGAUGGUGGUAGGAAUAUAAAGGCACUGAAAACAUACAUACCAGUUUUUGCAUGCCUGAGGAGCUGUGCAACAAAUGUAUGUGUUUCCUAGAGAGAACGACUUAAAGCAAGUUUUUUACAACUUUGAUUUUAAGUUUUUUGAACAAGAUUGUUGUAUACAGUGGUACCUCCAGUUGCGGACGGGAUCCAUUACGGAGGUCGGGUCGGAUCCCGGGUUUCCGCAACCUGAGGACUGCUUCUGCGCAUGCGCAGCGAAACCCGGUAAAAUACUUCCAGGUUUGUCGCGCGUGCAUCCCAAAGUUUACGUAACCAGAGGGUUACAUAAACGGAGGUUCGACUGUAGUGAUAAUGUAAAUAAAAGGAUAACUGUUUUAAAAAAGGAGUUGCUGAGUACAGUGGUACCGUUUCGGAGCCCCGUUCGCAUUCCGAAGCGAACGUAACCAGUGUCUGCGCGUGCACGGAUCACGUUUCGGCGCUUCUGCGCAUGAGUGUGAUGUCAUUUUGACGGUCUGCACAUGCGCGCACGGCGAAACCCGGAAGUAACGCACUCUGUUACUUCCAGAUCGCCGCGGAGUGCAACCCGAAAAUGCCUAACCCGAAGCGUAUUCCUCCCAAGGUAUGACUGUAACUGGAAUGAAAUUAUGGUGAAUUCAUUUCUAAUUCCUGUUGUUAUACAGUGGUACCUCAGGUUAAGUACUUAAUUCGUUCCGGAGGUCCAUUCUUGACCUGAAACUGUUCUUAACCUGAAGCACCACUUUAGCUAAUGGGGCCUCCUGGUGCCGAUGCGCUGCCAGAACACGAUUUCUGUUCUCAUCCUGAAACAAAGUUCUUAACCUGAAGCACUAUUUCUGGGUUAGCGGAGUCUGUAACCUGAAGCGUAUUAAACCUGAGGUACCACUGUAUUUGCUAUUUUGCUAUUUUUGAAUUUUUCAGUGACAUGGAGUGGAUCCUUCUUCCAGUGCUUUAUUGUUUUGUGGAAAAUGGAUGCCAGUUGCUGAUAAAUAUGUGGCAGUUGCAAAGUUCAUGGAAUCAGAAUGGUAGAGUUGGAAGGGGUCUGAGGGUCAUCUAGUCCAACCUCCUGCGAUGCAGGAAUCUUCUGCCCAAUGUGGGGCUCAAACCCACGACCCUGAGAUUAAGAGCCUCAUAGCCCUACUGACUGAGCUUUUUUGCUUUGUUGACACAGGUAAAAUAAACAUUUUAAAUUAGAUCAUUACGUAAAUCAUAACAUUUUCCGUUUCAAAUUGUUCUUAAAAGUUCACGUCACUGUUUAGGAUUAUAAUUUAGUCAGUUGGGUUGUGUAAAUGAACAUUCCAAAUUUCCCUUCACUAGAGCUAAAAUCACUACAUGCUAUACGCAACUCUGUAAUUCAGGAUCAGACUAGAAUGGCUCACAUUUAGUAGGAUUUGUAGUAAUAUAUGUGAGUGUAAUUGAAAUGGGAUUUUCCUGGGAUUACUGAAUUAUUUUUAAAUUUUUCAUUGGUUUUUAGAACAGUGAGACCUAAUUUAAAAACAGCAACUAAAAGUUGGCCUCUGGGAUAAUGUUCCUCUAACAGCACUAAACGUCCUUCCUUCUUUUAUGCUGAUUUUUCUACCUUUAAUUCCCCUCCCACAUUGGCUCCAGUGGUGUGGGGGCAGGCAUUAUUUUUUAUGCCAACUCCAAGGUGUUGUAGAGGGAGGAACCUUAUCCUAGGGCUUCUGCAAUGAAUGAAGGGGCCUUGGGUCCAAGGGAUCCUAUCCCUUUUCUGGAAAGGCCUGUUUCAAAGCCUAACACUAGGAAGCCCCAGUGAAAGGAAAGCCAGCAGUAGAUCUGUUCUACAGACCUAUCUGUGAGUAGGUCUUGCUCUUUCGUACCUGAUAGACUCCUCUGCUAGCAAAGGUUUUCUGCCAGCAGCUGUGUUUCUUCCUAACCCCCUCCUGCCCGUGAAUCUGCCAGUUAGGAUUGCCUCUCCUAGAGUAUACAGUGGUACCUCAGGUUAAGUACUUAAUUCGUUCUGGAGGUCUGUACUUAACCUGAAACUUCUUAACCUGAAGCACCACUUUAGCUAAUGGGGCCUACUGCUGCUGCCGCGCUGCUGGAGCACAAUUUCUGUUCUCAUCCUGAAGCAAAGUUCUUAACCUGAAGCACAAUUUCUGGGUUAGCGGAGUCUGUAACCAGAAGCGUAUGCAACCUGAAGCGUAUGUAACCUGAGGUACCACUGUAUGUUUAUUUCCUAAAUGCUUGUCAUACUAUAAAUUGGCAGGAUUUAAAAAAUACUGCAUUUUUCACCCGGUGCAGUGUAGGAACAGGUAAUCUGGUGCAAUUGUUUUUGUUCCGAAACAACUCUAAAAACAAAGCACGGCUAGUUUAUUAGGGUAGUUUAAAGGUCCCUUAUUGUCCAGUGUCAGAAGAACAAUUAAGUUUUAUCUGAACAGAGCAGGGUGUCUCUAGACACAGGUAAACAAAGCACAUAGUGAUAUUAAGAGAGAGCGCUUGUUUCAUUGAAGAAUCCUUUAAAAACGUGAGGGGAAAUGCCGGGGGGGGGGGAGAACCAUAAAUCUGUUUCUGGAUUGGAAUAUGUUCCAUUGGAAGUUAGUAGCAUAUGGCAGUGUAGAUCUCUGUGCUGCUAGUUUUUCUACAGUUAAUGCCAAUUGUCUUUCAUUGCUAGAAUAUUCUAAGAAAUCUCUUGGUUUGAAAAUGAAAUGUUUAUACUCAGGGAGGGGAGGUGGUGAAAGGAAGGUCAGCUUAGGAAUUCCUUUUUUAGAGAGAUCUGCCAUGCCCACUAUCUUCUGCAUUUGAAGGGCUCUGGCAACAUUUUCAUUUCAUAAGGUUUUUAAUGAGUGACUUGUGAUUGCCUCUUUAUAAAUUUUUAAUGUUGAUAUAUGUGGUUGAUUUCUUUAUUAUUUUUACUCGAUACAGUUUUAAUCGUUUUAUUCCUGUUCCAUUGUUUUAAUUGUGUAAGCUGCCUUUGAAAAGAAUUAUUAUUCAAGGCGGAAUAAAAAUGACUUUAAUAAAUGGAGGAUAAAAGAAAAUCCCAGCUUGCUUGCUUGCUUCCUUCUGACCCAAAUGGUAUUGUUUCCACAUGGGUAAAGCUCAUCCUUCUCAGGGGUUUUGAAAAAGACUUCCCAUUUGAGUUUUAUGUCCUGUUAUUCGAGUGUGAGUCCCAGAUUUAGAGCAGAACCAGCUUGGAACUCCGAGGAACAGAAAUGCAGGGAAGUUGCAGAAUUUCUUCAAAGGCCUCUUUACUAUACAAUUAAAGCUUUAAUAGUGUUAUGUCACAAACUUUGGUUACUCAAGAGGUCCUCUGAGCCACUUUUUGUACCUAGAACAUUGCCUUAAAAAAUAUUUCUCUUCCAAAUGACUGCUCUGUAGUAGUAUCCGUUAAUUGUACAGUGGUACCUCUGGAUACGCACACCUCCGGUUGCGUAUCCUUCAGGAUGCAAACGUGGCAAACCCGGAAGUAUUUUUCCAGGUUUCACCACGCGCACAUGCACAGAAGUGCUCUACCGCCGCAUGUGCAGAAGCAGUCCCUCCGGUUGCAGAAACUUUGGGAUCCAACAGGAGCUCCGGAAUGGAUCCCUUUCUGGGGGAGAAAGAGCAAGGAGAUUGUGAGCCGCUUUGAGACUCCUUAAGGGGCGUGAAAGGCGGGAUAUCAAGUCCAAACUCCUCUUCUUCUUCCGCAACCGGAGGUACCACUGUACAGUCAUACUUCAGCUUACAGACGCUUCAGGUUGCGUGUUUUUGAGUUGCGCACUGCACCAAACCUGGAAGUACUGGAACAGGUUACUUCCGGGUUUCAGCACAGAAGCACUAAAUCGCGCUUUGCGCAUGCGCAGAAGUGCUGAAUCGCAACCCGCGCGUGCGCAGACGUGGCACUGCGAGUUGCGAACGUGCCUCCCGCACGGAUCACGUUCACAACCCGAGUGUCCACUGUACUAGGACUAUGUAGGACAUAAUUGUGGUUGCUGCAUAAUUUUGUCGUUUCAAAGUGGUUUUCAUAGUUUUCAGUACAUUUUUUAAAUAACUUAUGAUUAGCUUGGGAUCUUAACAGGAUUUCUAUUUCAUAAUGUGGUACAGGAUGGCAUUUGACACAUUCAUUCCUUGCCCGCGCCUUAGGUGUGUUCACGUACUUCCCUGCAUGUUUUGAAGCUGAGGAACUAUUUGAUGGGUCCGUAUAACAUCUGAAUUGGGUUUGAAAAAGGUGUGUAGUCGUAUUCUGAUCUGUAGUGUUGACUCCUUGCACAUGAAAGCUUUCUUCCUUCACUAAUAGAUUGAAAAUGAGAGUACUGCUCUUUUUGUUGGAGAUCUGUUUCAGUCACGUUGGUCUGGUGUGCAGUGCGGCAUAUGGUGGUAUGUCAGUUGUUUGAUAUUGAUUGGCUGCGUUUCGCUCUGGGGAUUUCGGCUUCUUAAAAAUGUGUCUUAUGUCUGCUCACCUCCACUUUCCCUUUGCUGUUUGGCUCCAUUAUAAAACAGUGCUCUUAACAAACAGGAUAAUAAAAAUCUAGAAAAUCUAGGAAACCAUGAAUAUUUUAUUCAAAACAGUAAUUAUGCUUUAAAGUUACACUUUAAAAUUAAUGUUCGGGAGAUUAACAGAGGGACCUAAUUGAACAGAAGAAAAUGUGUAUAUCAAUACUUCCUUGGAAAAGGGAUAUAUUUAUUUUCAAUGUAAAUAUGGGGAAAUAGUAAUAGCAGGCAGGAAGAAAUGCGAUGUUUAUGUGAAGAAAAAGAAAAUGAUUGGGAUCAUCAUUUAUUUCAUUGGGAAAUACUAAUUGUGUCAGGUGAGGGUAUGCCUCUCAAAGGAAACUGCACUACAUUUUGAUAACAUUAGGAAACAUAUUCUUCAACCACCACAGUAGAGUCUGGAAUUCUCUGUGUGGAAUCUAACUAAGUCACUAUGUGAGGGGAGUUAAAUUUGCACAGUGGAACUUUGCCUUCUCCCAGGUAUCCAUCCCUACCACCAAAUCUGCUUGGAGGAUUGAAGAGAAACCCAAAGCAGAUCUGGGUGAGUGUGGGGGCUCAGGGGCAGGAGGAGAGAGGGAGCAUCCUCUUGCACAAGUGAAAGUUGUUCUGCUUGGACAAUUAAUUGGAUGCAUCCCUUCAUAUACCUGGAUUUCAAUGUUCUGUACCUUCAUACUUAGCCUUUAAAAAUCGAAGUCACCUGAGUAGAUUUAUUAGGACAGUGGUACCUCAGGUUAAGUACUUAAUUCGUUCCGGAGGUCCGUUCUUAACCUGAAACUGUUCUUAGCCUGAAGCACCACUUUAGCUAAUGGGGCCUCCUGCUGCUGCCGCGCCACCGCAGCACGAUUUCGGUUCUCAUUCUGAAGCAAAGUUCUUAACCUGAAGAACUAUUUCUGAGUUAGCGGAGUCUGUAACCUGAAGCGUAUGUAACCCGAGGUACCACUGUAUUGAGAAAAGAGCAGUAGACCAGUUUAGAUUGCCACUGUGUUGCUGGUUUUCCAGAGGCAGAAAAUAGGAGAAAAUGGGGAUAGUUUUUAUAAUGGAGGUAACUUGAUUAGUGGUAAGGUUGCACAAUGAUCUAUAUUAGGACCAUUAUUAAUUUUGCUUGUUUUGUUUUAUUACAUACAACAGUAUUAAUGUUGGAGAAAUACAGAAACAAACAAUGACUUGCCUGUUUGACCUAUCUGAUUAAGAAUUAUUUAAUUAAUUUAUAAAUGCACUGUAGUCAGCGGUGAUCAUCAGUGUGGCCAAGUUUACAGAUGACACCAAAUGUUUCAGGAAAGUGAAAAGCCAAAUCAAUACGGCAAGGAGUUCCCCAUGGACCUCGAUAUUGGUGAAUCAGUGUAAGUGCAGAGAUGCACAUAUGGGCAAGAAGAAAAACAUAUAUACACUGACGUUGCCUACAUUGACAGUGACUAACCAGGAAAAAAAGAUGUUGACAUUAGUUAUGUGUUAAAUAAGUACUUAACCUGGUCAUUUCCCUUUGCUGUUUGGCUCUAUUAUAAAACAGUGCUCUUAACAAACAGGAUAAUAAAAAUACUAAUAAAUUUGCAUCGGUGCAUUCCAGACCUUUUAAAUAUGGUAUAGUCCAGACUACGAAAGGGGCUUUUGGGUUGUUGUUUUUAUUUUGAUUAUGUAUUUUGUGGUUUUAUAUUUUGAUUUUAUUCCGUGAACUGCCCUGAGACCUCCAGGUAUAGGGUGGUAUAUAAAUUCAAUAAAAAAUAGUCAUUUGGAGAAACAACAAACAUUCUGCGCCAGUUUUCUGCUGAAAUCACUCUCCACAUCACUGCUGUUUACCCACAAACAUUGGGGGGCUAUUUCAGCAGAAAACUAGAAUGGGCCCCUAAUCUAAAUUCAAGACCCUUAUCCAGAGCACCUCAAAGCGUUGUUCUGGGCAAUUUCAACAUGCAAUCCAUAGCCACCUGAAUUGUGCCUACUCAGGACAUCAUGGCUAACAGGACAACCAUGGAGCUCUCAACACAUCACUGCCCUGGCAUAUUGGCAGGUCAUACUCUGAACUGGUCUUUUCCAUGGUUACUCUGGUUAAUGAUCCAACUGAUGGAUUUGUAAUGCUUGCCAUGGGCAAACCAUAGAAAAUUGCAGAAUCUGAUGAAUUUCUAAAAGUUCAGGAACAGCCAUUUUUGGAUAGAAGUAGUCUGGCCACAAUAAUCCAUGCUCUUGAUAACCUCCAGACUAGGUUACUGAAUUGCACUCUGCAUGGGGCUGCCCUUGGAGACUGUUUAGAAGCUGCUGGUGCAGAAUGCUGCAGCAAGAGUGUUGUCUUAAAAGUCUUUGCUGUCUGCCUAUAUGCUACUGAGCUCACUUUAAGGUUCUAAUACUUACAUGACCCAGUUAGCUGAAGACCACCACUUCCUGUAUAUUCCUUUCUGGGAAUUACAAUCUGCUGGAGAUGCCCUGUUUGUUAAUUCACUGCUGAGUUGAGAUUUGCACCUCUGAACUUGUCAAACUACGAUCUCAGCAAUGGCUCUAGUCUUUAGGAGUGACCUCCCGCUUGAAAUUUGGCUGGUGCCAAAUUUGCUUAGUUUUCAGGGCUGGCUAAAACCUUAACUCUGUAGCCAAGUUUAAAAGUGAGACUUUUGUGUAUUAGGCUGCUGACUUUUGUAGUGAGGUGUUUUUAGAGCAGUUGGUUUUCAUAAUGUGUGAACGAGUGGUUUUUAUAUUUGCAUCAACAAAAAUUCUAAUGGUCUCAGUGAUCUAAUUUAGCAAUGCAUGUUUCACUUGUACUUAGUAAACAAAGUUAAAAAACGUGGAAACGAUGAAGCUUGCCCAAUAAUGUAUUUGCAGUUGGCCUCCAUUCAUUACUAAUGAACUGGAAGAUGUUCCUAAAUGUUAAACUAUGGUUAAUGCCUUCCAAACAGGGCCUGUUUUUCUUGAUGGCCAUUGACAAUAGUUUCCUCCUGGGAUGUUAUGGCUAACAGCAACUCCCUGUCUUCUUUCCUUGCUUGCACAAAAGAAGCAGCAAAGUGGAUGUAUGUGUGUGAGGCUCAUUCAUAUCGCAGCUUAUUAAGCCACAUUCUAAAAUUGGAAACCUCCUAGGCUACAUCUUAGGUAGGUGCCUGCUGAAUGGGGGUGGAAAUGGAAAUCUUCGUUAUAGCUGAGUAGGGAAGGGGAGUGUCUCUCCUUAAGGGGGUAUAGUUUAGAUGCAGUAAGCCACAUACUCCUGCAUCCCUGAAGUACCAAGAAGAGGCCCUGUAGACUUUUUUGCUCAGCAGUCCCCUAGUCCUGCAAUCAUUCAUUGGACUCAGAAGCUGUCUUCCUAUGAAUUGUCCAAGUGUAGAUUACAGCACACAGUUGAGUCUUCUAGUGCAUAUGGACUGGAUCAUUACAGCACUCUCUCGUAUUGAAUCUUACCUAGUCCUUUCCCCAAAAAUAAUGUUUUCUGUUAAGCUUUUGACAGAAUUCCUGAAAUCUCCAGCCCCUACUGAAACUUAAGGCUGCAUACACAUGACAUUCUAGAAUUAAUGGAGAUGGAAGUUCUUUUUUCUACGUAGUCCACAUGCUGUCUAGAUCCACUGCAUAUUUUUUGCCCUUGAAAAGCUCUUCUUGAAAAACUUGUUUCAUGCCCAAAUUAAAAUAUCAUUGAUUCUGCAUCACUGGGAUUGUAUCCACACUUACCUAGUGAUGUUGUGGGUGGGCAUAUACAAUGGUGGGUUUUCAAAUGGGUACCAAUGUGUAUCAAGUAACCACACCCACCCUUGUGGAAGGCAGGACUAAAUGUAGAUCAAAAACAGCAUGUUGAGGACAAUUCUUGAUUGAGAAAAAUCAUAGAAUCAUAGAGUUGGAAGAGACCACAACUGCCAUCGAGUCCAACCCCCUGCCAAGCAGGAAACACCAUCAGAGCACUCCUGACAUAUGGUGCUACAAAUGGGUUGCAUGUGUACACAGCCUAAGGUGAAGUAUAUGCAACUGAAUGAACAUACAUUAUUCUCAAUAUCUCUUCAUUCCAUCUGCUGUCUUUCUGAGCUCAUGUUUAGAUUUUAAGCUCCUCGGGACGGAGAGCAGUCCUUUUAAACUUUAUGGAGUACUACUACUGCUACUACUACAACUACUGCUACUAAGAAAUAUAGUAUUCCUGUAGUCUUCUGUAUCUUGUUUAUAUUCUCCAUGAAAUGUCAUACACAAAUCUGAAUUGUAGAUAGCUGAACGGGGCCUUGCAGUUGUUUAGAAAAGGUACUGUUUUGUUCCCAGUACCACAACCUAAAAUCAAGGGUGCUUUGUUUUAGCUGGAAAUCACACACUGAAGACACUGAGAUGAUUUUUUAAAAAAAUAUUUUAAUCAUCACUUUUAGCUUAUCCGUUCAGUCACAAGGACUAUAAACAUCAAGCAAGAACUUGCAAGUGGCAUAAAAGCUAGGAUGCUCAGCUUUUCUGUAGGCAUUGUAAAUUUUUCAUCCAAACAUUACACUAAACCUGCAAUUUACGUGGGGGUCAUGUUCCAGCGAUCGCAUCUAAAGCCAAAAUCGUGUGUAGUGAAAAUACAUUGGAUUCAAUGGUGGGUGGAUUGCCAAAGUCUGUUUUCCUGGAAGUCCACCCCCUUUCCGCUCCCUAUUUAUUUAUUUAUUUGCCAACCAUGUAAAGCUGAAUGCGCACAAGGUAAAAUGCACAUAAAUUGCAGGGUUACUGUAUUCCAAGCAACUAGACAAGUUAAAUGGGAUUGUUGUAGAAUUCCGCUAAACUGAGCAAAGGGAACAGUGCUGAAGUUUAAUGAACAUUUUACUAAACCCUUUCAAAAGUGGUAAUUGGGGCUUUUCAUUUAAGAUGCCUUGUUUUCUUAGGGGUGGGGGGGGGAACCCUGGUAAGUAAUUUUUGAAAUGGCUCAUUUAUCCCCCCCCCCCAAGCUGUGCAUGAUUCAUUGACAAAGCAGAUGAUACAAUCAUGCAAGCCACACCUUUGUCCCUUAUAAAUACUUGGCAUUUUAUUUGUAUAAGGAGCCACAGUUAGGAGCUGUUCAGUUGCAAUCUCAAGAUGUUCAUUUUGAAUCAUUCCACGCUUCCCACCUGGUGGCUAGAGAGUGAACUGUUACUUUAAAGAACAGUUUAAGUAACAACCAUGCUUUGGAGUAGCAGGCAAAAGAGAGCAGUACAUGUUACAGGAGUGAGUCUGCUCUGUAUGCGAAGAGGGAAAAUGCAGCUCACUGACUAGGUGUUUUAAUGUGUUAAAUCUAGGGAGAAAACAUUGUUGUGUGCAGGAAAUUUGACUUCCCCUGUGCUGAUAGAGGACUGGAUUUGCAAAGGAUUCUCUUUUCCGUUUCUCUAAAACCAAAAUCUGUGGCAAGAUGUUUGAAAUCACCAGGACGCUUAGUGCUGCUUUGUUAAAUAAUGAGGUAAUAUUUUGUCACAUCUUCUGGGCAGUGUUUGGUUUUUCUUCUUCUUCUCCAUAUGUUUAGAAAAGAUUCCAUCCUCAAAAGUGAGAGAUUUAAAAGGAAAAAAAAGAGGGGGGGAAUAGAAAUCCUUCGCUUUAUUUUUCUUUUUUCUUUUUUUAAGCAACACCUCCCAUCAAUCAUUUUGGAUAACAGGAUUCUCUUUUAUUUGUGGUUUUAAUCAGCUGCUGUUGCCUAGGACAUUAUGCCACGCAAGCCUUCUUAACUGCACAGUGUAGGUAGUUAUUAACGCUGAAUUGGCUUCUAGUAUAGUCCAUCUGGACUCUGUAUGAGAAAGCUUGCUGGCGGUUCCUGAUGCUAAGAUACCCGCAACCUUUGGGAUGUAUGCAUGGUGGAGAGGGACACAGUGCUAUGAGAUCACUUCUUUUAAGGGAAACUGUCAUUAAUGAGUCAAGAAACUGCUCAUUUAUGGUAAGGAAGAAGAGGGAGGGCAAAAGGACUCGUGUGGUUUCAUUUUGAAAAUGGAUUAGCUGCAUUUUGAGUCAAGUUUUUGGGGGGAGGGGGAGAUAAAGGGGGUUUCAUGAAAAUAGCAUCUCCACUUGGAGGCUUCUCUCGGUUUAUGGUUGAGAGACUUUAUUGAAAAUUUUGAUGCUUUACAAAUUGUGUCACUGCUGGUGAUGCACUGGUCAGCCGCCCCCCCCCCCCCGAAAGAUGAAUGGUCCUAUUGGAAAUCUGAUAAUAAGACUGUUCCCCAGCCCCAACAAUAGGAUUCUGCCUUUGUCUUUAGAGAGAGGCCUCUGUGGACAUUGGUGUAUUUGCCUUGUGGUUUUUUCCCCCACUUGCUUUAUUAUUUAUUUAUUUCAAUUCUCUUAAAUAUUUUUCUUAUGUGGUUCUCAGUGUUGGUGCACAUUGUACAAAAUGCAUGGAUUUUUAGGUUGGCAAGACAGCCAAUUUAUGCUUGUAUCUGCAAUUGUAUUUUAAGACAAAGAGCUGAAUAAUGAUUCUGGACAUUUAAAAAACGGUGGCUAAUGAAGUGCGUUGAGACGGAGAAAAGGAUGGAGAAAGGAUCUCUUUACUCUGUUUAAUUUUUUUUAACCUCAGAAAUUAAUUCAAAAUCACUAUUACAAAUGAAACUUGCAUGUUACAGUUGGGGUUCACCAUCCUCUUGCCCAGCCAUUUACACUACCGUCGUACUACUUGAUGUUUUUAAGUUUUGCAAUGGGUUAGUUGAAUUUCUUAGUUUUAAGUAGACAGCAAUCAGAUCCAGAAGCAAAAGGGAAGCUUACAGUUAUUUAAACAGUGUACAAUUUUCUUUUUCAGUGAGUUGCUUUUAUUUCAGUUUUCACUUCUUUAUUUUCGUUAUGGGUUAUGUUUGCUCAUUGUAUAGUAAUAUUGUGGUCUCAGUGGAAGAUGUGUAUGCUGCAUGGCCCAUGGUAGUGUUUUACUCAGAUGUGGCUGCAUUAGAAACUGACAAACAAAUCAGUUUCUAAUAGCUUGGAAACGUUUUAGCUAAUUUCAGAUCGCACACAGAAUAGUUUUGCUCAGAACAUGCAGUGAGAGCAUAUUUUGUGUGUGUGUAAAAUUGUUAAUCUGAGUUGGCUAUAGUAUGAGCAGGUUCUAGUUUAUAGAUUAGGCUGCUUAAAGCAAACAUAAGAAUAGUGAAUGCGUUUUGGAAACAAACUCUUGUUUAUUGCAAAUGUAAAUGAAAAUAUCCUUAUCGAAAGUGUUUUCACUAAGUGGGUGGACAGUGAAAAGUUUGUGACGUUUUGUGUCACAUUUGUGAUUUUUAUUUUCUCAGAUGCAAAUAAGCAAAGAAAUUUCCACAACCAUAGCAAGACUUAAAAAUGCUCUCUUGUAUAGUGUAGAAAAGCAUUACUGUCUUUUGUCUUAAACCCGAACAGAACAGUCCCUAAAACAAAUCCCUAAAAUCUCCCCCCCCCCCCAUUUUCUACCUGAACAUUCUGACUAAAUUUUUGUCCUGAGAAAUAUCCCGUGACUGUAGUUUUGUAAAUCAAAUUUACAAAAUACACGAACGUCCUUUAUUAUGGGCAGAUCUUCGGGAAUUACGUAGAGACUAAACACUAUAGCACCAGUGAAUAAAUACAGUUAAGAUUCGCAUUAAAGUGUUUUUGUCAUAUCUUUUAAGCCUAGAGGCAGAUCAUUAAAUAUGCAUUUCUCUGGAAAGCAACUGUCGAGAAAGAUAAGGUGGUUUAAAUGGUCUAGACUUCACAGCCUUGCAUGGAAGAGGUGAGAGGAUGGAGUCAGUGGAGCAUGGCUGAGGUGUAACACUUGAGUGUCAAAGUGCUGGAAACUCUAAGGUGUGGCCUGAAACUGCCCCUCUCUCUGAGUGACUGAUGGAGGAAGGGGGAAAGAGGUGUGGGUAAAAUCCAUGCAUGUGUGAUGUUCCUAAACUGGCCCUUAAUUACUAGACACAAGCAGCAGUUCAGAAAUCUGGUCUCUGUUGUUGUAGAGGUCACCAAAUCAUUAACAUUGUCAAUCUGGCAGUAGCUAAUUUCAAUAGCACCUGAUGUUGCAACGCCUCCUUUAGUUUCCCUAGCCAAUCGGAUCUUGCUUUCAGCUGACAGAUGGUCCCAUAAAUGGAUGUAAAAAGGAGAAGCUGCUAGCCAAUUUCAUCAAGGCUCUAUUCAGUUGUUAGCUACGUUCUAAAAUCAGGGGGCUUCAUCACAGUGCUUGGGUUUUUGUUUUGUUUUCCUCAUUUUGCUGCACCCUACAACAGCACUGUGUGUUUUGUGGAUUUUUGAUUUUGAUUUUUAAUUUAUAAAAAAAGAUACAAUUCUAACACAUUUAGUUCCCUGAAACCAUAUCAAAUCCUUAGAGGAAUUGAAGCCUUGCAAGACCUAUUAUUUGCCAUUAAGAAUGGUUAUGGUAGGUAUUAGUAGUUUUUAAAAUCUGUUUGUUACAGCAGUCUUUCAUAGUCUGUGUAUAGAACAUAUAGCUUUCCCCAAGUCUGCAUUUUGAUCAGUCUGUGUUGUCACAUGAGUUUAGUUUGCUCCCGCUGGCUCGCUUGUUAAAUGUCUUUCUCCCUUCAUUUAUCUUCCUUCUCGCUCUCUCCUGCUCUCUCUCGCAUUGAUAUACUUGCCUCGCUUUUAAUAAAGGGCAGCCGCAAUGUGCUUUGCCAUUUUAAGGUCAUUAUCAUUUCUCUUUUGGAAUAAAGAAAAGGCUGGCUUCCAGCACGAGGCUGCGUGUGGCCAACAGAAAUGCUGAAGGCGGGGGUUGGGGUGGUUAUUUCCCCCACAUUCACACGCGGGCAUCACACAUGCAAAAUGGAAUCCUUGAAAAAAAUAAAAUAAGGAGGCAAUUGCCUUGGGACUGAUACUUUUUGGUUUGGUGUAUUGCGCAGUAGGCAUGGUAUUUCUUCCUUCCUUCCUUUUUUUUUAAGAGAGUGAUUUAUAGGAGCUUCAGUAAAUGCUGCAUAUUGUAUUUCAAAGAGUUUCCUGUCAUGACCUCAUAAAAAGAGGAGGCGGCUUGUAUGUGUACCAGCGCCUAGUAUAUGCCGAUUUGUUGCAUCGUUGGGCAGGAGUUCUGUAAGAAGGAAUGUCAGCUUUUACAUAACGUUCUUUUUGCUUUUGACACUGUGCGGGGCUGUAAGGGUCCAUCUUUGUGAUCACAGAUGGAGUGGAAUGGCUUGAAAAUGGUAAGUGGAUGCCGGCAGCAAACUGUCCAUAUAGGCUUAGUGCAGUUGGUAUGCCUUGUGAAUUAUGCUUGUUUAGGGUGGCAGAUUGUGAGCCAUAAAUAAAAUUACAGGUCAUUUUGGCUUUUAAUGGGGGCACCUGUGUAUGUAAUGUGUAUGUACAACUAUUAUAUAAAUAUAGUCAAGUGUCGUGGCACUGAGUGUUUCAUCCAGUGAGCAUGCAUUUGGAUGAUCUCCGCUGACAGUCGCGGUGCUUUUGUAGUGUGUCCCCAGCACAAGACACCUUUUAAUCUUCAUUUGUGCUACACGAUUGCUAAGUUGAAAUCUAAUGACUGCAUGUACUGUUGCCGUAGAAUCCGAACGCUAUUGUGAAACAAGGGUGCUUUCUUUUCUGCCGAAGGAAGUUAAAUCCAUUGGUGUGAUAGUAGUAUUUCUAUUUUUGGAGCGUUCUUCCAGCAGAGAAAAAUCAGAAACUACAUGACUUGUUCUUUCUACUCCCCCCCCCCUCCCCACCACCCCCUUUGCUGUUUCUUGUGCUUUCCUUAUAGAUUGUGCAAAAUGGCUCUAUCAAAUAUGGACUUUUGAAUCUUUCAGAACAGAGCAAAUCACGGAGGUGGGGGGCAGCAGGAGGGAGGGAAAAGGCAUUAACAUUCACCUCAUUCUUCCUACUUUUGUUUCAAUUAAACAUUUUGCAGGCAUUCCCUCUUCUCUCUCUGGAUAUUUAUUAUAAACUGGGAAACAAAGCUGUGGUCUUUUCCCUAUUCUUAUAGGAUUUCUUUGUCUAGCUGCUUGUUUUGAUGGGUGUAAAACAAAUAAGAUUAGACUGAGCAGCCGAACUGAAAGCGAUAGCUGGGAGGAAAAGCCAAUGAAAGGUUGCCGGGGAAACGAGCAUUGGGGAAGCUGAGUGGGGGAGCAGGUGGCAGUCAUGUGGGAAUACUGCAAACAGCGUAAAAAAAUUCUGGGGCUACCUCAAUUACCUUUGGUGUUCUUUGUGGCAGUCACAACUUUAAUUAUUCUUUAUAAAUAAGUGUUAAUUACAUUUCUGGCUCAAGCUUACAGUGAUUUCUAGAAUCCUUUUUUUCUGCAUCUGUUCUUUUUCUGCAUAUGGUGGGUGGGGGCUCUUUAACCAUUUUAUUUCUGAUGUGAAAUUGCAUGUGCAAGAAAGUACAAGGCGCAAGGGAAGCAGAACACUAUAAGGAUACAGGAUGCUGAAUGGAACUAGCAGACUUGCAAAUGCUCUCUUAGAGUAUUCAUCAAAUGUCAGGGUGAGAACUGUGCACAAACUUACCCUAAGUAAAGGUUUUUAUGUGGAAGUGCUGUUCGUUGUGUGUUUUGUGAAAUGCCAUGGUUCUGUAGUAGAAUCAUUAUUUAAUGCAAAUACAGCCUGUCAUUUACUUUAUGCAUGGAAUCACAGAUUUCAAAUAUAAUGAAACUACUCUUUUUCCUACCCAACUUAAUUUCCACAGUCUUACAGAUCUUUUAUCACAAUACGUUAUCUUUCUUUUGUGAAGCAGUACUUAAAAUACAAAAAUAUAAGCUAGGGGCUGUUAAGAACAAACUUAAGUAUCUGUUGCUAAUUUUUAUGGUGCCAUAUGUUGUCGGGCUCAAAAUAAUAGCAUAGCAUCUCUUAAAAGAAGGUAAUAGGCAUGUAAAGCAUUAGAAGACUUUGUUGGUUGGCAGGUGAUGGUAAAUAUAAUACAGAAGGCUAAGGAUGCAUAUGCCCGGAAUGUAUGGCAAGGAUAAAAGAGAAGCAUACCAGAAAUACAGGGGCACACCUUUUAUGCUUGCCAAAUUUCACAUUCCCUUUCUUUGGCACAUAAUUUGAAUCAUCAGUUAGAAUGGAAAUGCUAGUGUUUAGAAGGAUUAAAAGACGAGAAAUCAAGUCUGCUUGGAUUUCAUUCCUUAACUAAUUCUUUUGGAGACUUCAGGGUAGAUGAAAUUGACCAUGUCGCUAUAUAUGAAAAGAAAGUUGUAUGGGUUCAUAUAUGGAAACUGAUGAAUUUUCAAAAAUCAUUUUCAGAUGCAAUAUUACGUUCAUAAUCUUCAUUCCACAUUCAGACUAUUGAGUGUCUCCCUCCCCAUUCUCAAAGAGUAUCGGCAUACAGCUCUAUUGUUUUCUUGAAUCAUUUUGGUAGGUGUUUUUUUAGGGUUCUCUUUUCAUCUACUCUACACAAUUUUAGUGUAGAUUUUCAUUUCCUCCUUACAUAUAUCUCAUUGGCAUUGAACUAUCAGAUUUUUGGUGCCAGAGAUGGAUGUAAUAUCCAUAGCUUCUAUGUAUAUGUGGCUCUUUAUUUACUGUUAGCUUAUACACAUAAGAUUUUCUUGGAUGACAUGAAAGCUUAUGAAUAGAACCUUUGUAGAAGAAAAAUAUAUAAAACCAGCAGAUUAUUUAUGAUUGUUUCUGCACCAAACCUUUAAUUGGAUACCUAAAGCAGGUGAGAUGUGUGAAGCAUUUUAUUUAAAUAUCUAUAGUUUACAAAAUUCUAGUCAGGGCAAAUAGUUAUGGAUUGUUUAAAUAUUGACUCCAUCCUUUAAUUUAUAAUUAUUCCUAUUGCAGUGCACAUAACUAAUGAAACUGGCAUGUUACGUAGAAAGAUGCUCUUCUAGGUGGACAUCUUUCCUUUGGCUCCUUUCUUUUUGUUGCCUCUUUUGGCUGCGUUGGUAAAGGAAGAACUAGCAUGCUGUAUUAGAGAAUCACAACAAAGGGGUGACCAAAAAAAGAAUCACAACAAAAGGAUGCUUCCAGUGGUGGGCUUGGUUAUAUUCUGUUCUUAAUAGGCAUAGAAGAGUUCUAAACCUCUAGAGUUCAAACUUCAAUGGAUUAUUUUUUCAGUGUUCUGGAAUCUUAAUAAAUUGUUUUUUGGUAAUACCUUUUCUUUUUUCUUUUUUCAAUCUUCCACACGUUUUGCCCCAUAAGUUAUGUUUUAAAAACUUUUGAAUGCCUAGCAUGUCGUUGGGAACGCUUGUUAGGAGUUACUACAUACGUAACAUUAAGACUUAUGUAUGCAUGACCUUGUGGAGAGGUUAUGGUUCUAGGCUGUGCAUGAUUACCCACAUAAAGUAACUUCAGGAGUAUAUAAAUCCUUGAUAUUUUUGUACAUAAUCCAGGACCUUAAGAUACAGAGUGGGUAUGGAGUACAGCUUGAAUAUUUAAUUGCACUCGCAGCGUUGUCACACUUUUCAGUUUCUCUAUUGUGUGGCAUUUACUAUAUGUGAUUAUAUGCCUUCUUAUUUGGUUUGACUUUGGGGCAUCUGACAGAAUACCCUCUGAUACACUGGCAAAUACUGCAAUGCAGUAUUUUUUUCAAUGUCAUUGGGGUUUAGGGAGAAAAGAAUUGCAAGAAAUUUUAUGCAGGGCUGAAUCACUGAUGGCAUCAGAUUUUGUAAAAUUGGCCAGUACCUUUUGGAAAGGCAAUUACCCAUCUUGUGCCAUUUCUGCUCUUCUCUCAGAGGUAGAUGAGUGAGUGGGGUGUAUGUGUCUGCGUGUUUAUGCAUGCGAGCAUGUGCGCACUUGUGCUUCUAUUGCUUUGGUUUAGUAAAGCUAAACACAUUUGGUCUUCUGUGAGAACAGACAAGGAUGCAUGAGAUGUACAUAAUCCUAUGGUAGAAAAAUACAUAAUUAAAUGAAAACAUUUGUUCUUUUCACCCUUUUCUAAAAAGUACUUUGGCUAAACUUAUCCUAUAUUUUUAGUUUAUUAUAACCAGUGAAGAAUAUGUUCAUUUACAUUAAACACAGAUUUACUAUGUACAGGAGAGCUAUCAGUAAUGUUCAAAAUUUACUUAGCUGUUCCUUCAGGCGAUCUCUUAAAUACCUUAAAGUGUAGAAGACUUAUAGGUCACUAGCUUCAGAGUUGAAGAAAAGAAAGCACAGGUAGUAAAUUUAUAUGCCAUUGCAAAAAUUGUGUAAACUAAGCUGUCAAGGGAAAAUGAAGGGAUAAACAGAGGAGGGAAUGUACCAAUCCAGUACGAGAGAUAAUGGACAAAUUUUGAAUUUGUGUAGUAGAAGUGUCAAUAGCUUGACUUCAUAUGUUUUUUGCUUUAAUUAUUAUCUAUGUUUCUCCUUAAAGGAUAGCAUGGGGCAGCAAAAACAAUCCCUUAUUAAUUGUUUUGACAAUAGUUUUGCAGCAGCAGUGUACUUAAAAGCCGUAUAGCUGUAUAUGGCGAACAUAUAUUUAAUAUUUGUAAUAAUUUGAUGGGGUUCCCACAACUAGAAAUCAAUUAUGUAUUAAUUCAUUAAGAAUUACCUCCAUGGGCAGGGCUAUUUAUUUUCUCUAAUAACUACAUUAGUUUGCUUUAGCCAUGGCACAGCUUUUGUGCCCAUGGGGCCCUGUAGAAGUAAAGAGGAAACUGAGAAUAAUUCCCAUCCAUUAUUCUUCCCUUAACUGUACCUUUUAAUAUGAAGUAGUAAUCUAGAAGAGCCAGGAAAUACCAAGAAGCAGCGAGAAACCCUUAAUUAAAUUGGAUAAAAAGGCAGAGAGAACAUUGAAGAAACAAGGUCAGUUAAAGGCUGAACAUGCUUUUUAGAAAUGCUCUAUGCAAGGCUGGCUGGGGCUAUAUUUGGGAAUGGGAACAUAUAUAAAAUGAUGAAAUGUUCCUUUGUUGCUAAGGUGAACACAAUUAUGCCCAGUACUCUACCGUGAUGGGCAGAUGAGAUGUCCUUGGCCUGGCCUCUUAAGAGGUACUUUAAUUUUAAAUUAGCUUGUAUCAUUAAAACCAGCAGAGACAAUGCUGUGGGCAUAUGUGGUUAUCUGCACAUGUAGGAGCACUGGAUUGGGUGUUGAUCCAGUGUGUUGUGUGCCAUUUCAGUGAUCCUAAACCUUGAUGAUACAGGGGAUAUUCUGUUUGCCUGUUUACUUGAAACUGAUGCACAUGAAUGUAGAAGUUGUAGUCAUUUGUAACACUUCAAGGAAAAUCCUUGCAAAGCGCUUCUGUGCGUGCUUAAGUGUUUCUGAGUGUUGGUUUUGGACUGUGAUACCACUGGAACCUUUUCAGUAGACAACAUCUUUAAAUUCUGAUCACUUUUGCAUUGCCCUAGGCAUAUUUGCUUUUUGAUUGAUAUGAUACGUAGACACUCGUAAUUUCUAACUCCCUGUAGAUUGGAAUAUUGACCAGAAAUACGCCUGUGUUGUAACCUAGAAGUUUUAUAGGCAAUGUUAGAAAUUCACUUGUAUUGUAACAAUAAGCAGUACUUCACUCUGGCUGGUAAUGUAAGUUGGCCUUGCAGAAUAGCCUUUUUGAUAUUCACUCUGCUGGUUAGUGUAUUUAUUCUCCAGGUUGCACCUGAAAAAUAGCAGGCUGGCUCCAUCUUCAUAAAGUGCCCUCUUUAAGCAGACUUAGCAGUGGGAAAGAGCUGUGAAAAAUGAAGUGUAGCAGUCAAACUUGUUUAAAAACUCUCCAAGCUGAAUUAUAGUUAAUAAAGGAGUGUUGUCUUUUCUAUCGCUUUCUCUAACAAAGGUAUUUUGGAAUUAACAUAGAAGUAAGUAGUAGUGGGGUAACUUUCUCCACCAAUUAGUUCUAACUGGAGCUGGCCUUUUAAUGACUAAAACCCUAGUGUAUUAUCAGCUUACAUAAGAAUUACAGAAGCCUCUGCCCCAUGGAUUUCAAGACAUAUUGGUUGCCGUAAGAAAAACCUAACCCUAAAACAGCUUUUCCAUUAAAAACAACACCCUACACUUGUGUUCUACUUUUUGUGGAAUACAAGGGUAUUCUUAUUCUGUUAGUGUUUAUCAUCACUAAAGCACACUGAUAAUUAAGAUUAGACAUAUUUCAUAUGAGAAUUGUGUUAACAUACAUUUGGCCUUGAAAGCUUCCUGUCAGUGCAUAUAAAAAUGGAAAUCAGUCUGGUGUUUAUCACAAGCUUAAAAGACAAAGGCUGUGAUUCUGCAUUCAAGCUGCUUAAAUCUUAGUGACCUCAAUGAAAUUUAAGAAGCCUAACUGCAGAAUUUCCUGCCAAAAUGUGGGCCUAAAGACAGUUGAAUUACAGUAUUCUGUUUACCUGCAGACCUAGAAUCUAGAUUUUAAUUCCCUCUGGAGUAAGAGAGAAAUUCCCACUGAAACAUUCAGAUACCUUUUCUAAAAUCUUCUGCGACCUUUAGGAUAGUUUGAAAGGUGCUAGUAGUUGAGCUAAGGUGAAACAUUCAAGUAGAAUACAAAGGGAGAAGGUUGAACCAUAUAAAAUGAAACUACUAGAACAGGGUAUGCCCACCAGCUAUUGGGAGUUGAAAGAGACAUGUGUUUUGAAGGUUGAUCUAAACUGUGUUACAUUAACUGUCCGCUCAUAAAGUCAAAGAAGAAGCAUACAUGGUCUUUUCUUCUGCCACCAUCCAUCUAACACUGGCACUUUUUUGGUGCUGCCUUCAAUGUAUGCUCCAACUGUAAGCAUUUCUUAGUACUGAAUUAGUUAUUGAACUGAAGGUAAUCCUAGUGCAGCAGUUGCCGCUCAUUAGUGCAGUGAGAAUGAGCGCAACAAAUACAUAUUUUUGGGAUGAAGCAGGCCACUUAUUUAUUUUGGAUUAUUCAGCAGAUAAGCAGUGUUGGCGUGGCAGUCGGGCAAGGAUCUGGUCUUCAUUUGAAUCAGUGUUGGAAUAAAUACUUCUGCCAGACAGUUGGGAAGCACCCAUGAGAGUUGGCCAGCAGUAGACUCUGAUGUGGUGUAGACCGGACAUCUGGGUUCCCACUGGGCAGCUGGGGGGAGGCCGGGCCCCUUUUGAUCUAGGGGUGUGGCUUGAUUAGCCCCCCCUCCACCCCAAGACCUCUUAUGGAGGUUCUCAUUAUGUUUAGAUCCUGCCCAAUGCUGUUCCACCCAAGGUCAUCACAAAGUAUAGAACGCGUAACAGAAUGACCUUGACCAUCCUACCCACCUAGUACUCUUGCCAGAUCCUGUGGGACCUUGCAUGAACUGGCUCGGGAGGCUGCAGCCUGGCAGCUGCCGAUCUACCAGACAACGUCAUCCCAAACAAAAGGCAUGGGAAGCUAUGGUAUAACAUAUUGGUCCAACUUUAUCUACAGGUUUUGGUCUUACAUUUAGGCUGAAACAAACGUGGUAUUUCACAAAUAGAAAUGGGAUCCAGACAAAAUGUUGCUUGAAUGCAGUGAGCAGUUUUUAACAACUCAUUUUCAGUGUUAACUUUGAACUUGUAAAUUUUAUAAUUUAUAUUUUAUAAUUUUAUAAUUAACAUAUACAGUGAUGUCUCUCUUCCCCCCUUUUUCUUUUGGCCUGUAUUGCUGUGCUGCUGUUGAAAUGCAUGUAUUUUUGAUUACACAAAUAUCCAUAUCUCUUUCUAAUGUGUGCCAGAUGUGCUGUUAAGGUGCAGCUUUUACAGUGCCACAUUGCAGGAGCCUUUUAAGAAGCAAGCUCCACUGAAUUCAUUGAGGCUUAAUCCUACUUAAGGAGGGCUACAGCUUUGGAGCAUCAGUUGUUCUUUCUGUAAGAACAGCUAUUGUAGCGAAUUAGCCAGGUCUAGACAGAUUCAUGCAUUGUAAAGGCAAACUUAUAAUGCAAUCCUAGUCAUAUCUAUACAGAAGCAAGCUUCAUUGAAAUCAUUUUGACCUGCAGCACAAUCCUAGCCAUGGCUACAUCAAUACACGUUCUACUGAAUUCAGUGGGGCUUAGUCCCAAUUAAGAGGGGUUUAGAUUACAUCUUUACUCCUAGGUAAGUGUAUUUAGGAUUUCAGUGUUAGUAUAGCAACUAAAAUGGCUUUGAAUGUGCCCAUUUGAAGGAACCAAUUCAGUAGCUCUGCAUAGUAGCAUAUGUGUUUGGAACACUUCAAAAACUUUACUGCGAGUUUAACCAACUCAGAGAAUCUUGAAUGUGGUUAAUGAGUUGACAUCAUGUUUGAUCAUUCAGAAAGUGUGGUAUAUAUUUAACAGUAGAACUGCUAUUUCCGUAAAAUGAGUAUAUUUUUAGUAUCUUUUCUUUGCCAGCACUAGAUCUGAAAAAAAUAUUUGUAAGUUGAAUAUUUGAUGAAGUGGAAAAUAAAAGCUGAAAUUAACACUGUGUUUCUUAUACAACUUUAGUUGGAAGUUUAGUUAGGUGUGGAAAUCAUGAGGUGUGAGUUAGCAACACAUUUUAGUGAAGGAAGAGGAAACAAUAUUUUUCCACCACAGUUUUGGUCUUUAAAAGGCUUCAGUCUGGAUCCCAGCGGUCCAAGUCCUGGUAUACGCAUGCAACAGAAUGAGAUGGUAGAAUGAGGCAGUACCCACUUAAACCUGCAGGUGAUAGGGAGUGCCAGGCCCUAAGAUGCUAGUUUUCCACUUGCAGAGAAACUUCUGCAUAGGGGGAUUUUUUAAUAUUAAAAAAAUGAUUUAUGCCUGCAGCCCAUUCUGUGACCUGUCUCUGUCACCUUGUUUUGCUGAAUAUGCAGACCAGACCUAAGCUGCCCUUCUGCGGCUGUAGAUUGCACAUAACGACAUAGCUAGCUCCCUGAAUUAUCACUUCAUUGUCAUGUCCUAUACACUUGAAAUGAACUGAUAGAUUAUUCUCAAUUUGUGAACAAAGUAGGAGACAGUAUGAAUGCAGGUGGACAGUAAUUGAACAUCAUGCACCAUUUGCAAGGUGUUACUAAUCCUGUAGGGGCAGAGCUGUUUUGUAACCAGAAUUUAAUCUGUAUUGUUCUCUACACAAUUAUUUUGUUAUGGUAUGCAGUGCCAUGAUCAACUUCAGGUGAGGAAACUUCAGUUAAUUUAGGGUAACCAAUUUGUGUGUUUAUUAAAAAAUAAUAAUCCUAUAAUCUAUAUUUUACCAUUUUAAUUUGAGAUUUCUUUGUAGGAUGAGGUGCACAUAGGAAGAAAGGAAACACCGUUUAUAUUGUAUGGUUAUAUUGGAUACAACUGUAGUUUAAACUUGAAUAUCCCAAGUUUACCUAUUUGACUGUCACAACUUCAGCUGUCUUGGGAAUCAGAUAUUGGCUUUGAUAGAAUAUAAUUAAUUUUGUAUACCUUAAUAUUUUCAGGGUGAAAUUUUGCAUGACAAUUAGUAUACACAUUUAUAAUCUCUAUAUUUGAAAAUAGUUUCUUAUUGGCUUGACUUGUUCAUAAUGAUGAAACCUUGUUUGUAUAACAUAACAUAACAUAACAUAACAUAACAACACAAGUGCUCCUAUUUUCCUCUGUCAAAGUAUAUAUUAGAAGGCUUUAUUACUGCCUUAAACGUCCAGCUGACUGUAACUGAACGGUCAUUUAGAGUUUUAUGCAGGAAGUAUAAUCCAUUUGUAAUAUGUCAUCUGCUGUUUGUUCUUCAGUGUAGCAUUCGCCUGUGUUGUUACAUGCUGCUCACAGUUGACAGCAAUGAAGUAUUUCAUUCACGUGCAAACUUAAGUUCAUCUUUGCAAAACUUGCUGGUUUAGCAAUAUACCAUCUUGUCUGCCUUUCAAAAGCUUUAGAAUAACUGAAAAGUUGCAGCAGUAGGUGUUUGGUAUCUCUGUGCAGAUCUUGUGCAUUUUUUGCCCUUGGAAUAUACUUUUCAUACCUAGAGCUAUGCUGGAGUCAUGACCCUUAGACCAUGUGUAUACCAUGCCAUCCCUUUGGUUAGUGUUCUUUUCAUCAUGGUACACAGUGCACCUCAAAGCACCAAAAAUGUAUUCAGCUUCACCUGCUCCUGAGCAUUUCAGACUCCUGAGAAAUGCUUUAGUUACCAUGGGACUAGAUAGCUGCCACAUCCUUAAAUGGGGUUGCCUUUAAAAUUGUCUACAGAAGCUCCAAUUUGUUCAGAUGCAGCAGCUAAACUUACUGGAGUUGUUUGUUGUUGGGACAUUUAGUUUUCAUUUUGCAACAACUGCAACUCAGAGCCUUGAUGAUGACCUUUUAAAAGCCCCAAGUGACGUGAAUGUUGGUUACCUAAAGGUUUUCUCCUCCCAUACCAUCCUGCCUAUUCCUUCAGACCUUCUAGAGUGGGCUCUCCAUGUCACAGCAAUGACCUAGGCACAGUUGGUUGCAAUGGCACAUGGAAAAGAUCCUUCUCCAUUUGUGUACCUAAAUAGCAGAACUUCUUACCUCAGGAGAUGCAUUUAGCCUCUUUUUAUUGGUCUUGUGCCACCAGCUGAAGACAGUUCUUUCCCCGCAGGCAUUUGCCAAGCAGUAUAAUAUAAUAUUAGUGCACUGAUCCCUGGUUUUAAAGUUUCCUUUAUUUGCUGGCAGUUCUUUUUUAUUUAAUGUGAGGUUUUCCUUUUUAAAAAAGUGUUAGAUCUUAUGUUUUAAUAUUGGAGGGUAGAUGCAUUUAUUUGAUACAUCUAAUAAAGAAAUAAAAAGUAGUAUUGAGAUUGGCGCCUUUUCAUUUCCCCCCAUAAGUGAUCUAGAUUCAGAGGUAAAAAUAAGACAGUCAAGUCUUAUUUUCCCAUCAGAGCAGUUUCCGCAUGUGCUGUAGAUGGAAGUGAGUGGCACAUGGGGAUUGUCAACCUGGGAAGGUAGCUCACCUAGGAGAAGGAAAACUAAUCCUAAACCUCCGCUGCCUUACAGGAUAUCUUUGGGAGACGAAAAGGCUAAGGAGUAAAGCCUACACAAAUCCACUGUAGAGUUUCUAAGAUGGUUGGAUGGCUCCUUGUACGCUUCAUUCUGUCAGCUGCUCUAGCCAAGCUGAGGAUACCAUGCUCAGUGAUAUAAAACACCACGUCAAGGUCCAGAAGUGAGAACCAGGUUGCAGUCCCACCCCCACCCCCCGGUCGUGAUCUCUGUAAAGGUUCCAUGGACAGACCAUAACCCAAAUAGAAAUGGAUCUCAAUAGAAGUGCUAUCCAAGAAUGCUUGCAGCUUGCCCUAUCACAACACUCUCCACCACAUUCCCCUAAGGGGGUUUUGUGACGGUUAGUUUUUCUGUUCAAGGAGUCGAGGCACUGUAUUUUAAAAAUGUCAUCUAUUAAAUAAAUAUUGCUGGAAUUUUAGUGAGCAUCUGUAAUUACAGGUGUGAUAGUGUUAAACUUCUAAAUAUAACCAUAUAUCACCAGAAAUGUUUUCAAAGGCAAAACAAGUAACAUCUCAACUGAUCUGUAGAAAAUGUAACUUGGAAAGAGACAUUGCACAUACUUUUGUAAACCAAGUUUUUUAAAAUAAAAAUAAAUUUUAAAACAAAAAAAAAUUAGAUACUACUUAAUUGUAAACAAAACAUGUAAACUGAUUUAGUAGUAUUCCCCAGUUUUGCUGGGGAAACUUGAGUAACAGUGCCAUGAUGUUCAACUGAUAGAAGUAGAAAAUAAAUAUUCUUGUGUUCAUCCAGGUAGUGGUAAUAUCAGUGAUAGUAAUAUCUGACUACAUAAAGUAUUUGGUGUCAUUUGUGCCCUCUUCUCAGCUUCUUCCACAAUUUAACAUUUUGGCACACCUUUUCCCCUCUAAAUUUUGAUUUCUAAACUUUCCAUCAUUUCAGCUCUCCCCACCCCCUUUAAAAAUAGUUGUGAAUAUGUUUCAGACCAUGGGUAGGCAAACUAAGGCCCGGGGCCUGGAUCCGGCCCAAUCGCCUUCUAAAUCCGGCCCGCAGAUGGUCCAGGAAUUAGCGUGUUUUUACAUGAGUAGAAUGUGCCCCUUUAUUUAAAAUACAUCUCUGGGUUAUUUGUGGGGUCUGCCUGGUGUUUUUACAUGAGUAGAAUGUGUGCUUUUAUUUAAAAUGCAUCUCUGGGUUAUUUGUGGGGCAUAGGAAUUCGUUCUUUUUUUUUCCAAAAUAUAGUCCCGCCCCCCACAAGCUCUGAGGGACAGUGGACUGACCCCCUGCUGGAAAAGUUUGCUGACCCCUGUUUCAGACCUAGAUUACAUGUCAAAGUGUGCACCAGUGUAUAUCCAAAGAAUCAUAACUCUAAAACAAACAUUUCAGUAUUAUCGAAUGUUUCAAUUCUAAGGAUCUGUUUUAAUAAUAUAUAUUUUUAUGUCCUACCUUUCUUUCAUCGUGGAAAUGAAGGUUGCAAGCAAAGGAGUCCCAAGUGAGCUCCCACCCAGAGCAUUCAUCAGAUGCUGCUUCAGCAAAGUUGUUACAGUGGUACCUCGGGUUAAGAACUUAAUUCGUUCUGGAGGUCUGUUCUUAACCUGAAACUGUUCUUAACCUGAAGCACCACUUUAGCUAAUGCGGCGUCCUGCUGCGCCGCCAGAACACAAUUUCUGUUCUCAUCCUGAAGCAAAGUUCUUAACCCGAGGUACUAUUUCUGGGUUAGCGGAGUCUGUAACCUGAAGUGUCUGUAACCUGAAGUGUAUGUAAACCGAGUUACCACUGUACUUCAUUCCCUUCCAACCAUGCUCACAUCAGUCCAUACAUGAGACUUUAUUUAUUUUACAGUGAAUUAGCACUUUAGAUGGCCAUGUCUCUUCCACAAGUAGGAAACACUAAAAUACUUUCUAUCUUCAUCCUAGAUCUGCCAGAUAAACUGGUUGUAAAUACUUUCCCAAGGAACGGUUUGUUAUUCUGUUUCAAACUCGUAAUUGGUGCCUGCCUGUUAAAGGCCACAAUUCAUUCUAAGGUUGGAUAUAGGAGAUAAAAAGAUAUGUAUUUGGUGAGACAGGAUUAUAUGUUUUUAUUUCCAGGUAUUUGGUGAGAGAAAGUAGUAUGUUUUUAUUUCCAGGUUUUAGUAUUAAGUGCCCACUAAAGGAGCGACUCAUACAUUAGAUGGCCGGACAUUAUACGCUUGCACUGCUUUCUGCAAAUUUCACUCUAGCCCCAAUUCCCUUCCUAAGAAAUCACUGCUGAUGUUGUUCUGCGCUACUUUUUCUUUUUCUCUCUCAAGAUACUUACUUGUACAGAAUCAAAUACAUUAUCAUUAAUCACACUGUUUUCAGUUUCAUCAAAUGAAAGUGUGUUUUAGGACUGGGUAACGGGGGAGCAGAAAUAGAUCAUUAGCAUUGCCCAUUGCUUUGUGGAUGUGUAGUACCUCAAGGUUGUAUCCAGUCCUACUCAGAGUACACCCAUUGAAAGUAAUGGCCUUCUCUGAGCGUAGUUUACUUGGAUACAAUCCAUGAUGUUGGGCUCACCACCCAUUCAUACUUGACUAUGGAUUAAGAAACCCCAUUUUCUCCGAUAAAAAUGGUCUUGUUUAAUUGGACUAGAGGUCUGUUAAGAAUAGCAUUGUCUGUGAUGGUGUCCAGUCUCGUGUCACAAAGAUGUUUUCAAACAGGACAGAAUGAUUGUCAACCUCUUAUUUGUCCCCAGCAACUGGCAGUAGAGGUUUAUCACCUUGGCACAUGUAUAUUUUCUUUCUGGCUUUGACGGCAAAUAUCCCUUGAUUAUGUCGUCUGAAACAUACUUAGCCUUGUGAUCAUCACUUUAUUCUGUGACGGUGAAUUUUGUUGGGUUGUUACUCAGGUGGAGGUGGGAAGAAGGUGCCCCCCCGGGUCUACUACACUGAAGGAAUUAAAUCUGAAAUCUAAAUAUAUGAAUGACAUGUUCUGCUAUUAAACUGUUUGUCAUUGAACUAUGACCCUUAUGUCCUUUAUUUCCUAGCAGUAGAAGAUUACAACAGAUAGUUAAAUUCUCAUCUCCCAAGUACUUAGGAAAGCAACACUGACCCUGUAUGAGGAUAGUUAUGGUGCAACCAUUAUAAAAUUAACUUACUUGCUUGCUCUUAUCUAUCUAUCUGAAGAUAGUAGCAUAAAGAUAUAAAAUGAAAACACAAAAUAACUUAAUAAAACCCCAAGACUCACAACUGAGAUUGCCUCUUGCCUCCUUAGCAACCUCAGCAUUUUCUAGCUGGUCACGGGCUAAGCCAUUUGCAAAGUGUUUGCAGAGAUGGCCUAUGUAUUCAUACAUUUCUGAAAUUUAAAUUUAUUUUUUUUAGAUAGGUGGCGGAAAUUGAAAGCUCACCUUCCCAUUGUGCAUAGUUUGUUGGAGAGAUUUCAGGAGUUAAAACAUGAGAGAUCUGAUCAUAAGAACAUAAGAAGGGCUUGUUGGAUCAGACCAGUGGCCCAUCUAGUCCAGCAUCCUGUUCUCACAGUGGCCAACCAGGGGCCUAUGGGAUGCCAACAAGCAGGAUUCAAGCGCAGGACCACUCUCCCCUCCUGUGAUUUCCAGCCACUGGUAUUCAGAAGCAUUACUGCCUCAAACUGGAAGCAUAAAAUCCUAUUUUUAAAGAUAGAAGUUCUCAGCAUUGUGAUGCUGUUCGUAUAUGUCAUUCUUCAGACUCUCAUCUCUGCAGAUACUUGCUUGAAGUACAAGGAACACUGUAGUUAAACAAAACAAAAACAGCAAAAGAUUGUUUAAUACAGUGGUACCCCGGGUUACAGACUCUUCAGGUUACGUACGCUUCAGGUUACAGACUCCGCUAACCCAGUAAUAGUGCCUCGGGUUAAGAACUUUGCUUCAGGAUGAGAACAGAAAUUGUGCUCCGGCGGCGCUGUGACAGCAGGAGGUCCCAUUAGCUAAAGUGGUGCCUCAGGUUAAGAACAGACCUCCAGAACAAAUUAAGUUCUUAACCUGAGGUACCACUGUAAUUUUAAACAAAAAAUGAAUUUCUUGGCUAGAAAGCAAGUUUAUUUCCGAAUGCAAACUAGAUAACAACAGAAAAGUAUGUGAGCUGUAAAAAGGUUCACUCCAUGCACACUCUGAGCAGCUUCUAACACAUGCAGGGCAGCCACAUUGAAAGAGAAAUGGUACGAUUGCUAAUGCCUGCACUGUAUCUUCCUUGGCUUCUCCCCCUCAUGACAUUUACGCUGCCAUUGGCAGGCAGUUUUAAAAAUUUAAUUGCUACUGGAAUUUCUGAGGGAGCAGAUAGUAAGAGAAGAUUUUACUCCUCCUGCAUUCUGUGGUGUCCUCUCCAUCCCUGCCCCCCAAGCCUGAAGUUUUGGGAUAGUUUUUUUGGUAGACAGGUUCUGCUCUAUCUGUUCAUUCCUCCUUGGGCCACUUUCAGAACCUAGGUGAUGGGUGUGUCUGACCUCUCUAGAGAGGCAGAGCUCAACCCAGUGACUGACAGCUCUGAGAUGGGUGGCAUUAGAGGUACAGAGGAAGUGUUGGAGAUGAAAGCAGGGCUGAAGAGGGAGGGAGGGAGGGCUUGGGGUUCUUGUCACAGGGACAGGCAAGGCGAGCAGGUUGAGGGAUCCUCCACUUGGCUCAUUUCCAGUAUCCUCACUGUCGGGCUCCCCCAAGUUGGGCACCUCCCCAGGGUCCCUACAAACCAUCUACAGUGGUACCUCAGGUUACAGACGCUUCAGGUUACAGACUCCGCUAACCCAGAAAUAGUACCUCAGGUUAAGAACUUUGCUUCAGGAUGAGAACAGAAAUCGGGCGGCGGUAGCGGGAGGCUCCAUUAGCUAAAAUGGUACCUCAGGUUAAGAACAGACCUCCAGAACGAAUUAAGUUCUGAACCCAAGGUACCACUGUACCUGCAUCGUCCUGAUUUGACCAGCCCAUGACUGUGUGUGUUUGUGUGUGUGUGUGUGAGAGAGUGAGAGAGAGAGAGAGAUAGUUCCACUCAUCAUUGGCAUGUGACCCCCAAUAAGUUAAUCACCAGGGAAUGUUGACCUUGGACAGAAAAGAGUUCCUCACCUAUGAUGAGUGCAGCAAACUCAACAACACAAGAAUACCUGUUUGCUAAUAUGAACAGAGACUAUGCAGACAGUGGUCAUUUUUGCUGUGGUUAAUUAAAAAUAUAUGUGCUAUUUUUGUCUUGGAACAAACUCUUUAAAAGCCGAAGCUCUGUGGUUAUGCUAGAACUAGCUCAAGAGUGCAGUCUAUGUAGGGAUUUGUAGCUAACACUGUUUAAUUAUAAUAAAUAUUGGAGUAAAUUUGUCAAAUAUAUCUUUGUCACAUACAUAGUUUCUGGGAUAAUUCUUUUUCUGUGAGCAACACCUUGGUGAAAAAUCAGGCUUUUAUUGUGAAUUUUGUCAGCAUUUUGACUAAAAUAAGUUUAUUGAUGCUCAUAGGUUGCAUAUGGCUAUGGAGCACUGGUGAUUAUCAGAAGGCACAUAAUUUUUGCUUUCUAAUUCUCACAAAUUUUACACAUCAAGAGCCAUCUUGGAUUUGUCACACUUGGAAGGUAAUAGUUGCAGGCCCCUAAUAGCAUACAGUAAGUUGGACAUACCUUACAGAUAUAGUCUUGUAUCUUUCUAGAUAAUGAAAAUGACGAGUAAAUGAAGCUUGUAUAUAAGUAAAUUACUUGUACACUUCUUGCUCUGCUUUGUUUCCAACAUGUCCUUCAGGACUCACUAGUCCCAGUCUUGACUUGCUCUGUGACCAUGACUGCAGCAAUAGCUUCACAGCAUCUACACUGCUACCAUUUGUCUCACCCUCCUGGUAAGGUUGUGUCUCUGCUGGUUCACCAGUGGAGCCAAUUUGGUGCUCCCACCGGUGUGCAGCAGUAACCAUGCUGUCACCUUGUAAGCAGCUACUGCUGGGGGCUAUUAAUAUGGCUUUGUCCAUCAGAUAGAGCCGCUCCUGUCUGGGUGGCUCUCUCAGUAGCAGAGCAAGGGCUAAUGCAAAUGUAAUAUCAUGUGAGAUAGAGAUGGAGCAGAAGUUUUAUUCAAUUCUUAUGUCUGAUUCAGUUCUUAGCUGUGAUACCUGCAGUCCAAUGACUCUUGGGACACUGUUCUAUGAUUCUCAUUUAAAGGCAGACCUACCUAAUUUGCACUUUUCAAACUGAAGCACAGCCAUCUUUUAAAAUUCUGGGACUUUCUGAAUGCAGAACACAGGCUGUACCAUUGAGCUACUGCCCCUCUGAUUGGAUUCUCCCUUUUCAAUGACUUCUGUUAUACUAUGGAAAAAUAAAAACCAGCAGGAGAUCUCAUCAAGUCUUGUUUGGCCCUAUCGUUAUGCUAGGAUUCUUUUUAAAGAAAAUUGUAGCCAUAAGCAUAUGCUUCUCUCUUUUUUGGAAUUGAUAUUGGCCUAAUUCAAUGAUGGCCAAACUUUCCCCUCCAGCUGUUUUUGGACUACAACUCCCAUCAUCCCUAGCUAACAGGACCAGUGGUCAGGGAUGAUGGGAAUUGUAGUUCCAAAACAGCUGGCGGGCCAGGUUUGGCCAUCACUGGCCUAAUUCAUGCACCACAUUAAAGUAUAGUAGAAACAAAUGGUCAUUUUAUGUGAGAGUGCAGUCUGCUGCUGGAACACUCUCGUUCUGCUCUGGACCCUACUCUUGUUGUCUUUGCUUGUUGUGUCUGAAGCCAGGCAGACUCACAAACCAAAAGUGAUAACCCAACAGUUUGAUGGAAACAAACCAAGAGCUUGGAUUUGGAUUGUUGUGACAAACCAGACUCUGGCUUGUUUCUGGCAGUGCAGCAGAAGCAGAGCAAUAACUUUUCAGAAGCAUGUACGUUAAGAUACAGUUUGUUCUUGAUUUAAUAUGAUGUGCAAACCAGUCCAUUUCUCUCAUGCAAUAUGUCAAAAACCAACUAAUGUAACUGAGACAGAAGUAGAAAUGCAAAAGUAGAAAUGCGAGUCUGGGAUCAGAAAUACAACCUGUUCUGGUACUUUUUCUAAAGGAUUAGUUUAGAGGGGUUUCUGGAUGUACAGACAGCUGCAAUAUCUAGGAAUGCCUUUCCCCAGCUUUGAGUGGCGUACAAGUGCACACAUUCCUGAAGAAAGCAGAUCAUCCAUUGUUACACAGCCAUUAAUCUUAUCCAGUGAUAUGAGAGCCAGUGUGGUGUAGUGGUUAAGAGUGGUAGUCUCGUAAUCUGGGGACCGGGUUCGCGUCUCCGCUCCUCCACAUGCGGCUGCUGGGUGACCUUGGGCUAGUCACACUUCUUUGAAGUCUCUCAGCCCCACUCACCUCACAGAGUGUUUGUUGUGGGGGAGGAAGGGAAAGGAGAAUGUUAGCCGCUUUGAGACUCCUUAGGAUAGUGAUAAAGUGGGAUAUCAAAUCCAAACUCUUCUUCUCUUCUUCUUCUUCAUCAUCCAUAUUAGAUUAUGGAAACACGCUGCAUGUGAGGUUGUCCUUGAAAAGUGUUCAAAAACUCCAGCUGGUACAAAACAUUUUGGCCAGAAUAAUUUCUACUGUUCACUUUUCUGACCAUAUUACUUUGGUCUUGCUUAAAUUACACUGGCUUCCACUUUUGUUUCUUGCUCCAAUUCAAGGCACUUGUUAUUGCCUACUUUGGGCUGCCUUUGAAGAUGACCUGGAAACUUCAGUUGGUCUAAAACGCAGCAGCCAGAUUACUGGCUUGGUUUCCAUUUAGAGCUUAUAAACCGUGUUUUAGAACAGCUGCAUUGAUUGCCUGUUUCCUGGCCCAGUUUAAGAUGCUCAUGCUAAUGUUUAAACCCCUAAAUGACUUAGGUCCCAAUAGCUGAAAGAUUGCCUCUUCCCCUACAGAUCUUCUUGGAUUUUAAGUGGUUCAAAUGCCCUCAAAAUCUUGAGGGUUGUUGGCCCAGGAGAGAAGAUUCUCUCUAGCAUCCCUGAAAUUGUGGAAUUUCUGCCUAGCAUAGGUGCAUCUGUUACACAGUAAUAUAUCAUGGCUGAAGAUGCACCUAUUUGCUCUGGCCUUUGACACUAUUAUAUAUGAUUUUAGAAAGCAAUUUACAAUGAUAUGAAGGCAUACUUACCCCAUAAAAUACAAUAUAAAACCCUGUAAACGUUUAAAACAUAAACUUCAAUAUAUUUUUGUUAUUUAUAGUUCAAUUAUUAUGCAGGUAUUUUGCCUGUUACGGUGCCCAGUAGUAUGAAACCAUAAAAGUGCCAAUUUUUAACUUACUCAUGUUACAGGCUGAAUCUUACAUUUUAUAUAAAAGUUGUAACGUUUUGUCACUCAAAACUUUAGACAUUGAUAAGCAUCUGUUAGACCAGAAGCUUGUAAUUUUUCUUGACAAGUUAUUUCUGCAACUAGGAAGUUCUGUUUUUCGCUAGGGUUCUUUGGAAAAAUGUUGAUGAUACCCUCAUACAUUUUUGCAGGUUGUUGUGUCAAAAUGCAGAGGGUUAAAGAUUUAUUUUGGGGAUAUUGGAUUUGCCUGGAGGCAGAAAUACUCUGAAACCUAGUUUUCCCCUUUUAUUUGGAGUUCAUAAUGUAUUUAUUAAGUAAAUAAUAGCAAGUCUUGUUGUGCAGUACAGAAGCGUUAAUAAAAAUAGUAAAUGACAUUGAAACAUGGCAGUUUUGUUAUUGAGAAGGAAAUACACUUUUGAAGGUCCCACAGAUAAGCUUUUAUAUUAUUUCCAUGGCGUUUUUUUUCAGAUACCAGCCUACUUAAGCAAGAAUAAGUUUAUUGAUUGAUAUAUUAAGAGGUUAUACCCUGUCCUUGAAGCACAGUAUCAGGAUUACUUCCAAUAAAAUAGUGAAACACUAUGCAAUAGCUAACACAUAUCAAGAAGACAUUGAUUGCACAAUCUAAACAAAUUUAAGCAUUUAUCCCAAUGUUUUAAAUAGAAGAAAUUAAGUAUUUGUUGAAAGCUUAUGUCCACUUCUCUAGGAAUAAGCCCCUGUGAUCUUAUUGAGACUUCCUUUUGAGUUUGCAUGUAUGAGAUUGUGUUGUAACUCACCCUUUCAAAUCAACACUCGUGAAAACCUUGGAUUUGGAUUUACCUUAUACUUGAGGGGCAUUUCUGUUUUGGUCAGAGUGUGACAUGAGAGAUUGGCUGGAGGUAAGAGAGAAGACAUUAACUGAUGUGAUUUGAUCACAAGGAUCAUCAGUAUAUCCUUUUGUUUUCUUCUAGUAUUUUUCUAACAUUUUGGCUAGAGGAAAUAAGGGUUUAUCAUGUCUGCACAAGAUGAAGGAUUUGGGGGUCUCACAUUUUAAUUCUUCAUUUCCUAGAGUAGUAAUGCUAUAUCAGCAACUGAGGAUGGGUGACUAUGUUAAUUUUUGGCUUCUUAUUUUUUUGCAAUAUUAAGUUCGAUUCGUCACAUUUUCAAAUCAGGUUGUAAUUUUUUUAAUGCAAAUUUCUCCUAAUAUACAAUUUUUUGCACGGAUUCUUUUUAACAUGCAUUUUUUUUUGCAAAGUAUUUGUAUUUUUCACUAAUGAAUGCAUUUAUAUGCACACUGUACCCCACUGUAGGCAUAUUUUACAUAUUACAUGACUGGAGAACAAUAUUGCAAACAUUGGAGAUGUGAAUUGUGGAGGAUGGCUGUGUUAUAGUUUGCAUAUUAUUUCAAAAAGUGUGAAUUGGGUAAAUUAGCUUUUAAAUGCAAACUGAAUCCAUUUUCUCCCACAUCUCUUAUCAGCCACAAAGGAAGAAUCAAGAAGCUGCCAAAGUGUGUGGCACAAAAAAUUAGGAGUAUCUCACCACCUAAUUUACUGGAAUCUGAAGACUUCCCGGAUGGGGUGGGGGAUCAAGAAUACAAUUUCCCAGUGCAAUAUUAUUGGCAAAGUUCAUUUCAGCUUUUUAGAAGUAUAGUUGGAGUGAGACCUCUGUGAUGCCAGGUGUUGUACAAACAAGAAGGGAGUUUGUUUGUUUGUUUGUUUGUAAAAGGAGCAUGCAAGGGACCACAGGUCGGCAGUUGACACUACUAAAGUCAUGAUGGGUGGAACUAAUACCCCUAGAUUGAGUUUAUCAUAUUAACUUAAUUACUUAGUGUGUGUUUAAAAUACUUGAUUAAUUGGACAUGGGUUUUCUGUCUAUUAGCUGUAACUUGGACUGAGUUAAUAUAGGGAUUCAGACUGGAUUCAGAUAAUCAAGAAAGGAGUAUAACUGUAGAUUCAGGUAGGUAGCUGUGUUGGUCUGACGCAAUCAAAAUAUAUAAAAAUAUUUUAAAAAAUUGUCCAGUAGCACCUUAGAGACCAACUAAGUUUGUUCUUGGUAUAAGCUUUCAUGUGCAUGGUAUCUGAAGAAGUGUGCAUGCACACGAAAGCUUAUACCAAGAACAAACUUAGUUGGUGUCUAAGGUGAUACUGGACAAUAUAUAUAGGAGUAUAACUGUGUUUUGUAUUUUGUUUUAAAUGCGUGGACUAGCUACCGUAAUCUUUCAGCUACAAGUCAGGUUCUGAAACAUGGAUGCUAUACAUGCUGUAGUUUGCAAUUGCAGAAUAGAGCACAGUGUUGAAAAUAAUUAUUUUAAAGGAGUGCAUUUCUGCAAGUCUUAAGUUUGCAAUGGGUCCCCUCUGACACUUUGUUCUGACAUGCAAAAGCAUGUUUGAAUGAUAAUGAAAGAAUUGCCUUUGACAACAGAAUGCUGCAUUAUUUAUCAGUGUUUAUUUUAUGAAAUAAUUUUCUAAGUCUGUUCAUUAAUUAACAUUUAGAAAUAAUAUGAAAUUAUAGUUAAUGAAUUUUUGAUAAGUUAUAUUUUACCACAGUGACUUUCCUUGCCAUUAUAAACUUUCACAGUCCCUUUGAGUAUUUCCCCUCCCUUUUAAUUUCAGAACCCAUCCAACCAAUUUGGAAGUGAUUCCAUUUUAUUACCAUAUUUCCCAGUUCCCUUUGCUCACUUAGAAAUUGCUAGUUUGUGAAUGCUUGUCAAACUUGUUUUAAUAAUUUUGGGGGGGUUACUUUUGUUGCUCAUUCAGACAUACUUUCCUAUUGGAAAUAGAUGUUUUCAUGUACAUGCACAAGUCAGAUUGGGAUUUAAUAGAUUUUAUUUCUACAAUGUGAGGUUCUUUCCAGUUCAAUACCCAGAUGUUGCUUGACAUCUGAGAAUAUUAACAUUUUUUAAGAAAAUGAACAUUUCCCUGUAUUGAUCAGGGGCAGUGGGAGUUGUAGUCCAAUAACGUCUGGAAUAAGCCACAUUGGCAACCUCUUCUUUAGGCUAUGGGGCAACUGAGUUUAGAAGCUGCAAUAAAGGUUAUUGUAAUUUAAGUUGUCCUUGUUGAUACCACCACUUUGCCAAAUAAGUGGAGAUAACGGGAAGAGGGAAUGUAAAGAAAAGAGGCAAGAGUAACAGGAUGGAUAUAGAGUAACAGGGAGAACCACCUAUCCACCUGCCAUUAUAUUUUUCCAAGUGAUUGUUCCUCAAGCCACUCUUCCCUUGCAGGGUUCCAGACAUAUAGUUGUAUAUCCUGUGAGAUUUCAGGCAUAUUUGCAAUGGUGUGUUGUCUCUGAAAAAUUCCAUCUACUGCGAAGUGCACAGCAGUGCCCCAAUUCAGCUCCAUCUAGGUUUGGAAACUCCAGUAUGCACAUGAUGCUUGUGCAUCCUGAAGGCUUUCUUGCUAACUUAAAUAGAGAGGGAUGGGCUGUACCAAGUGUUCAACAUGAAGUGUGUAUGGGAAUAGGAAAGUCCACUUAUCAGGAGCUCUAUGUGUGUCUGGGUGUUAGGCUUUGAAUUACAAUAUUCUGGUCCUUGAUGCUCCGUGGAACAGCAUACUGCAUCUGCCCCACCAUUUUAUUGCUGAGCAUUGUUUGAAGAAAAAGGAAGGGUGUUCCAGGAAAGGGCAGAGAAUUAGAGGCUAAUUCUUAGGUGCAGCACUUGCAUAAGGCAAAUGGAGCUCCAUUUCCUCUUCUCACCUUUUAGUCCAAACUUUUUGUUGAUGGACAGGGGAUAGGAGAGGAACAGCUUUCUGUUCUGCACAGAUAGCUCUUUAAACAUGGGUCAAAAAGUGGCAACUCUACAUGAAGUAUAUACAGGCUGACUGUUGACUUGUCUGUCUUAUUUAAAGGAAUGCGGAUUUUUGCUUCUUGAAUUGUUUUGCUGGUCCACAGCAUCCAUCAGUAUUUAGAUUUGAAAUCUGCUUGAUGCAGCUGUGUGAGCACUGGGGGGGGGGGUAUGUUCAGUUGAAUUGGGACUCUAGAAUACAAAUGGAGAUUUAAGGUUUGAAAUGUGGGUAGGAGCAGGGGGGGGAAUGUUGCUUUAGCAGCCGCUCAUAUUGCCAUAGCCUUUUUGUAGGAGGAAGAGCCAAGGCAGAAAUUUCCUGAAUGGCUGUGAGUCCUGGGAGAGCUGUUCCCUGCCUUUCAGGCCUUUUCUUACCUGGCUUGGGAGGGUGGGGCCCUGACUGAUUCCAGCUACAAAAGCUGAAGCUGCUGAACAGACUCUUGGGCUGGGCUUUUGUUUGGGGGGCGUUUUCUGUUGAGGGAGGUUCUUGCUGUUGGCUUUGUCUUUAUUUUAGAUCUUGUUCUGAUUUAUGUGGAAAUUAUUCAGGUUUGUUAUGUAUUUUGGUUGUGUACUGGUAGUAAGAUGGAGCCAUUACCUUGAUCUUCUACAUCAGUGGCUCCCAACACAAACACCACCACCACCACCAAGAGAUCGCUUGAAAAUUACUGAGGGUCUUGGUGGAGCACUUAAUGAUUUUUAUGCCUGUUGCAGCUAUUAUAACGUGCACUGCUAGAUCAUAAGGAUAUAUGUCCAGUGCCUUUGCUAUACCUGUUGCACUGUAUAGGCACAUCCUCACUUGCACAUGAUCAGCACACGUGUGAUGGCUGACACGUGUGUUGUUUUCAGUGCCAAAAGGGGGUGGGGGCGGAAUGGACUUGGGCAUGUCCAGGAACAGACUCCCCUGCAUAACCAGGAUUCCCCUGUAGUCCAUGAAGUUGUGGCCCAAUUUAAUCCAAUAACAGUUUGUGUCUGUCAUUAAUUGCCACCUGCUCCUGCGCUGCCAGCUCCACUGUUCUUAGGUCUGCAAAGUGGUCUUUACAAAUUGGUUCUCAGAACUGCACUUUGUGGUAUAUGUGCUUCCUGUGUUUAUAUCUAGAAUACUAAUGCAAAGAUUGCAUUCCAGAAUUUCAAAAACCAACAUCGAGUUAAACACCGAGAAUAAUCGUAUUCUGAUUUUGCUAGCACUCUUAGAAUUUGAAGCAGAGUAUUAAGCAGUAGGCUAAAUCCCCCUUACUUCCACAACUUCCAAUAUCAUGUAUGUGGUCUUUCUGAAACAAGAAAGCUCUUGAGAAAAGCUUUUGAUUACAAGUGGUGCAUGAAACAAAAUACUGCAAUGUGGAGUGCUUCUGCCUAAGAUCACAGCCAGCUGUGCCCUCACCCAGUUUCAGCCCCUUCCCCGUUUCCAUCCUCGCCCUGCCAGUCAGCAUUCCAUGCCUGCUGAGCCAUUGACAUUAGACAAUGUUAUUUGCAUGAAUGGUGUUGCUUUGGCUGCGUAACAGUUGGCAGGUUGAGAAUGAGUUUGCCAUAACUAUACAUUGGUCUCCGCCCCUGCGAGGCAGCUUGCCCACCUUCCCAAGUCCCUUGCCCAGUGCUUCCCAAGCAUCCAACAGCCAGCUGGUUGCCAGGCACUUGGGAACCGCAGUGUAAGGGUUUGUGCCAGCCCUGUGCUUGGCAUUUUCCAAGUGCUGAACACAUGGCUGGCAGAGCUACUUUCUGCAAGGAUCAGCUGUGCUAGAGUUUCCUACAGGGAACCAGUUUGCAUAUUUUAUCUGGCAGACUUGAAGACAUUGCCCACCAGCUGAUAGGUGGUGACUUCAACCCUGCUUUGUGCAUAUACUGGCUGCAUGAUAAAGUUCUCCACAGGGAACUCGGUCACACAGCUGGCCCAGUUGUGCCUCUGCCCCACACCUGAUGUCACAUAUGAUAUCAUAUUAGGCAGGUAUGUAUAUUUUGGAGGGGCAGAUUGGAACCCAUGCCUUGCCUAACUUCCUCACCCCCGUGUCUUUACUUUUUCUACCAAGUCAGCAAGUCCCCCCCCAAACAGACCCUAAGAUAGUUUUUCUGAGGCUUGUAAGAAAAUUGUUCUCCUAGCCAUUUUUGCAAGAGGAAGUGUCAUCUUCCUGGUGGUAAUUCUAUUAUUUCAAAAGAUGCAGUGAACCUUCCUGUAAAGUGGCUGUCCAGUUCAAAGGGUAACCAUCCAUUGAUGACUAAGGAUUCCUUGGGAACCCAAUAAAUAUUAUGAUUUUUCUCCUACUCCUAUGCAUCAAGAAGAUUCUGAUGCGGCAAAGGAUGUGUCUAUGCAUGCAUCAAAAGAUGAUGAUGACAGAGCUGUGGCUUCCCGCUUCCUAACAUUUGCAGUCCUGGUGAAUAUUUGUGAGAAUUUCACACAAGGCAGCAUGCACCUUACGUUCACAAACCUGUCUAUGAACAAAUACAGUUUGUUAAUUGGUUGUUGCAGAGUAGUUUGUGUCAUCAGUAGUUUGCCCCCAACUAUUUUAUGUUCCUUUUGCACAAUAUCUUGCAUAAUGAAAGCCUAACUAAUUUCCUUUCAUUUACUCAUAUGUAAAAUUUAGUUCUGAACUUUCAUUGCUCUUGGCCUAUGUAAGGAGACAACUUUGAAAUCCGUAGCAUUUGAAAAUUGUAGGUUAUGCUCAGAACCAUGUUUUUGUUUUUUUUCUUCUAUGAUAAGAAUAGAACUGUUAAAUGCAUUAGUUUGCUGUCAUAACUCACUAUGGCAUACCCAAUAAUAGUGUGAUGGAACAGUGAGAGAUUGUUCUUAGAAAUAAAGUUAAAGCAUCUUUAGGACCAGGUGGGGUCACUAGGUCUAGAGGUGGUAGCUCUCCAUUUGAAUUAUUUUAAAAGACUGAAAGAGUGCACAACUUUUCUGCCCUCCUCUUUCAGUUCCUUUGCCCAUCUGCUGUGGAAGAUAGGACACUGGUUUUGCACAGUUGGUAAAAGGAAAUAAUGAUAGCAUUUCCCUUUUUCCAAUCCCCACUUCUUUCAAGUUAAGAAAAGCAAACAUCCCUAGAUCACAAUCAGCAUAAGUGUAUGAUAGAAGGUUCAGGACAGACAACAAGAAGUACUUUUUCACGCCGGCUAUUUUAUUCAGAGGGCUAGUGCACACAUGUCUUGCUUGCAUAGUUCCCAGAGGCUUCUCGUUGGCCACUGGGAAACAAAAUUCUGAGCUAGAUAGGUAUUUGGUCUGAUCUAGCAGGUAAUUUCUUACGUCUUAAUGAAUUAUGUUGAAUAAUUCUGUAUGAUUUUAAAGCUUGCGUAUCCUUAAAAGAAGAGAAGUUGGCUUAAUAAGAGUUUUACAUUCCCCAUCUUGUACCCCCCUUUUAAACAAACAAACAAAGUGAAGAGGUUCUUCCAGUUUCAGCAAAAGUGGGGCUGUUUACUUGUGCAACAUUAGCUCAAAUAUAUAAGUACUUGCAGUUUUAGGCCUUUAGUGUAAGAAUAAAUCAAAAGAAGCCCUUGGUGAUAAAUGUAACUGAAGAAUCCAGGCCUUUCAGUGAUACAAGUAAGUGUGUUCGGUAGAGACUUGAGAGGUUAUUGCUUCAAGCUGAUCACAGUCACAUCUUUCUGUAGCUUGAAUGCCCUAGAUAAACCUGUCACAGCGCUGGGUGUUACAGUAAUUAAAUAGCUAAUGUAUUUUUACCUUUUCAGUUUCUACCUCUAUAUGGGACUCUUCCACUUAAAUGGAACUAUGAUUUUAAUCAUAGUCAUUAUACCUUAAAUCAAUUAAAUUGGUGUGGUGUAAAUACACAUUUGUGAAAAAGGUUACACCAGGAAAAGAGAAAUUAGCUUUUCAUUAACAAAAAAAGGAGGAGAAAAAAUAGACGGGGAGGUUUUAUUUGCCUCUGCAUCUUAGUAUGUGCUCUCUGCCAAAGACUAGCAUGACCUACUUUACAACAAUAGCAGAAGAAUCAAGCUGGGUUUUUUUGUUAACUGUCUUAAAUUGGCCAUGAAUGCUACCUACGUAUUCAUUUGUAAGUAUCUUUUUAAAAAUAGCAACUGUAUCUCAGACUUUCAAGAUGGUAUUUCCCUCCCUUUUCCUUUCUGUUCUAGAUAAUUAGCACCAUGGAGCCUCAGGUGUCAAAUGGCCCAACAUCCAAUACAACCAAUGGACCUGCCAGUAACAGUAGGAACUGCCCUUCCCCUAUGCAGACGGGGGCUGCUACAGAUGACAGCAAAACAAACCUCAUAGUCAACUAUUUACCCCAGAAUAUGACCCAGGAAGAGUUCAGGAGCCUUUUUGGGAGCAUUGGUGAAAUAGAGUCCUGCAAGCUUGUGAGAGACAAAAUUACAGGUAAAGUGCUUCAUUGUUUUCUUAUUUCUUGAGAUUGGGACUUGCAUGCCGUGGGCUUCUUUUUCUUUGACUUCUGACAAGGUCUUUACAAGUUGCCAAAGUUUACUACAUCUUUUUUAUAAAAACACUUUACAUUGCCCAGCAAUAUAGAAAUCAUGUGUCCAUGUUUCAUUACGAUACUUCCCUCAGUCAUCCAACACCAGUGGCAUGAGGUAUGCUAGAUAUUCUGAAGAAGAGCAAAUCGCACAAGUGCCUGUGUGUGAAAUUACAAGAUGAGGAAGCUGAGAUGCCUUAGACCUAGAUGAAAGUAGUAUCAUCCAUAUGACCAGGCAUUAACCAUAGCUUUGAUGUAACACACGAGGAGGGGCGCUGCUGCACACCUCACCUCCAGGCUACACUGCUACUUACCAAGGGGGUGAGGGGUAAGACAGUGGGGAUGUCAGUAAUAUGUGGAUAUAGCGGUGGAGCCAGUCCAGCGCUCCCACCAACAUGCCUACAGACUGCCCAAUGAAUACGUAUAGAUGUUUACUGUGAAUGUAGUACCAUGAGGCCUAGGUGGUGGAAGUAGAUGCAGGGGUUCUCAUGGGGACUGAAUUUCUAAAUCAACGCAGAAAGGGCUGGAACCAUGGAGGUGAACCUGUUUGCAAGUAGGUCACACAACUAACUCAUAAUUUCAGCUCCCUUUCAAAAUUAGGACCAUUUUAGUUUCUUUUAUUGUAAUCAAAAUGUGUAUUCUCUUUUAAGUUAUCAUCCUGUUCCUCUCCCUCCUCCACUUUAUAAAUUAAAAUAUGGUUCUUAUGUUGAUUCAGUUUAGUUCAUCAUUAUGGAUUGUUUUCUAUAGACAGUUUGGUACAGCUUAGAUACAGUAUGGUAAUCAACCUUUUCCCAGUACUAGAAAGGUUGACUAAAUUUGGUGUAUUCUGGACAUAGUUUGUUGGGGUUAACAAGCCAGGGUUGCCCAAUUAGCUUGGUAAAACAGCUCAUCUUGUUUGCUUCAUUCGUUAUUGAGAAGAGAUGACUGCUGCCAAAAUGUGCAGAGGAGUUAACAAACUUCCUGCUUUAGUUUCUUUAUUUCAUGGUAACAAUAAUAAUAUACGACACAUUGUGAAGAAGCAAGCCUUGUAAUCCAGAGGGUUUAGGAACUGUAUUAAAUUGACAGGAGCAUGUGGUCAAGGAUGAAUGGUGUCUUGGGAGGGGCUGGUAAGUUAGGGAGGUUCAGGAAAGGGUUUGGUGAAAGAAUGGGUAUUAGAAAAUCAGCUGAAGCAGGAAUGGAUAUGACUUGAAUAACAGGGAAGACUUGUAGACAAAGGGAACAGUGAUGAAGCUUCAGGGGGAACACAGAAGACCUGUAGACAUAGGGAAUAAUGAUGAGACUGCAGAAGGGAACAGUGGUGGUUCAGAUGAUCAUGGAGAAGGCAAGAAAAUGCAGAUGAGAAGAGCUAAUUGAGAGUGCAGUAAUUGAGAAGAUUUAAAAGUAAGAACUAGAAGCAUAGAACAUGAUAAGGAAUCAAUGUAAAGGCUUGAAGUGACACAUUUGACUUGGUUGAAGAGAGUAGAAGUGGCUGAAGAGGACUUGGAAAGGGGAAGUUUGGUUAUCUAUGAGAGAGGUGACCAGAGAAUGAGAAACAAUUAGAGGCUAAAGAGCAGUGUGUGUAAUUUAGAUGUGCACACUCGGACUUAAACCUCCCUCUACCACAUUUAAUAGACCCGUACAUCAUUUCAAAACCCAAUUCCAAAACUCAUGAGACUCUCCAGAGUGUCACCCUAUAUAUAUACCAUGAAAAACUGAAGCUGGAGCCAAAAAUUUAUUGGGGUUAUCCGUGGGAAUCUCCAUCCCAGCUAUAAAUAGGAAAUUGAAUACAGGACAUUGAAAGAGAUUUAGAGGCUGCUUGAGUGUAAGUAAAGAAAAAAGCAGGAGGAGUCAAGGAAAAACUGGUAUCUCAAAGAGUGACCAAAAAUAUCUAUAUACAGUUAGUGGGAAAAGCAAUGAGAAUGGAUAUCAUCUACGUGUAAACAUGCUAACAAGAAGUAAGCAGAGGAUGAUAGAAAAGGCUGAAGGCAAGUAGAUGAGAAAAUUGAAGCAAGGCUGAAAAAACCCCAAAGGAGAUGGGAUGCAGGUAAUGGAACUGAAGCUGAUUCAGAGCUGGAAGAGCUGGAAAAUAGAGACCAAAGAAGAUCAUAUGGAGGGUUGGAGAAUGUACAGUAGAUAGAAAUUUUAACUGGAUUGUGUCCACUUCUGCUUGGCUACAACAUUUCCUGUAGGGUAAGAGGAAGGUUUAUGUUAUAUGGAAGAUGAAUUUAUGGGUCUAGUAGGUGAACAGUGCUCAUUUGUAUUUCUAUUGAGAUUCAGAUGUUAAAUGCUUAGUAUAUAUUUUAGCAGAUAAGCCCUGCCAUAUAAUGUGCUGAAUUCAAAAAAGUGUAAUGUGCGGCACAAGCGGUAUGGCACCUGGCCUUCUCAUCAGCAUCUUAGUGAAGAAAGAACUGCAUUUGUUAGUCGCUGUGCAGUUCUGUGGACAGAGAGAUGGCUUGCAACAUCAGCAUCCUUCCUGACAGGAUGUUUACUUCUACAUAUGUGAGCUAUAUAUGAGUUGUCACCCUUGUGAAUGAUACUUUGUUGGAAGGAACACAAGAAGCUGCUAUAUCCCAAAUCAGACCAUCACUUCAUCUAGCUUAGUAUUGUCUACCAGGCAAAGUCAGAGAUUGAGCUUGGGAUCUUCUGCGUGCAUCUCAAGUGCUGUACCACUGAGCUGUGACACUGUCACCAGCUGCACUACAUUUUAGGCAAUGCAGCAGUGGACAGAAUAAAUCUGAAGAGAUUCAAGGUAGACUCAAGUUGCUAAUUACUAAGUUGCAUUGCUCCUCUUGAUAGUGAGCCUUCAUAAGAAUUUUGUUUUUUGGUACUUGUUGGCCCAUGCUUAUCCUGCCCCAGCUGUACUAAGAGCCAAGCAAGGUUCAGCUGGAGCUGGAGUUGCAUGGUAUCAAUUAGGGGCCAUUGAGCAACAUUCUUGGGAGCCAGUUCCAUAUAGCAUGGAGAGCUCAAGAUUCAGGAAGAGCCAGCAGGCAUUGUUUUGGCGGGGGCCUCAGCUCAUAAGCUAAAUGGCAAAGCAGCCUCAUGAGCCCCAUGAUCCAUUCUCUUUCGCGAAGAGCCACCAGACAAUGAAUCGGGUAGAGCCUUUCACUCAAGCACAUAGCUGUCAACUUUUCCCUUUUAUUGUGAGGAAUCCUAUUCAGAAUAAGGGAAUUUCCCUUAAAAAAGGGGAAACGUUGACAGCUAUGCUCAAGCAUUUCCUGCUAGUCUCCAUGUGAGCGUUCUCUCUUCUCUGCCAGCAAUUUAGAAGGAAUGAUAGGUCUUGGGCUGUAACUGAGGUUGUGGAGCUGUACAUUUUUGUUCUCUUUUCGAGAGAAUCCCUGGUCUUACAAUGUUUCUUCUGUAUUGCCUUAGAUUUCAAUCUGGCUUUGAGUCUGAAAUUCUUGAGGCAAGCACCUGCUGGCCUAUAUCCAUAGAGAUCCCCUGUAGUUUGGAAAUACUGUCUGCAAUAUCUGAAGAUUGGGACAUUCCAGGGCAGGUAUUGACCCAGAUUCCUAUACCCCAAAACUUGGUUACCAGGAUGCCGUUGAGUUCUAGUUCAGUUUCAUAAAUUGUGACUGGUUUGGUUUCACAGUUUGACAUGUUUGGGUAAUAUAUUGAUAGGUGUUGAAGGUAUGUAUUGAUAGGUACUGGAAGCAUUCAUGUAACUUCUUUCUUAUGUCAAAACAACUUGCAGUGGCUUUUGUGUUGGAAUGGCCAUGUGCAUUCCCUUUGAGGAAUUAGUUUUUAUUGCGGGUUUCACACCUGUACUAUAUGAAACUGUUCAUAUUUAUAACCCACAGUAUUUAUAGUCUAGAGUGACUGGCAUAAUGAAAACCUCAGUACUUCCACUUCUGCAAAGGAAGUAGAUUUUAAUAGGCUAACACUUAACAUCCAAAAUAAUUUGAUGAUAAAUUCAGGGUGUGUGCAGUUCUGAUAUUUUAGACAAGUAUUUAAAUGGCUAUUGUAGGGCUGAAUAAAUCCCAAAUAUCUACCUGCUGGAGUACCUAAAAUGGGGGUGCUAACACAACAGAAUUUAAAAUAUUUUUCCAGCUUUCAGUUAACUUAAUAAUAAUGUUCAGCGUCUUCAUGCUGGCUUUUAGGUAGGUAGACUUUAGAAUCUGAUUCAUAAUGUUGCGCAUUGCUUUUGAAUAUGCUUUUAAACAAGCAUAUUCUUUUACAGAAAAAAUGCUAAUUUGGUAGUAUAUCAAACCAAGUUGACUGGGAAUGACAGCUUCUGAGACAGCCUUUAAUUUGGACUUCAGAACCAAAAUUGUAAACUUCAAUUGUGUUUUGUAGCUUCCUGAAGCAGGCAUAAAAUGCUAGUGAUCUAUAUUUGCUAUAACUUGGGACAAACUUUAAUUGUGACAGAGUUUGCAAUAGGGGAAAUGUCUUAAUUUCAGAGUUUUAAAAGAAUGAGCCCAUAAGAAAAGGAAGUCAGGAUAGGCCAAAGAUGUUUAGCUUUGUUUGGCAGAGAUGUUUAAUAAAAGCAUAACUUCUAGUUGUAAAGUGUGCUUAUUAAAUUCUUCAUUUACACUACCUAAUUAAUUCUAGCAUUUUAAAUUAACACUGAAACUGGUCCCUGCUGUAUCAUUUCAAAGCUGCAGCAUAUUUUGCCCAAUAACCCAGUUGUGAGUUUUAAUCAGCUGCUCUUCCAAAACAAAAACAAAACAAUGGAACCUUGAGUCAGUGAACUAUCUUGCACAGAGAAGGUACAAUAUCAGAAAGAGGAAAUACUUUUCUCAUUUGGGUGGGGUGGGGUUUGAAACCUAGGGCUUAAAAAUUGAGACCGAAUUGAAGCAAAUUAUUUUCCUAAAUUAUAUUACUCUUCAUGUAUGAUAAACAAGAUAUGAUUCUUCCUACAGAUAAGCAAUAGUGCCAGAGUAUUUUGGCCAAUAAUUAAAAUACAAGUCAGUUUUCUGUGCAUUCCUAAGAAGUACCAUAUUUUUUGCUCUAUAAGACUCACUUUUUCUCUCCUAAAAAGUAAGGGGAAAUGUGUGUGCGUCUUAUGGAGCGAAUGCAGGCUGCGCAGCUAUCCCAGAAGCCACAACAGCAAGAGGGAUUGCUGCUUUCACUGCGCAGCGAUCCCUCUUGCUGUUCUGGCUUCUGAGAUUCAGAAUAUAUUUUUUCUUGUUUUCCUGUUCCAAAAACUAGGUGCGUCUUGUCGUCUGAUGCGUCUUAUAGAGCGAAAAAUACAGUAAUUUAGGAAAAAUAAGAGACAGAGAGCUGGAUGCUGCACAUAAAAGUACAACGUGUAGUAUGAUUCUUUGUCUGGAGCUCAGCACCACUUGGUUCUCUCAAACCCUUGGGCAAAGUGGUAUAUCUGCUUUGGUUUUCAUCUGUUUUCCUCAACUGUGGGGGAGAGCCCAUUUAAUCUGAAUGAUGUGAUGAAGUAGCUUCCAUCUAGCAGUGGUAGAUUUUUUUCUUUUUUAAUGGUUUGAGUCGCUGGCCAGGACUCCCAGUCCUACUGUAAAGAGUUCUACAAGGACAUUUUCCCAUUAUGUAACUGGAUGUUAGAAUGCCACAAAGAGUCAUUGUGAGGAAUUAAUCCAUUUGUGUAAAUUAAAUUAAAUAAUUAACCGCAUGGAAAAAUAGAUAAUGAGUUCAUGGUAGAUAGCUCAGUGAAAAUACGUACUUAGUAAACUAGGAAAUUUCCAUGUUAGGGAUGGAAGUUAAUACUACCUGUAUUGUAGUGCUGCUGUUAAUAAUAAUAAUAAUUUUAUUAUUUAUACCCUACCCAUAUGGCUGGGUUUUCCCAGCCACUCUGGGUGGUUUGCAACACAUAUAAAAACAUAAUAAAGCGUCAAACAUUAAAACAAAUGGAUGGUGUAGCUACAUUUGGACUAUUGUGUACAAUAUUAUCUUAAAAAUUAUAUUUAGUAAUGUCGUCAAACAUCAAGAGAGAGAAGGAAAUAAACAAGAACUAUAAGGAUUUCAUUGCCUGCUUAAAAGUGAACAAAGGUGAGGCAAUACUCUCUGAAGGGAGUAUUCCAUAAUUCGGAUUCUGUGUUGAAAAAUGCCUUUCCCUUGUCCCACCAACCAAAUAAAUGUCUGCCAGAAGGGCAUCCAACGCGAAGGGGAUGUAGUAGAACCAAAAUUACCACGGGGGCUUCUAAAGCACUUGGAAGCUUUUCACUUUAGAAAUUAUAUCUAAGGAGGGGUCAUGAUAGAGGAGGCCUUUAAAGAAUGCAUAGAGGAAGUGAGUAUAUCUGAUUUCUCAUUCUCUGGCGUAAUAAUAGAAGUCAGAGUCACCCAGUUAAAUUGAUGAGCAGUGGAGUCAGGAUGAGAAAAGGAAAGUCUCCUGGAAUUUGCUGCUACAAGAUACUGUGACUACCACUGGCUUUAAUAGCUUUUAAGGGGAAUUGAGACAAAUUUCUUAGUUCUUUCAGCGGCUGCUAACCAUAAUAACUCAUCGGAACCUCCCUGUUUGGAGGCAGCGUAACUUUGAAUACCAGUUGCCAGGGAGCAAAACAAUUGGGGAGUGAUGUCGCUUUUGCUCUACUUGUAGAUUUCACAAAGGCAUCUGUCCACCUACUGUUAGAUACAUACCACUGGUCUGAUCUAGCAGGCUGCUAUUACAUUCUUAACAGUGCCUGCCUUUUGCUGAACUAUAGCCAUGAAGCAGAAAUUCAAAGAAGAGACACUGAAAUAUGGAUAUGUUGGUUCUGUGAAGCUUAGAGUUACUAAAUAUGUUUUUAGCUUGGUGCAUUAUUUUUGCUACUUAAUCCACUGUUUUUGUUUUUGGGGGAAGAGUUAUUAUUUCUUCAAGUGUGUGUGUGUGUGUGUGUGUGUGUGUGUGUGAGAUACACGUCUGUGUGUCAUAAAAUUCAUUUACAUAGACCAUACAGUGUUCUACCAUCAUUUGUUAAAUCAUUGAACCCAAUAUUUGUAGUAUGUCAUAUAGCACCAAGAAGUAGAAAAUAACAGUUCUCUGAUACCUGGAUUUGUAAAAUACAUUUGGUUGAUAUGAUGUUUGCUCUGUCUGUUUCCAGGCAUUGUCAUUACAUUUUUUUACCCAUAAUCCUGCUUAUCUCCCGCAUAAGUUUUUUAUUUUAGAAAAAUAUGCAUUUAAAUGUGCAUUUUCUCUAACUAUAUGUAUUUAAACAUGUAGUUUGAUAGGUUUAAACUGCAUAGAACUAUCCCAGUGUUAAGUGAAAUAUGAAAUUGGGGUGGUAGUGAUUAACACCUGAUUUGCAAAUUUGCAGAGAGUUAAAAUAUAUUCCUAUAAGAGACCAUUAUUCAUUGGUUGGAUCUUGCCUCGAUGGAACCAGACAAGCAUGGCUAAAAGCAUCUUCCUAGGAAGAGGGACACCUCCCCCAGCAGUUUCAGGGAGGCUUUAGGUUUCAUAUCAGAAUCCAGCAUUUUAGCAAGAAGCACUCUUUCCUCUUCUCCCGUCUAACUUCUAGGGUACCAAUACACCUUUGAAAGGCUACUUAACUUCCACUUAUCCAGGGAUUGGUAGUAGCCCAUGGGUAGGCAAACUAAGGGCCAGGGGCCGGAUCCGGCCCAAUCACCUUCUAAAUCCGGCCUGUGGACGGUCCGGCAAUCAGCGUGUUUUUACAUGAGUAAAAUGUGCCCUUUUAUUUAAAAUGCAUCUCUGGGUUAUUUGUGGGGCAUAGGAAUUCUUUCAUUAUUUUUUUCAAAAUAUAGUCUGGCCCCCCCACUGUCUGAGGGACAGUGGACCGGUCCCCUGCUGAAAAAGUUUACUGACCCCUGUAGCCAGCCAUGCCACAUGCACUCCAACCUAAUUCUGAAUAUUAAAAAACCAGUGCAUUCAGUACAGUAUUUGCGCAGAAAUAAAACCGCUAGCACAUUUGCAAAGCCCAGCCGGGUCCAGCAUAGUUCCCCGCAAGCUCUCUGCUACCUCCACCUACAAAUAAAAAUUCUGGGAUGGUCACGUGUUUCACACCUUUUCAGUGUGUUAACAGGACAGACACCUUCACUGUUGUACUGCAGGGUCUGCUCAAGUCUCUAGGGCUCAUCAUGGUAUUUGUGUCGAAAUGUAUUUAAAAAAAUAAAAAAAUUGUCCAUUAGCACCUUAGAGACCAUUGGUCUCUAAGGUGCUACUGGAUUUUAGAGAGAGAGAGAGAGAGAGAGAGAGAGAGAGAGACUGUGUCAGACCAACACAGCUACCUACCUGAAUCUAGAACCAUAGUAUUUGUGUGUGCAGGAUUUACUACCCUUCCUUAGGGUGUAGAUUUUUAUUUUAUUUUUAUUUUUUUCCUGUUCUAAUUUUCAGUGUUCUCAUCAUGAUGGGAGGAGGGGAAAUUAAUACUUUCAGAAUUUCUGUACUUCGCUUGGAAAGAACAAUCUGCCCACCCUGGAUAGUCACAUGAAUCCUUCUCAAACAGAUUGUGCUAAUUGCUGCUUUGUUAGUGUUGGACUCAUUUGCUGGUUUUGUAGUAACUUUUUUUGUUUGUUUGUUUCCUAUCCACGUCUUACUUCAAAUACCUUUUCGUUUUGCUUUGAGUGCCGCUCUCCCUUGCGUUGCUUGAGAUUGGUGGGAUAGCCCUCCGCACAGGGCAAGAGGUAUUUCAUUCACAGGAAGAGGUUUUUAGCGGUGCUUAGACUCAGCUUUGUGGAAGUCUUUUAAGUGACCUUCUAGUAUUUGUUUUAUCAUUUUCUUUUAACGUGUGCCUUGUGUUUUGAGCAGAUAAGAUGAUGUGCCCUAACCUCUAAUCAGAAAGAAUCAGUGCAGUCCUCAUUUAUUUUAUCAAUUAAUGCCAUCAAGAAAACCUGGCUGUCAAUUUGUUUCUAAGUUGUGCUGAUAAAGCCUGUUACGACUCAGGACCCCAUUUCCCAUGCCCAACAAUUAGCAUCAGAGGCCUUUAUGUUUGUGUUCUGAAUUGCGGCUGUUCAGACAGUGGUAACAAGGUAAUCAGCCUUUUCAGUAGUAGCCCCUUUUCUAUGGAAUACUUUCCUAAAGGGGCUUGAUUGAAAAGAGGAUCUCUCUGUCACCUUUGCCUGCACCCUGUCAUUUCACUGCCAGUUGCUCUGAAUGGUCAGCUUUAUUGAGGAAGAAUACUUAAGACUUUGAACUGCUGUACACAGUCUUUUUUUUUUUCUUGUCUUUUUUUAGAAGGAUAAGAUUUGAUGUGAACUAGCGGGAAGUGAUUAAAUGCCUCAUUUUGAAAUACAGAUGGUUAUCUCUCAUGCUAUCUUCUCCUCAGGGACUAGUUAGGAAAUAGAAACUUGAAUCCCUUUCAAAUUGAUCACUAUUAGGCACAUUACAUGUGUCAUUCCCCAUCUCCCAAUUUUGUAAACAAGAUACUAGAAAUACCAGAUAUUUGCCAAAUACAUGCACCUAGAAACUCACUUCUUUUUGUUUUUGGAGGUAAUUAAACGUAGGUCUGAUUGCAUACCAGGUGUGCUCAUAAGAAUAAAAUGUGUUAUAAACGAGGACCAGGAAAUAUAAAAAUACCCCUUUUAUGGGGUUUUUUCUUCCCAUUUGUAGAUUUGCUAGAGAUAGAUUUUGUGCUAGUGCCAACCCCAUAUGGCCUUCACAUACUGCUCGGCAUAUAGUGUUUCUAAGAUUGGCAUUUAACCAAUAUAAAAAACCAAAAAAAAAAAACUUAGAGAAAUAUUACCAAAUAAUAGCCAAGUACUUAAACAUUAAUUUUCUACAACAGUAUUAAAUAAAAGUGAAUGAAAAUUCAGAAAAUGCUGUCUUCAAAAGGAUAGCAGACCCUUCCAGAAAUUUCACUGAACCUCAUGCUCCCUGUACAUGGAGACCUUUCAGAUAUAGUUGAGUCAAUGACAGUGCUGAUUCAUUGACAGUUGUGAUCUGUUACCCUUUGGUCACAAAGUUCACUUUUUGAACUUGGGCUCUCCUUAGGAAAUCCCAUUAUCUUCCAUAUCCUCUCUGUCCAUCCACCAUCAUCCACCCGUUGGGCAGAUUAAUGUGCAAAAUUCCACAUCUGCAGUUGCACAUUAAAAUCUGUGGACUGGGGAUGAAUAAGUAUUCAGAAAGUUAAAUUUUCCACUAGUUUUCCUCAUUUGAUUUCUCCCGACAGUUUUGAGGGCAGAUGCCUAUAGUUUAAAAUGAACUGAUUCUCUAUUGUACCUAGCCACCCAAGAGGAAUUGUUAGUGUCCUUUUUACUUAGCUCUGUGAAUUGGGUUCCUCAGCUGAUUCUUCCCCCCUCCCCACCAACCAGCACAGCUUUAAAGGUUUUUCAAAGUGCUCCAAGUAUGAGAUCCUUUACAAAUUUGAAUUUGUAGAUACAGCUUCCUGUGAAUGUGUGAACCGGACAAGAGUCUUCCUGGACAUAAAAAAAUAAAUUUCAGAAGCUACUUCUUUUUAAAUUAUUUUGCUGCUCUUUUUGGCUUUAGGCUUUGUGAAGGUUUUCAAAUAAUGUAUGCUAUAAAACAGGUAUCUUGAAAUACAUCGAUAGUUAUUUGAGGUACUAACUAGGCUUGAGUUUAAGAAGGGUGGAUUCUGGCAGGGGGGAAGUAGGGAUGGGGAUUUGCCCUUUGGAGAUCUAUCCAAGGGUAAUGUUUUAUGAGUUUAAUAUAUAUUACCUAGGUUUGCCUUUAAUUGAUGUCUUGAGUAGCUGAAUUGAAGUACAGGCAGCCGCCUGUUUACACAGGUAUUACAUUCCAAGUCACCAUGCCCAUCAGUGAAAUCGCAUAUAUUGGUACAGUGGUACCUCGGGUUAAGAACUUAAUUCGUUCUGGAGGUCCGUUCAUAAACUGAAACUGUUCUUAACCUGAGGUACCACUUUAGCUAAUGGGGCUUCCCGCUGCUGCUGCUGCGCCGCCAGAGCACGAUUUCUGUUCUCAUCCUGAAGCAAAGUUCUUAACCCGAGGUAAUAUUUCUGGGUUAGCGGAGUCUGUAACCUGAAGCAUCUGUAACCUGAAGCGUAUGUAACCUGAGGUACCACUGUAUCCCAUUGAAAAAGCCUGCAAACACCCCGUAAUGUCCCCCUCCUUCAUUCUACCCUUUAAGUGACAUUUUUAUGGCAUUUCUGGGUUCGGCGCAAUACAUGUAUUCACUGUCAUGUACAUACUGAAUGUGCGUAAACUGGGGGCUGCCUCUGCUGAAUACAUCCUAAUGGGUGCUUCUGAAUUAAACUAGCUUCUUUAGCUUGCACCAUUUUUUAAUUUUUAAAAGAAGAAGUAGGAUUUUGCCCUUAAGAAGGCUGUCUUGAAACAUUGUUCAAAAUGACCCCUCUUCAGUCCCAGUGCAGCUCACAAUGAGCCCUUUUAAAAGGCCGAAAUCUGUCUGAUCACUUGUUUGGAAGGGAAGACACCUUUUUCUCUUGAACAACAUCUGUGGAAGCUUAGCUUUUUAAGUACGUUUCCAUUUCCUAAGCAGUGGAGUGGGGGACCCCACAUGCAAUGCCCACAUUGCAUAUUCCACCUAAGGAUAUGUAGAUGGUUGCAUGUCUCUUAGUAUUGGGGAUGAGAAGAAAUCUCAGUGGUGGAUUGCUUGGGUGGGGCACAAAUGCUUGUGUACAAGGUAGUUUGUUUGUAUUUUGUGAAAUGGUUUUGAUUUUGUCAAACGAUCAAAUUGCAAACACUUUUCUUAAAAUCUAAGCACCAGAGGGUAAGAUUACACCUAGCUCUAUGGACUUCAAGAAAGCCAGGUGUUUGCACUUGGUUUUGUUCAUGUUUCAAAAGAUGUGUGUCUUUUGUUGUUGCCCUCAUUAUUUUUCUAUUAAUUUCUGCAAAUGCAUCUUGCCCUUCCUACAAACAUAAACACUGUUUUCCAAAACAUGCACUGCUUAAAAUUCUGCAGUUUAAUAAUUUUUUAUGAUAUCUAAAUAGCAGUUUUAUUUCUGUUAAGAUGGUAUAUUAUUGAUAGAUGUGAUUUCUCUUAUCAAUUAUUUUUGAGGUAUCUGUAGAGUCUGCAUUGCUUCCACCCCACCCCAGUUCAUUUUUCCAAUUUGGGGACUGCGUCCAUUUAAGUUGCAGAAGUAGAUAGGGUGCAAAGACCUGUUCAGCUUUUACCUUUCAAUUCAUGAUGCCUACAUAAACAGUGCUUUUGGUAUACGUGUUCCAAAUCUAUUUAACCAUUCGUAUAGGAUUUGAUGAAGAGGAAGCUUGCCUUCUAAUUUCUCUUCUGCAAGUUGCCUAUAUUUUAUAAAUGGUUGCAUUUUGUUUGUUCAGCAAACGAUGCACAAAAUGGAUCAGAUGUUUAUAGAGAAUUUAAGUAGCUGGCAGAAGCAACCCAAAGAGGAGAGUUCCCAUUAGAAAUGCCACUUGAAUCCUUACGUCAUCUAUAUCCAGUUAUAGUGCAGAAUAAUUGCUAUUGUUCCCCAUUAGUAUUGGCAGAAUUCAAAUACACGUAGGCUGCUAAGGCUUUUAGUACAUUCCCAAAAAUAAUUCUGUAUCCUCUCGCAUGUGUGUGUACGUAUUAAGGAUGUGUGAAUAGUCCUCAAUCCAUUCCGACAUUUUGCACUUUCACCUGGCAUUUUCUGUUCCCCUGCAAUUGGUUUAUUUUGUGCAACUUUUUCUUUUGUUUCAUCAUCCACUGUAUCCCCUUUCAAACUUGAUGCAUUUCCAGAGGGGUAGCCCUCUUGCUAUUUUGCAGCAAAAACAAGAGUUUGUGGCAUCUUAAGAACAAUGUUUAUGAAGGGGCUGAUGGCCCAUUACAAAAUCAUCAGUUGCUGCAAUCCUAACCAUGUCUACUCAGAAGCAAGUUCACUUCUGAGACUUACAUUUGGGCUUGCUCCCAGGUAUGGGAGGUUAGGAUUGCUGUCUUACUGUCCUGAUUUUAUGGUUCAGUAUAAACAUGAGUCCAGAUGGCGACCAUUUUGCGUGCGUUCAGUUGACACAUAACCACUGACACACAGGUUAUUUUUGACCCGGAAGAUGACCAGGGCGGGCUUAUGUAUGUUCUGCUGGUGUGCAUAGGGGCCAGGAACAGAACUCCUGCACAAGUUAGGAGUUGCCUGUAUAUGUGUGUAAGAUAGAUGACUGAGUGUGUUUUCAAUAGGUGCAUAAUCCAACGUAUUUGGUAUUUGCUGAUCUAUUUCUUGUAUCCAGAAUAUCAACAUUUGAGUGGGCAAUUUAUGUAAUUUAUUUGUGUAUUAAAUUUCUUUACCUCCAUUCAUCCAAGGAUCACAGGGUGGAUUACAACUAAUCCAGAACGCAUCAGCUAGACUGGUGACUGGGGGCAGCUGCCGAGACCACAUAACACUGGUCUUGAAAGACCUACAUUGGCUCCCAGUACGUUUCCAAGCACAAUUCAAAGUGUUGGUGUUGACCUUUAAAGCCCUAAACAGCCUCGGCCCAGUAUACCUAAAGGAGCGUAUCCACCCCCAUCAUUCUUCCCGGACGCUGAGGUCCAGCGCUGAGGGCCUUCUGGUGGCUCCCUCACUGCGAGAAGCAAAGCUACAGGGAACCAGGCAGAGGGCCUUCUUGCUAGUGGCGCCCACCCCGUGGAAUGCCCUCCCAUCAGAUAUCAAAGGGAUAAACAACUACCUGACAUUUAGAAGACAUCUGAAGGCAGCCCUGUUCAGGGAAGUUUUUAAUGUGUGACAUUUUAAUGUAUUUUUUGUCUUUGUUGGAAGCCGCCCAGAGUUGCUAGGAAAACCCAGCCAGAUGGGCAGGGUACAAAUAAAUUAUUAUUAUUAUUAUUAUUAUUAUUAUUAUUAUUACAACAUAAAAAUACAUAACAUAGUAUUUUACAUAACAUAUGCAACCAUAGGUUGUUUAAAUAGCCAAAGGCCUGGGAGAAAAGGAAUGUUUUUGCCUGACGCCUAAAUAUAUGUAAACAAGGCGCCAGGCGAGCCUCCCUGGGGUGAGCAGUCUACAAGCAGGGAGCCACCACAGAAAAGGCCUGCUGUUGUGUUGCCACCCUCCUGACCUCUCAUGAAGACGUGCCUCAGAUGAUGAGCGCAGGGUCUGGGUCAGUUCAUAUAGGGAGAUGCGGUCCUGAGAUGUUUUGCUAUCUCUUCCAACCGUGAAUUGUUUGCAUGAUUCUUCUCAUUGUAUUUUCUUCUAUUCUUGGGCUGUCCAGAUAGAAGAAAAUGAACAGUUGAAUUCCUGCAUGAUGUUUAAAAGCAUCAGUUCAUUAUUACAAUUUGUUGACAUAUCAAGCCUGUCCCACUUGUUUUCUCUGUAUAAUACUGCUAUAUUGUAGGAGUGCCAUGGUGGGUUCUCAAAGAGAAUUCCUGCAUUCCUAGAUGCAGAUAUGCAACACAGUCCUGUGCAUGUUUACUCAACAGUAUGAUCUAAUUUCAGUGGAACAUGUUCCGUAGUAAAUGUGUAGAGAAUUGCAGUCUAGUUUCUUGGUAUCAAGGAGAAGCGAUUAGGAGUAAUAACAUCUGGCAAGGAUAGGUCUGUCUAGCUCACUGGUUUCAUGAAAGAAGUUGGAUGUGUAGGGAGGCAACUGUUUUGCAAGCUGUUACUUUGUUACAGACGAAGAUAUGGGAUGUUUUUCUAGGGGAUGCAUUAUGGUACAUUCUAAAUGUUUUUAACAAAUGGAGCAAAAUAUAUAAUUUAUAUAGUUGUAUUCAGAAUUUCCAACAUUGUUUUCCUUAUUUAUAGAUGACUCUGCCCCACUGUAAGAGCUAAUUCAGAGCAGACCCAUUGAAAUAAGUGGGUUCAGCUUACUUUAAACCAACAUUGAAUGCUACCCUUAGAGUCCUCUGGCCCGUUCUAUUUUCAAAGUUUUCUUUCUCUUACAAUGCUGUUCUUUUAUUAUAUUGGUCAGAAGCAAUCCUGUUUUUGCAAAACAGACCUUUCCCCCAAACAUAUUUUUUACAUUUUCUUCCAGUGUCUGCAUAGUGUUACAUGGAGUGCAGUGUGUUAACAUGAGACUCUUGUUGUCAGAAGUUGGCCACUUGUCGUUUCCGGCUGACCACGCAACUAAUUAUUAUUUAUUAAUUUACCACUUAAUGCCCAGAUAUCUACAUAAGCUGAUUUAUUAUUAUUAUUAUUAUUAUUAUUAGCUAAAUUUGUAUACCACCCUUCAUCCGUAGAUCUCACAAAAUAUACUUUAACUAAGGGACAUUCUUUUAUUGUAUCUGGAAAGCUGUUUUGAUACAUUCUCCUAUAUCGCCUAGGACAGUGGUUCUCAAACUUUUUUCUCUGGGCCACACUUUAAGAAUAGAAAUUUGCUCGUUCCACAUUGGGAAACAAAAAGAAACAACAACUAGCAGUGUUUGAUUUAUAAUGUAGAGCACAACUACUUUAUAUUACGAUCAUGGGACAUCCAGAAAGUAUAAAACAAUGCAGCUACAUAAUAACAUGAAUCAUUCCCAAAAUAUAAUUAUAAAUGAACCUCUUACAUAUGUACCUUAGGUAUGUAUACAAACCCAAUGAGAGGUGUGAACUUGCAGUAUCAUGUGAUUAUCUUGCACUUUGUUUUGAUAAUAUAUAUCCUGCAAAUAAUAAUUUUAAAAAUAUAUUCUAUUCUAUUAUAUUAUACUACACUACACUACACUAAAAUAUUUAAAUGUUUCUUUGACUGUCCUUGAAUCUUCCCGCCAUACUUGCCAUUUAUGCUGCCACACCCUUUGAGAACCACUGGAUUAGGAUGUCCUUUUAAAUCACAGCUUAGUAACCAGUCCUGCAUAAUUGUUCCUAGCCAAAACCUAAAUCAUCUUCAAAUACCCAGUGAUAUUUCCAAGCCUUGGCUUAAGUAUUUAAUGGCAGUUUUUACACCUGCUAGCACAAUUAACACUCCAGUACUCCAGCAUUUCAGUGAUAUGACGUAUCCAUAUAAACCAAUUUGCUUUCAUCACUAGACCUGCCAAGUUUGGUAGCACAAUCCAUUAUUGGUUUUUUGAAUAUUACAAAAGCAGUUUAGGGCUGUGGCUGGAAAACAGAUUUGAGAGAAGAGCACAGGACCAGAAACUGUAAAUGGCAUUAUACUCGCAAGAUAAUGUUGGUGCAUUUGUUAUAGAUUUGUUACUGACCUUUCUCAUUUACUGAAGGAAAUGUUUUUCGGAAGCCAAAAAGCAACUUUCCGGAGUACAUUUCCUUGCAUUUAAAGCUUAAAUAUAUUUUUCCAUCUUACUUACAGUUUACUACAAUUUUUGUCCUAAGAUUAUUUUCCUGAUUCUUAUAGGGAAUCAUCAGUUAUUAGUCACAAUCACUGAUGCUUGCUGACUUCCUGUAGCUGUCAGCCUGCCUUGCUUAAGGUAGGGUGCUUCCCACUUCAGGGGAAUACUGUGCAAACUUCAUGCUGUCAUGUAUUUCAAGAUCCCCACUCCAUUUAUCAAAAUUAGCAGGAUACAGUGUUCUGCAACAUAAGGAUGGCAAUAUUUUGCUGAAAUUCUGUAGUUACUUUAUCUGUUAUGGAAACACUUCAGUGAUAACGACUGAGAGGUCCUUUUUUCAUGAAGCAAGCUCCAUACUGUUUUAAUUUUAUGUGAAGAAUAUAAAUUGAGCUCCUAGUGAAGCUAACUCAAUUCAUUCCACAUCAGCUAUUAUGGUUGGAUUCUUCCACAUCAGCUGUUUGCUUGUUUGGCUAUUUCUAUAUUGCCUUCCACCAAACAGUCACAGGGCAGUGUACAACAUAUUAUAACACACCAAUACACCCUGAGGAACUUAGUCUCCACACAGGGGAAAUAGUAGAGGGGAAGGAAUUAGGCAAGGAAAAGAUUUAACAUUCACUUAAAUUGUAGUAGCCAAAUGACUUUAAAGGGGCCUAUCUCUUUUUGUGUGAUAGUUGAACUGCUGUGUGAGGGGUCAUUUUGGUGUGGGAUAAUUUCCCCACAUCCGCAGCUGUUAUCAAACUGGAAAAUGUGCAGUGCUACUUACAAAAAAAAAAUGUGUUUUCUUACUUGCAGAAAAUAUCUUUGUAAGGGGCAAUUUAGAUGGGGGAAUGAUGGAGGGAAGCUUCAAUCUAAUUUCCCCAGAUGUGUUUACUUUUGAAAAACUGGGGACUCCUACAUUCUUACCUAUUUUCACCCUAGGACUGUCCCAGCCAAUAUUACCUCUUAAACUAAUGCUGUCAUAGUUGUACAAACUAUCCAGUUGACAUAGUGUACUUGGACUUUCAAAAAGCUUUUGGCAUCACCAGAGACCCAUGACUAAGUUUAACAGUCAUAGACUAAGAGGAGAGGCCCUCUUGUGGAGUAGGACUGUAUGGAAAGUUCUCCAAAUGGAGGGGUGUAAAAAGUGGCUUCAGUCACGGGGCGGGGGGGGGGGGGUUUGGGACCUGGGCUUUUAAAAUGAUUUAGAGUUGGAGGUGAGCAAUGAGGUAACCAGGUUUUCUGUUGAGGCUACAUGGUUAGGUUGGUUAUAACAAAAAGGGAUUGCUAAGACCCCCAAGAAGAUUUUUCUAAGCUGAAUGAAUGGGUGGUGAAAUUGAAAAUGCAAUUCAGUGUAAACAACCAUAAAGCGAUGUACGUCAGGACAAAAAUGUAUUAAUUUUACAUGUACCUUCCUGGGGUCUGAACUGGCACUAUUGAUUAGAAAUGAGUGCCUAGAAUUGUAGUCCAGUGCAGUGCAGAAAUCUCUACUAAAGCAUCCAUGGCAGAUGGCCAUUCAACCUCUGCUAAUAAACCUCCAAUGAAGGAGAGUGCACCACCACCUUCCUACGUAGGGAAUCUGUUCCACUGUUGAACAGCUCUUGCCGUCUUGUUGAUGUUUCGUCUGAUUCUCCCUUCUUGUAACUUGGAUACACUGGUUUGGGUCCUACCCUCUGGAGCAGGAGAUGUCAACCCAAUAUGUGGCGACUGUGAAAAAGGCAAAUUCCAUGCUAAGGGAUCAUUAGGAAAGGAAUUGAAAAUAAAACUGCCAAUGUCAUAAUGCCGUUAUGGAAAUCUAUGGUACGGCCACACUUGGAAUACUGUGCACACUUCUGGUUCUUUCACCUCAAAAAGGAUAUUGUAGAGUUGGAAAAGGUUCAGAAAAGAGCAACCAAAGUUAUUGUGUUGCCUCUUGGUUGCCUUUUCUCUUGGCUUGAAGCCUCAAUUGCUGUAACCUUUCCUCACAGGGGAGUUUGCAGGCUUCCCAUAGGGGUCUAGGCUGACCACUGUGAGAACAGGAUGCUUCGUCAGGUGGGCCACUUUCCUGAUCUAGCAGGCUCUUCUUAAUGUACUUAAGUUUCCGUAUAUGGUCUCUUUUUAAUCGAGUUGUUUACUUCUGAUCCAAACAUGGCUGUGUCUGGUCAUCCUUACAGUUGGUAAUACUUAAAGGCAGUCAAUCCUGUGACAUGUCGUAUGAAGCUAAGGUAGCCUUGGAAAAUAACCUCUACUAAGGUUUACUAGCCAACAAAAUGUUUUACUCAUCUGCUUUUUAUAUAACAGGGCAGAGGAGGAUGGACAGAUCACUCUGUUCCUCCUUUGCCAGUCCCUCUUAUGAGUAAAUAGUGGAUGAAUAAAACAUUUUGUAAGCUAGAAAUGAGCACUCUGGGCCUCUUUUGACAGCCCACUUGGUUUCUGUGCUGACCGUGCAGAAAGAGGCUUUGCUUCCUGCACAUCCAGCCUUGAAGCAGAUGAGAGGUGAAGUGAUCCAUGCCAUUUUAUUUCUACGGCAGAGGGCUUCAGCUCUCGCACAUUCAGCAUAAAAAACUCUGCAUAGAUUACUGUACCCCUUCACCCACUGUGCACCUGUGCUAGAUGUACAUCCAGCAUAGAAACCAAUCAUGUGGCAAGUGGUGGCACAAAAUCACUCAAUCCCUUUGCCAUCAACCUAAGUUGGCAUUUAUGUGCUGGAUAUGCAGGAAGCGAAACUUUCCUGCACACCCAGUCCGCAGGGUUUCUAGGCUAGAUGCACAGUAGGUCCUCUGGGUUUCGUAGGAAAACAGCAAGCCGGCAGGGGAGCGAGGGAGCAUUCUUUUCCUCUUGCUUUCUGUUCUUAGCACACAGGAAAGAGCUUCACCUCUUCUGUCUUCAGUAUAGAAGCAUUAAAGGGCUGCCAGCAGAAGGAUGGAACGAUUCAUAGCUCCACCAGCAGCCUGCUUGGUUUCUAGGCUGGGUAGAAAGCAUGGAUCUUUCCAUUCUCAAAACGCAGGGCAGGAUUCACCCAAUGAGCCCUAUCAGCGGAAGCCCCAUGCAAGGACCUCGUCUUGUACAACAGGGCUUUCCACCACUCCUGCAAAAAUGGCUCUGGGGAGGUCAGGGGAACCCCCAGAGCAGCUAGGGGGCAGGGAGGAGAGGGGGAAUCAUUCCAUCUGCAAGCUGAAAUGCUUGCACAGACAGGAUGAUGUUUACAGUGCAACAUUGAAUUCCACCCACAGAAGGCCCCAAUUGUUUAAUCCUCCCUUUGGGGGCCUUUCAUUUUCUGCAUCAGGCAUGGAGGAGUCAAAGUACUUUCCUCCACACCCAGCAUAAAAAUGCUGGAAGUACCUGGAGAAGGGACUGGAAACUUGAUCCCACUUCGGCUUUCUUGCUCACUCAUCACCAAAGAAAAAUUACUAGUCAUCUAAGAUAGCAACCAAGUGGACCAAGUUGGACUGAGGCUCAAAUUACCGUAUUUUUCGCUCUAUAAGACGCACCAGACCAUAAGGCGCACCUAGUUUUUGGAGGAGGAAAACAAGAAAAAAUAUAUUCUGAAUUUCAGAAGCCAGAGCAAGAGGGAUUGCUGCGCAGUGAAAGCAGCGAUCCCUCUUGCUGUUCUGGCUUCUGGGAUAGCUGCACAGCCUGCAUUCGCUCCAUAAGACGCACACACAUUUCCCCUUACUUUUUAGGAGGGAAAAAGUGAGUCUUAUAGAGCAAAAAAUAUGGUACAUAUUACAGGCAGAGACCAUCUAACAUGUGUCUGAUUGUGCGCAUGCUCCUUGCUGCCGACCCAGAAGAGGCCCCGAAACAUUGUGGGCUUAUGUGCUUUGCCCAUGCGCACAGGCGUCAGGAACAGAACCCUCGUGCAAAAUGGUUGCUGCCUCUACUUCAUUGGCAGUUUUAUAUGUCUUUUUAAAACAAGGUACUUUCAGGAAUCGGGCUGCAAGGCAGGGAAGAUAUAGGCCUACUUAAUUAUUGAUAAUUCAGCUCAAAAUCACCCUUUCCAAAUUGAUCUUUUUGUUCAUAUGACUGCGAGAGAGAGAGAGAGAGAGAGAGAGAGAGAGAGAGAGAGAGAAUAUAUAGAUGUAGGCUGCUGGGGGUGAUGGAGGUUGUAGUUCAACAACAUCUGGGUGGUCACAGGUUGCCCACCCCCCUUGUAGGUGAAAAGCACCAGGAAAUCGGUGAUUUUAAGCAGAGUAGCCAGAGGGGAAAGAAUUAAGCAAGCUUCCUUUCCCUAUUACACAGCUUGUCUAAGCUGAUUUUGCUUUAAAAAUGUGGGCUUCACCUUAACAUGUACUUUAUUUCUGAAAGCAGCCAUUUUUGGGGAUUCACACUCCUUCAAUAUUGCACUAUCCAAAUUGUUCCAAGUGCAGAAACGUUGGAAUAUAUCACAAGAUAUUGAGAAGACCUUUCUUGCUAUUUCUAUUACUCUUCCUAUUCUUUCUUCUUGAGAGUUUACAUUGUAGCACCGGUUGGGAAUUUUUGGACAUUUCACUGGGACCAGUGCUGGUCCAAGAUAUUUUGAAGCUGCCCACUCUCCCCCCCCCCCCAUUGGAUUAAUAUUGAAGGGCAGGCAAUUUUAAAAUAAUUUUAAUUGUACCUUUGCAAACAAAAAAUUACUCCUUUAUUUUAAAAGAAAAACAAAAGCCAAGCCUUUUCAAGCCCAUUUUAAACAUAAACACUAUUGUUUGAUUUCCAUGUGAGUUCAUUAGGCUGGGGGAGAUCAGAAACCAAAUGGCAGGCACUCAUUAUUUCUGUUUUCUUGGACAAUCAAUUCUUCUCUUCCCCAUGUCCAUUCUCUCUUCCUGGGAGUUUACGAGAGAGCAUGCUUAAAAAUAAGUUUGGUGAUAGAGAACACUAAUGGAGGACUGAGCUGUUGUGCACUGCUUGUUUGACCAUUUCCGAUUCAUGGGCAGCAAAAUUGCCAUGUUUCCAACUUCCCUUCUCUGCUACACAGCAUUGCACUGGAAAUUAUGGCAUGAGUGCAUAGAAGUGUGAAAACUAUUUCUUCACCCUUUACUGAAUGCUACAGAUGUUCUAAAGGAGGCAGGUGACAAAUUCUUCACUUCGUAGUUUAAUUAAAAGAUGAGUUAAGUAGCUGUCACCAUAGGGGAAAUGUCAUUUGCCUUCCGCUGCAGCAGAAAUGUUGCAGCUGAUUGGAAGUUGAACCAGCACUUCUGUUCCUCUUUGCUUGCGCCGAGACGGCAGUAGCAAAGGAAAUAGAUCACUGAAUUUCAUCCCACUGCAUGUAGAGUGCUUUGGCUGCUGACGUUCCCAUUGACAGGACUUUCUAACCAUGAUUACUUUCCUCUGAAUUUGUUCUUCAAGUUCUUCACACCUUGAUUGUGGUUAUCAGCUGGGAAUCUGUGGUGCAUGAUGAGACCCAUCACGUAUCAUUGCCUCGUACCUUAGCGUAAUUCCCCUGAAUGAGGAAGAGAAGUGAGGUUGCUAAGAGACAGUGAUGCAUCCCAUGACGGUGGCAGUGCUUAGAAAUCCUAGCAGUGAGUCAAUCACGUAAAUUAUCUUGUUGCAGCCUUUAAAACAAUCUUGCAAGGUAGGUUAGUAUUAACUCCAUAUUGCAGGAAGUAAGCUGGGGGGAGAGAGAGCCGUUUAGCCACCUAGUGAGAUUUGAUCCAGGUUUCCUUGGUUGUAACUCAGGGCUGUUUCACACUUACCUUUCAUUCAUGCUUUAAAGUUCCCUGUCCGAAUUCAGUUUGAACCUGAAAACUCGCCCUUUCAUCUUGCCUGGGUGCAGUUUUCACUGCCUUGUCCGCAUCUAGUCCCCAGUGGGUAGACAGGCAUUUUGUAAAUUCAGGGUGUUAAGACAGGCAGAAAACAUGGCAUCUCCUUCUGAAUUUCAGUCUCUCAUUCUCUUGCCUCAUAAUGGAAAAAGAUGGAGAUCUCCCACUAGAUGUAGGAAAGCUGCCUCCGCUUAUCGUUUAGUCAACCAGUUUCUCCAUGUACAUUGAAAUCAGUUGUGUGUAUUAAAAGCUGUUGAAUCAAAUCAAAUGGGGAAGAUGCUAUAUAGAGAUAAAGGGGCAUUUAGUCUGUGCACACACCCUACAUUUAAAAGCUUUGCCACCACUGCUCCCAAGAACCUUGGGAACUGUAGUUUGUUAUGGGAGCUAUAAGGGUUAAACUGCAGUUCCCAUGAUAUAUUUUUUGACCAAGUGGGGUACGCUUUAAUUGGAUGGUGUGUGCCUCCUGUGGGGGGACAUAGCAUAUGUAAAACAAUGAAAAACUGAAUAUAUUGAGGCAGAAGAACUGAAUAUGAACUUGGGCAAACCUGUAAGCUGCAUGUGCAUGGUGUUGAUUGGAGCUGGUUGUCAUUUUUACUGUAAUUAUACUCAUUACCUUUGAAUUAACGAGGGGUGGGUUCUGAUAGAUUAUAGGGGGGUGACAAAAGUUUUCCUUGGUCAAAUGUUCUUACUGCGUUGCAAGGCCAAGAUCAUCCCUGACCUGUGUGAAUCCCUAUGGUAUGUAGUUAGCACCAUGUUAAAAAGCUAAGCUGUUUGUACUGGAUAAAGUUGAUCUGCGAAACGUAAACACGAAACACGACAAUAAAACAGAAGCUGUUGAAAUUUUGGCUGCUAAAAUGGGCUCCUGCCAUCCGAAUGCAGAAGCAGAUUUACUGUUUUGUUCUUCCUAGCAUCACCACAUGAGCACAGUGCAAAGAGCACAAAGUAAUCAUCUAUCCUGCCAUGUGAUAUUAUGUCAUUUCCGAUGGUGUAUGUGCUGUCACAGAUAAGGCAGUAACAUAGAUGCUAAUUUAUUGGCUUUUACAUGUUCAUUUUUAGAGUUCAUCCUGAUUUUUAGAUAAUCUUUCUGUUUCUUUAAGCUUCUUAUUAAUAAGAGCCCUUCCCUGCUGAAAUGCAGUAUAUAAAUAUUGUAAAUAAAUACUAUUUUCAACCAAAUCAGGUAAAAUAAAUGCAGGGUUUCUUAUUUGUAAGAAAGGUUUCUUAUUUGUAAGAAUUUGGUUAGCUACUGAUAUGUGUUUUAGUUUAAGCAUUUCAUUUAUUUCACUUUAAAUUGCAGUUGAGUUGCUUGUACAACUAAUUUUUAUUUUUUUAAUUCUGUCUGUUGAUUAAAAUAACACAAAUCGUUUAUAAAUUCUGCAUGUAAUCCUGCUGCUACCUCUCUCUUGUCUUUUAUUCUCUUAAUGUGAUUCCUGUAGGGAAAAGCUUCAGUAAGUGUGGCCACUAGUAAAUUCUUAAUAUAUCCGUUUAGUUUUCCUAGUUUUAAGGACACUAUGGAAUCUAGAAGAAUCAGCACCUGUUAAUGACAGACUCUCAGGAUAAAAAUAUUUCUAAGCAGUCCUCCUGAAAGCUGUGUUGGCUGUAUGGGUAUGCUUUCUGGAUUGGAAUGGAAGUGUUAGGUGAAAAAGUUUAUCAGAGAAAAAGGAUUUCAUUCCCCCAUUUGGAAAUCGUACACGUGUGCUGCAAAGAAUACUGAGUCCUUUUUUUUUGUUUCUUAUGUUUCAACAGGGCAGAGUUUAGGGUAUGGAUUUGUUAACUAUAUUGAUCCAAAGGAUGCAGAGAAAGCCAUUAACACUUUAAAUGGACUCAGACUCCAGACCAAAACCAUAAAGGUAAGAGAAUACAAAGAGUAUUUUGCUAAAUUCAGGAGGAAGAGUGUAGUUAAGACAGUGUCUGGCUAUCUCAGCAAUGUUGCAUUCUUCACAGCCCAAAGGGUGCAACUAGCUCUUACUUUGGAACAAAGGAAAGGUGUAUAGCAGAUGGCACUUUCUUCUUCUUUUCAAACUGCCUAUUGUUUUUGUUUAUAAAAAGAAAAGAAAAAACCAAGCAGAAAAUCUUUAAAUGACUAUUACAGGAUUUCAAGUCAGCAUGUCAAAAGCACAGCGUUUAGAGAGUCAUCCACAAAAAUCAUAGCAGCAAAUUAGGGGGGGAAAUAGGCUUUUUACGAAAUGGCUACUACAUGGGGUUUGGUUGCUUAUUUCGGCUAUCAUUAUCUUGCCAUGAGAUAACUGGGCAUACGACUGAUGCUCUUGUCAAGAUGCACCUGUAGUUACCCUAGAGUAAAUGGUGAUCAGGUACCAGUUUUUAGCAUUAAGUUUGUUUUCCAGAAAGCAGAACAUUCUGAAGGAAACUCAAGAUCAAGUGAUCUUAAAGCAUUUGUCUGCAUUCUGUUAGCAUUUUUGGUACUGUAGUUCUUUAUGGGGGGAACUAGAGUACUGGGCUGUAACGUCUUCCUGAUUUCAGAGAGAAAAACUCCAUGCAAAUUCUUUCAUAAUAUAGCUACAUGUACGUUGUAGUAAUUUAAUAUAUAUUCUAUUUUUAGCAUACUCCUUCUAAAUCCACUUAACAUAGUAUCAAAUUUGAUAUCUUUUACACUAAGAAAAUGCUUACUAUAGGAUUCCCUGCAAUUACUACACAUUUUGCUUCAGUGAGUUAAUAUGAGGAAACAAAACAAAAAUAUUCUUAUUGUUACAGUGUAGUACUGAGUCAGCAGCUUCCUUGUCUGCUUCCAAAUUAAAGGAAGAAAUUGCUGGCUUCACCUGAAAGCCCAUAAGCAAAAAAAAGGGGGGGUCCUCCACUUUUUUAAGAAAGAAAGAAAAAUAGAUUGUAUGUGUCUUAAAUAGUCCAACUUGCAUUAAAUUUACCCUCAAGGUAGAGAUUUUUAGUGCCGUGUUCACUUUCUGUAUUAUUUUUCUGCUUGAAAGCUUGGUCAUCUUUGCUGUUUUAUAAGUUGCUUUCUCGUGUUAUUAUCAUAGUGCUAUAGACUCAAAUUUGGGGUGGGGAGAAACCAUGAUAAGUAGGAUCCUAGAACCCCAGAAUUUAUUGACUAGGACUCUAGUAUCCACUUUUAGAUGCACGCAUUUAAAUAGGUUUUCAUACUUAACCAGUUAAUGACUAAAAAACCAUUAUAUUUUAAUGGUGUUUAUCUCUUGUUUUACUCUUUAAAGUAAAAUGUGUAUUUUGAGGGGCAGGGGUGGUCUUGAUCUAAAGGCUAAACUUCUUUUAAUUCAAAUAUGUCUACCAUAUCAAAUUUGGAUAGUUAUUGUUUUUUAAAGACUAUGGGUAUGAUUUUGGUCCAGGGUACAUCAAGGUGGUUAGCGAAGAAAUAAUAAAGGAAAAACCCAAUAGAACUGUGCUGUGCAAAGGUAUGAAAUAAUAUGUAAGAAGCAUUAAAAAAGUUUUUAAAAAACAUCCUAUCUCUUCCCUAAAGGUUUGUUUUGCUGGUUAGGGUGUGAAAGUAAAAGAGAAUGUUCAGCCAUUUCAACCCAUUUGUUUAUGUAUAACUCGUUCUGUGUCCUUGUUUAUUUUUCGAUUGUGAUAUGUUCUGAUCUGUGUAAACACACUAGAGAGGAUUAUGUUCAUCCGUAAUUUUUCCUAUAGCAUUGAAGGUUUUCUUUUCUUCUUAGUAUCUGCUUUGUAAAAUGACAGGCUGUUCUCCUUGGUGUUAAAUGGGACACCUUCACCUUGAAAUUUAAUAAUUUAACAAUUACUUAUUUUAUUAUUAUGGCCUAGAAAUGUUACUGCUUCUUUGUUUUAAACCUUCUUGUUUCCUACACUAAAGUGCCUCCCACACAUGUGCACUGAAUAUGGAAAACAAUAAAUAGACAGGGAUUUGUUUUUGCAUUUCUUCACAUGAAAGAAAGCCUAAAUUCUCUCUCUGCACAUGGGGGAAAAAUAUAUUGUGAAGAAUGCUAGAAUUCCCUCAAAAACUAACACUCUGUGGGCAGGGUUGUGUGUGGUUUUUUUUAAAAAAUUGGGACAGCAGGGUCACCUAACUGCAGUUUGAAGUGAUACAAUUUUAUAUAGAUCAUGUUAAAGAAUUAUAUUUGUUAUCAUAUAAUUAAAAAAACGGGGGGGGGGGGACCACCACAAUUACCAGUACUUAAAACACCAUAGAUGUGUGAAAUAAGGACAUAGAGCUUGCUUAAUUCCUUCUGAUUGGUAGAAUGCUUGAUUAAACUAUGGUGGGGUUUGAUUAACUAAAGUUGCUCUCAAAACAAGGGUAGUUAGUGAUCUGCAUGUGGAAUUACAGAACCAGGAUAAAACAUCUGUAUGUAAAUUGUGCUAGAUAAUGAGAUAACAGUUAGUCAUCUUGUUAUAAUCAUAGUACAUAAGAACAGAUUGCUGGAUCAGGCCAGUGGCCUUUGUAAACCAGCAUCCUGUUCUCACAGCAGCCAGCCAGAUGCCUGUGGGCAGCCCACAAACAGCAUCUGAUCAUAAGAGCCCUCUGCCCACCUCUGGUUCCUAGCAACUGGUACUCAGAGGCAUUUCAGUGCUGUAAGUUUACAGUGUCCUCAUAAUUUUAAACUUCAUGUAAAAUUAUGAAUGAAUGAAUGAAACAAUGAAAAUACUUCCUGAAGAAAUACAGCCGCUGAACAAUAUUGUCUAGUUUUAAGAUGGCUCCUUCUGUCCCUCCAUGACCACGAUAAAAAGUGUAAUUACACAACUGUCACUAUUUUCUGACAGUUUAUUUAGUUUUAAUAAAGUUUACAUUUUAUUAUACUUCUGGUACUGAAUUACAAAGUUGAUUGGCUAGAAGAUGAAACAACGCAAAUGGCAUCAACGAAUCUGAAAUCUUUAUUUUUAUUUUAUUGCACUGACAGUGUGCAUAACACUUCUAAGUAUAAGAGGAUAGGUUUCUACUCCAAGGUGUGAAAUCUGAUGCUGGUCAAGCUGCAGAGAGAGAGAGAGAAGGAAUGGGUCUACAUUUCAGUGGCACAUGCUUAGUCUUAAUUACAGUAGGAUAUUGCGCUGAAGGCUUAAUGGAAAAGCUGGGUUUCGAGAAGUCAUUUGAAGGAGAUGAGAUGUUGCAUGUUGAGACCCCAAAACCACCCCCUCAUUGAUGAAUAAGACACAAGAACAUGUAUAUUCGGUUAAUGGUUAUUGGGCAAAUUUAGGCCACAGCUAUAUUGGUUACAGAAUGUGAGCGGUAUUGGCUUAGGCAUUGGAAUUGACCCGACUAUAUCUGACUCCUACCCGUCAUGCAGGGAGUCUGUAAGGGUCAACCACUGGUAGGAGGAGCCCUGUUGAUGCAAACCAACUCAAGCUCCCCCUGGGUUCCCGACAGGGUCGUGGCAUGGCCCUAGCCCUGCCCCAGGCUUUCGACAAGAUCCACACCCCCGAAUUCCUUUAACAGAAUACCCUUAAGCUUAGAGGGGCAGGUGAUGGCCACACCUCACCUCCCCCAUCAUAAGACCAACCAAUGCCUAACCACAACCCUAACAAAGUUGUGACGAUUGCUACAAGGUAGGCAAAAACCAAAUGACCCAUGCCAAUUUGCCAAGUGGAAAAAUUCCUACCAGGCCCCUCAACGGCAACCAACCGAUGUCCAUAGCAAGGCCAAUUUCGAAACCUGAAACUAGGGAGGGCAGGUGGAAGAUCGAGGAAGCGAGCCAAGAGGAAGCUCUCCGGUUUAAAUGGGGCCCGGCCACGUCCCACACCCACACCCCCCAGCCAACAGAUUGGCUGGCUGGACAAUAACGUGGCCGGUAACCUCUGGGUGACGUGGGACUUUGUCCCCCGCCCCCGGAGGGGAGUGGGUGGCCAUGUGGUCCACUGCAACCCCUCCCCACUGGAAAGUAGAGUGGAUUUAGCACCAUUCCGGGCUCCAGGGGCAGCAGUGGAUAACGGGGCACAGCAUUUGAGGGAGCAGAAGAUGUUUGCACACUUGACAUGGGUGGAGCUUGAAGAGCAAAGACCACAAACAGGAAUGCAUUGGGAUGUGAGAGCAGAGAGAUCAAACUUGAAAUAAUGAAAUAAUGUUCACAAACAGUCAAGUGAGAAAAUACACGGGAAGUACAAGGCUUGGGAGCAGGGGGGAAACAAAAUUGAAUUCUUGAGACAUACUGUAGCCCUAGAAACUUCUGUAGGGAAAAGUAAUUGGUAGAAAGUGUCGGGGGAAGGAGGGAAUCCUCUUUCUCAAACAUUUCCUAUUAUUAAAGGGAGAGGGCAGGGAAAUAAAUUUUAUUAUUUUGCUGUUUGAAUACCAUAGCUGUUCUACCAUACUUGUCUCAGGAUGUGGAAGUAGAAAAUUGCAGAUUUAGUGGUGUGAUUCACAUCCCACUGAAGUUAAUGGCAAAGUUUAGUUGAUGAUAAGGGCUGUGGAUUGCCGCCUUACAAUAACCAAUGGGAAGCGUUCUGUUGGCUGUGGUGCUUUAACCCACUUGCGAAUUUUAUUCCCAUGGUAUUGCCAAAAUAAGUUACUGUGUAAGUUUUGCUUGUCAGGACCACAGUUGCUUUUACAAUCAGUAAUAGUUGCUAUGAUGCUUAGUUAUAUAAAUAUUCUUGACAUUUUUAGCAUUAGUUAAUGUCAUUGGCCUGUCAACAGUAUUGUUGCUUUUUUUUUUUUUUAAGUGACUGCUUUUGGGUGACCUAAGUGAGUGAUUUUGUUCCUUCCACUUCAGCAACAGGCCAAGUAAUUGCAUGAGGGCAAGUAGUUAAAUUUUGUCACAUAAAUGGUUGUCAUUAAAAGGAAAUACAUUGCUAGUGUCCGGUAUAAUUAGGUUUUUAAACUCUCUCAUGUGUCAUCUUUGACAUGAUGUCAGAGACCACUGUAGAUGACCAGAGCAUCUAUCUGCAGCCCUAGCUCUUGCAAUGACAAGCAUUUAAGAAAAAGGAAGAUGCUAGCAAAUAAUCACACUUUUAAUGGAAUAAUGAUCACCAUAUAUAAGAACAUUCCCAUGAGACAACACAAAUUUCAAAUACCCUUGUUACAGAAAUUAUUUUGACAUCUUAUAGUGUGUGUCAUGGUGUUGGUCACCCUGUUAUGCCCAUCAAAUUUCAAACAUCUUGGCCAUUGGGCAACAUUUAAAUUUUUUGUCUUCAUCUUUGGAGGCGUAACAAGUGGAGAAGUUAUAAACCUUUUGUUUGAACACAGACAGAAUUUUUGACCAGUAUAAAAGCAGUGGCUCAGGGAGGUCAGGCCAGGGAGGAAAUGCAUUAAUUCAAAUUUUCUUAAAACACAGUUUUGUCAGAGAGGAAGCUGUAGCUUUUGGAGUGGGGGGGCUGAGUCCACAAUGUGAGACCGCUGGCACCUGUCUGUUUGGCUGCCGUGAUAGAUGUCCAUUGUGCACACGAGGAGCUGAUUGCAAAGUCAGGUCUCGCAGUUUAACUGUCAGGUGCCAACCAUGCACUGAAAAAUAACAGCAUGCCCAAAGUUGUCGUCCACCUUGUACUCAAAGAUCUAUAUAACUAUCACAUUUGUCACUUCUGUCACAAUCUUCACACCGCAUUUAUUUCAGCCUCCAGUGAGGCAUCCAGUGCAGUGGCUGCUGUGACAUGGAUAGGUUUCAGCUGAUGUCACCUAAAGAUGUGUGCAAGAUGCUUGGAACAAUGCACCCAACCAUUUGCUUCCUCAGCCCUUGUUCCCUCUUGGCUUAUUAAAGCACGCCAAGCGAGGUUGACCGGGUGGGCCCUGGGUGUGGUCAACACAUCACUGCAGGAUGGACUGGUCCUGGCAGUUUUGAAAGAUGCUUUGAUUCAACCACUCCUGGAAAAGCCUACAUUGGACCCCCUCGUUUGUGACAAUCACUGCCCUUUCACAAAUACCAAUUCUUGAGGGAAGGUGAUUGAGGGGGCUAUGACAGGACAGUAACAAGUAUUAUUGAGUGAUAUGAGUUAUUGACAUAUUCCAGUCAAGAAUCAGGCUUGGUUUGGGGACUGAAUCAACAGUGAGCACCCUAGCGUAUGGCUUUUAUCAGGAGUACAAGGGAUGUGUGACCCUGUAAUGGUGUGUGAUACCAUUGAACACAAUGUGGUCCAGAACUGAUGAGAUGAGCAGUGUUUUUAGUGUUUGAUGUUGUAUUGUGUUUUAAUUUGUUGGAAGCUGCCCAGAGUGGCUGGGAAAACCCAGUCAGAUAGGCGGCAUAUAAAUAAUAAAUUAUUACUAUUUUACAGUGGUUCUGAUCCUUUCUUUGAGGUCAGUUUCAGAGAAUAGACUGGUGGUUUUUCGGCCCCCUGGCAGUGGGGUGCUGCAAGGUACCAUCCUGCCCCGCCCCCCCGGUGUCAUUUAGCGUGUAUGAAGCCAUUGGGAGCUAUCAUUAGGAGAUUUCAGUGUUAGAAACUGAGAUAUGAAAGCUAGGAGCUAAAUGGCACCUUAAACCUAGGUUAUGGGUGCAACAACAGAAUGUCUAGGCGCACUUUUUUAAUAACAAGAAUGCAAAGCUGAAAAUGAAUGAACUGCAGCUAAAAUACUGUGUUCAUUUUUCACAUGGUCUAGUCCUUCUCCUGCCCACCCCCCUUAAAUUUUUAGGAGGGUCUCUUCCAGUCUUCAAAGAGUAGCUAGAAGUGGGGAGGGAGAAAAUGGUCCUCCUUUCCUUCCACUCUGCAGUUUUAAUCUGAUACCUUAGGUGCAGUACUGCGCCCAGAGCUCAGAAACUGCUCACACUAAAGAAAUUCCCAGUCACAAAAUGUGCCUAGAACAGUAGGAGUUUCGAACACUGGCAGAUUUUAAGGCUAGGGUAUCUAAAAGAUUAACUCACCCACACAUACCCAAUUGAACACUAUACCCUGCGCAUGUCUUCUCAUCAGGAGGUAUGAUAUAGGAAUCAUACCUUUAGUGUGGUUUCCUCUUGUCACAAGCCUUUCAAGUGAAGGUUUUUACCUAAUAUUUAUCUGCAUUGAACUGGAAAUUGUAUUUAUAUAUCUUUUUAUAGUUGAUGUAUGUUUGUUUUUAUUUAUUGUUAACUGCUUUGGCAUGUUUCGUGGUAAAUGAUUCUUACAUGAAAACAAUCCUAGUAAUAACACACUAUCCUUCCUUUGAGGAUCUCAGUGCAGUGCAGCAUACACGGGGUUUCCCCAUUUCAUCUUCACACCAUUACUGUGAAGUAGGUAGCCUGAGAGUGAUCUGGGCCAAAACCAGCAUUUAAUACACUACACUGGCUCAGUGUGAGGUCCAAGUGAACUAGUGUUAACUGCCCCUCCUGAAGAUAGUGUGAUCUCUUAACCUAUAAACAGUUGGGAUGUCUAAAUAAUUAUAAUGCUAGUAUCCUGCAUCAUAGUUUUAUAUCUAGCUUAAAAUAAAUUCAGCUCAGACACACCUGCUUUAGGGCUUCGUGUAAUUCUUGCCUCCUCCUUACCAUGUUCUAAGCCCUAGGACUGAAUUACCAGAUGGCAGACCAACUGAAUAACUUCAGCCAAGCAGUUAUUCUAAUCCAUUUGAUGUUGAAUUAGAAUAGCAAUAUAAAGCUAAUCAUCUGAUGUUACUGAGCAAAGUCCUUAAGCGGGUGGUUGCUAACCAGAAUCAGGUUCUCUUGGAUCCCGUCUGGUUUUCUAGAUCCAUUUAAAUUGGGGUUUAGGCCUUGUUUUGACACAGAAACUGCCUUGGUCGCUCUGUAUUUGUUGGGUUAGGGAUGGAUGAGAAACAGGGAGAGUGUUGAUUGACCAUGGUAUUCUUUUAGAGUGGCUGUCCAAUUUGGGAGUGGGUGGUUCCACUUUAAAAUAGUUCCUACCCUACUUAGAUGCCCAUCUCCAGAGAGUGGUGUUGGGAGAUGCUGCUUGGCCCCAUGGAUUCUCCAGUGUGGGAUGCCACACGGACCAGAUUUGUCCACCCAGGCUGUUUAGCAUCUACAUGAAACCACUGGCUGGGCUCAUCCAGGGAUUUGGACUGUGUUGUCAUCAAUAAUCAGAUGAGACACAAAUCUGUUUUUCAUUACCUGUUCUGGAUAGAGUUGAGCUUCUCCUAAAGGAGCAAGAAUACAGUUUGGGGGUGCUUAGGGACACAGCAGGUGUCUGUGGAGACACAAGUGACCUCAGUGGCACAGAGUACCUUCCAUCAGCUUUCACUGGUGGCACAGUUAUGACGCUGUCUUGACAGGGGCAGCCUAACUUCUAUUAUAAACACUGUACUAACUUCUUGCUUUAGAUUACUGCAAUGUGUUAUACUUCGGGCUGCGUUUGAAUACAGUCAGAAACGGCACAUAGUGCAGGAUUCAGAGGGCAGACUAGGUGAUCUGGUGAUACCAUACUAAUCCUGGCACAGUUGGCUGCUAAUUAAGUUCCAGGCUCAGUUCAAAGUGCUGGUCAAGAUUCCAGUACCUUAAGGACCAGCUCCUCACACAUGAACCUACCCAGUCCCUGUGUUCAUCAUCUGAGGACCUUCUUUGUGGACCUAAAGGGGUUAGUGGAGGGGGUUGGUGAGGUCUUGGGGGGGUGACGAACGAAGCAAGCAGGGACACAGCCCCUAGCAAUAAAUAAUACUGAUAAUGAUGUUCCUAAUAGGAUCCAGUUUGGUCUUUUUUUCUCCUUAGGAAAGGAGUGAGUUGAUUAUUAUCUUGCUUCUCACAUAUAUUUGGAUUCACACAUUUUUUUAAAUUGCUAAGAGCACAUUUUUCUUCACUUUUCUCAAAAGUAGCUCUCUGGUAAGUGGGGAAUUCUUUGCUUCCCCAGCAAUAACAUUUCCCCAUUUGGAAGAGUUAACGGUGUUACCAAAAAGAUGCUGUACAAGAAGGAAUAUUCAUGGUGUAUUAUAUAAAUGCCACAUCCAGUUUUGUGUUUCAGGCAUGAAAACAAGCACCUGGAUUUUAGGGUUCUUUAAUCCCGAAAAUAUGCAUAACAUGAGCAGAUCUCUUUAGGUUCCUCUGUGUUCCCCUGUAGAACCCUUCCUGAACUGUUGUGCAUCCAUUCAUUUAGGUACAUAAUGCUUCACAUUCCCUUCUUCCUUCCUUGUUGCUUUUUCAUCAAGUCUAAUAUUUCUCUCUCACUUGCAUCUUACCUACACUCCUUAAUGUGCACCCUCAGAAGCUACUUAGUCACCUCCAUAUUAAAUUACCUAUUUGUGCUACUGACUGGCACAACUUAAAUAUUAAUAAUGAACAUGGUAAUAAACAUUACAUUAGGAUAAAGGUGACGUGAUCAAAUGGCCCAACUCCUGCAGCGUAUUUCACCUCAAGCAGUUGAUGAAACCCAAGAGCAAAUGGUGACAAAUGGAGUGAUCUAUUUCUUUUCCUUUUCAUUGAACUUCCUGGUUUAGGUAUAUCCUGAAGCAUCAUCUGUAUCCCCUAGAACAUCUUGACUUAAUAGUUAUUGAUGCUCCUAUUUCACUUGAAUUACAUAAUCCCCCUGUGCAGCUUGUUAUGAAAGGUAAAUAAAGCAUUCUGGAAAGUACUGUCUGCACAUGAAUUCGGUUUUAUUCUGUGCUGCCUCCAUGGGUACCACAGCAAGACACUUACUAAGCUCCAACAUAUUUAGUACUUACGCUCUGUGGAAGUUCAGAGUUAACAGAUACAGAAUAAAUAUACAAAGGGUGUAACUGAUAGCCGCUGCUUGGGAAGGGGAAGAGAGAGGAAGCCCCAGAACAGCAUAUAGGGAGAGGAGAGGGGAGUUAGCUUUGUCAAGAAAGCAGAAAUAGUUGAGCUGAAUAGUCUCUUUAGCACUAUAUUGAUUUCUACCCAUUGUUUGAUUGGGUAACUAUAUCACAAAAUUUGGUUAAGUGUGAAUUUCAAGGGAUGGUUGUGUUUUGGUUCUCAUACUGUUUUGGAAAGCACAGGUUUGAUAGAUUCGCCUUUAAAUGUGACCUGAACCAAAUUUGUUCCGAUCCCUACUUUGCAGACAGCUUAUAUAAUUUGUGUUCUUGCUGGAUGGAUUGUGGAGGGAUUUAGGGCAGAUCCUGAAAAGGCUCCGGCUGCGUGCAUUCCCAGAGAUCCCUCUUGUUUUUUAAAAGACAUUUCAACAAACUUUCCAGACCCAUGAUUCUAACUAAAUAGUAUAUCCACGUAUCUAUAUAUCCCUCCCACAUCUGGAAUAGAGCAUAGAUGUUAUAAGAAAAUGGCAGAAAAUUGAAUGACGAUCAGAAGUAAUUGUGCCAUCUAGAGUGACCACUGAAAAUGAGCCUUAAAAAGUGGCUUUAUAAAUAUAGAAGCUUCAAUAUAUGCGGGAGGGAAUCAAAGAAUUGUAGAGUUGGAAAGGCUCACGAGGGUCAUCUAGUCCAACCCCCUGCAAUGUGGGAAUCUUUUUGCCCAACAUGGGGCUUGAACCCACAAUCCUAAGAUUAAAAGUUUAAUGCACUACCUACUGAGCCCCUCCCUGCAACACUUCAUUUUAGAUCCUUUCAGCAGGACGUUAACACACACAAAUUCACUGGGCAGUAGUGAGCGCUCUAUGCCAGCAUAAAGGUAUUUGGAUUGCUCUGUCUGAAAAACAGCUCCCACUGUACUUUUCUAUGCCUUGUAACUCUGUGGGCAAGAGGGGCUGAUUAUCAUUGGGAAUCAUGGUUCGGGAAGGGAGGGCUAAAUCUUCCCUCCUUUUGGAAAUGACCGUCACACCUGGUAUCUAAUUUUUUUAAAAAAAUAUAUAUGCAGUUGCUAACCACACUUAGUAAAUAAAUGUGUGUUUUGGCCUUCAUUUUAGGAUUUGUCAAACUACUACUCUAGGCUCUUCUUUCCAGUUGUGAUGUAUUGGUCAAACUGCAUGUUAGCGCUUAAUACAUAGUGUGCAGCUACAUUGCUUGUUUGUCCUUAACUGCAUGCUCAGGGGGCUCUGUUAUUGGGAUUGCAGCAUGUGGGGAGAGGAGGUUUAUCCCUGUCUUCCGGUGCCGCAAAACACACAGACGCUGCAUGGCUACAAGGCUUAGAAAAUAAUUCCCACCUCUCUUUGGAGUGAAACAUUUUAUUUGCAGCUGUCUCCUGAGUCCUUUCUCUUUGCUGUCUCUGCAGCUGAACUACAGUGCGGUCUUCUGACCUACCCCGCUCUUAUUUGAAGCCCUGUUUCUUAUCUGCAUCCUUUAAUAUGAUCUACACAACUACCCAGUUGCCACUGUGUUUAAAUUCCACAGCUAUGUUUUUCCCCCCAUUUCAACUAAGUGAAGGGAGCAGCAAGAAACAUUCACGCAGCUCUGCGUGCUGCUGCUGCUUCCACCACUUUAUCAGACACUGUCCUGCACAUUCUAGAACCCUGACUUUCCAGGGUACUGAAACAGACAGGGAACCCCAAUGAGUAUAGGAAACUAUGCAAUUGAGACAUUCACCCUCCACAAGUUGGAUGGUGACCAGUAUGGCCAAAAGAGACAGAGCUACUGCCUCCUUCCCUUUUCCUGUAGUAACGUAACACUUAAGCCAGGCAUAGGCAAACUCAGGCCCUCCAGAUCUUUGGGACUACAAUUCCCAUCAUCCCUAGCUAACAGGACUAGUGGUCAGGGAUGAUGGGAAUUGUAGUCCCAAACAUCUGGAGGACCGGAGUUUGCCUAUGCCUGACUUUAGCCAUUACAAUUAUCUUGUUAUGUGAAUAGGAAGGUGCUUACCCACCAUAAACAAAACUUUAAAAUUCCAGCGUUAGGAAUGUGUCCUUUACCUUCCAAGAUUUUGGGAUGUUUUGUUGUCAUUCAUAUAAAGCGUAGGUUGUAUUAUUUAAGUUAGAUUUGUCCAUUUUGCUUUCUCCCGAUUUCCUGUUUUUCCAGUGUUCAACUUGUCUUGGUAAACGAGAAAAGGAAGAGUACCAUGAGGCUAGUAACAUUGAAUGUAAAAGAGGCAUUAGCUGCUUUGUAUAAUUAUUAGAAUAUUAGACUUAGAGGACAGCUUCCAAGAAAGUUAAAGCUCAGGUUGCUUGGGUAUUGAAGUUUGAAUACAUGUAGUUUUCAUUCUCCAAGUCUUACAUCUGAUGUAUUUGUGCAUGUCACCUGAAUGAGUACUUUCCAUUCCCCCCCCCUCCACUCCUUGCGGUCUUAUAUGUGUCUUAGGAGUCAGAAUUAGGACAAACCUAUGAUCCACAUAUAGGGAUGUGGGUGGUGCUGUGGUCUAAACCACAGAGCCUAGGACUUGCCGAUCAGAAGGUCGGCGGUUCGAAUCCCCACGACAGGGUGAGCUCCCGUUGUUCAGUCCCUGCUCCUGACCACCUAGCAGUUCGAAAGCAUGUCAAAGUGCAAGGCAGGAAGGUAAACGGCAUUUACGUGCGCUGCUCUGGUUUGCCAAAAGCAGUUCUGUCAUUCUGGCCACAUGACCCAGAAGCUGUCUGCGGACAAACGCCGGCUCCCUCUGCCUAUAGAGCAAGAUGAGCACCGCAACCCCAGAGUCGUCCGCGACUGGACCUAACGGUCAGGGGUACCAUUACCUUUAUGAUCCACAUAUUUUGAAGACACUACAAUGGCAACAAGUAGUUUUACUAUAUACAGAUGAAUGCAUGAAAUUAUGUUCACAAACACAGUUUAUAUAGAAACACUAGGACUUAAAAAAAUAGCAUGUAUUAUUUAGGCUAUGAAAUUUUGAGUGGCACCUGUGUUGGUAUGGUAUAGUUAAAAUAAAAAAGAACCUUUGCCUCCUUAGACAAUGUUAUUGUGACAUUGGUUUUUGUGAAUUACAACACACUUUAUCAGAUGCAUGCCAUGUAAUCCUACAUUCACACAAGUGCUGAGAAGAAGUGAAAAAGUCUGUAUAUAGUAGAGCCAGAAAGUCAUUACAGUUAGGGGAUAACAGUAGGUGUUUGCUACAUUGCUAUGACGAAUCUAAUUUUUUCAAGAUAAAAUCAAACUCUGCCUGGGCACUCCAUUGCCUCUAGGUUGCAAAUCAUAGUACCCUGGCAAUAUUCCUACAUUGGUGGUGGUGGUGAGUAGCCAGGCUCAUUUGUUAUUGCCAGAAGAAAUAUAGUGAGUACUUUGCUGCUAAUACGCCUUACCAGUAUGUUUUUAAUUCUCCUUUUGCUCCCCAAUCCUUCCUCACAAUACAUGGCCUAGUACAUUUUUGUGCUUAUCUGCAAGAUCAUGUGAGAUUAGAGGAAGAAAAUCCAGUGAGUAGGCAGUUACAGGAUCACUGCAGGCAGUCUUUCAUAUGUCUGAUGCCUGACUAAAUAUUGGGAUUUUUUGAUUACAUCCCACAAAGGAAUAGAACUGAUGGCUGUAUUUUGUAUGUAAGCCUCUUUAAAAAAAUUGUAAUCACUGCAGAAACAAAAUAGGAAUUAACUUGAUAAAAAUAAACAUGUUUUUGACAAGCUAUGUUUAUGUUUAUUGCAGCUAGUUUUAUGCAUACACAGGUGUUUUUAAAAUGCUGAAGUUACGCUGACUUCCAAACCUUUGCUACCUAAUGGCCCCUCAACCCAACUCUUAUAAUCUGUUUCACAUGCAGAUAUGCCCAUUUCCAGCAUAUGAGGACUUGUUGACUGGGGUAAUAAUAUUGUGCAAGUAUUACAAGAGGAAUAGCCAAUAUAUCUUUGACAUCCACCUACAACCUUGCAUGGGGAAAUAAAAGAAGAGAGCAGUAGCUCUUUCCCCAAAACAAUUUGGGAUGAGGUGUAAGUAAGGAAAUGUUAUCUUCACAAACCCAUUGUGGAUAAGUGUACAUUUACCACAUCACAGGCUUUGCUGAUGACGAAUGAUAGCUGAUGGGGCUUGAAGACACUGUGGCUCAGUAUCCUAUGCCUCUGUAGAGUUUUGUGAAAGACUCAAUGUUCCCUGAACCUAAAAUCUGAAAACCACUGUCAUACACUAUAACCAGUCCCUCUAAUUGUUUGUUCCCUUUUUAUCACAAUUCUUUUUAACAUUUAUAUUUAUAUGCAUUGGGAUACUUUAGAAAAUAAGUUAUGUCUGACUCCUAAAUAUUGAAAUGUGGUUUUAAAUUCUUUGCAGUGUAAACAUGUGUAACGUGUUUAUCUUCUUCUAAUGAAGAUUGUGGAGGCAAAUAUUAGUUUUCUCUGAUAUUUUCUUUGUUGACUCAUCUGUUUUUAGAAGUGGAGAAAAUACAUACAUCUAUCAGUUGCCUUUUUGAGAGAUAGGUGUUGCUUGUCAUGUUACUGACUUGAACCCCCUCCACACAUGCUGUUGCGUGAAUGUAAUACAGCAAUUUAUAGAUGAGCUAGACUUUAAAUACUUAGUUUUAGACAAAAGUGAAAAGCUUCACAAAGUUGUUGGGUUUGUAUAUUCGAGUAUUAUAGUGUGCCGGAAAGCUUAAUCUCUUUAUACUCUGUGUGGAAUUGCUAGCAGUACAAGGAAUGGGUUGGCAAAAUGGCUUUUUGUAAGAUGAAAAAUACAUAUUUUCAAACUGGAGCUGGUGGAAAUAGGAAACAAUAUUGACAAAUUAAACAGACCUCUAUAUAUAAAUCAUACAUUGUAUGUUGACUGCAGUUAUUAAAAUGAAUAUUAAAUCAUUCUUUCACCGAAAUGUGUUGUAUUUUGCUAAAGCAUUAUUAGAAUUCUGCAUAAUAUUUUAAUAUGUAUUGACUAGCAUCAGCUGGAUGUUUUUCCAGUUUGAGGGGCAGUUAGAACUGAGUUGAAAAUAGCAUGAUGCUGAGAAUGGGUUCACUAAGCAGAUGUUUCGUUAGUUAUUCUGUAAUGCAAUCAGGGCAGAUCCUGCCAGUUUAGUAUGAAUACAUAAAGAGAAAAUAUCUCUCUGUAAAAAGCCUCAUCUGUUUCUAACCAUUAAAGCAAAACAACACUGAACCUGUACAUACCAGGUUCAUUCAGAUUGUGCUGGAUACAGUAAAUCAUUUUAUACACCCACAGCCCAAAGGGGUAAAUUUACAAAGCUGAUGUGUGGGAGGCUGCACAUUAAUCUGCCUAUCUUCAGUCACUGUUUUUAUUCCUGCAUUUAAGGACCUUAUCCUUGCAUGUGUUUUAAAAUUAUUUCCAGCUUUCCUUUUGUUCUCAACAUUUUUUCUACUUCUCAGUUUCUAUAGUAAGAGCAGGUAGAAUCAAGUGAGAAGGUUAUUUUAAACAAGCUGUCGGAACUCAAAAGGUUGAAAACAGUCUGUUAACCAAGUGUGUGAUGUAAAGGUCUUUGUGGGAUUUGUGCUUUUAAGCUUGUCCACAUAUGAUCUAGGAUUGGGGUGAGUAGUGAGGCAGCCACGUUUGCCGAUAACAGUAAAUUGUUCAAGGUCAUUAAAACAAAAAAGAUGGGUGGCAAAAUAACAAAUGCAGUUCAGUGUAAGCAAGUGUGAAGUGAUGCGUGUUGGGACAAAAAGGUCUUAAUUUCUCUUAAAACUCAUGAGAAACUCAGUGACUGACCAGGUACAAGACCUUGGGGUCAUGGUGGAUAGUCGACCUGUGUGUGGCAGCUUUGAAAAAGCACUAAUCCCUGGUGCAACUGCGUUUGGAAGACGGUGAACGGUUCUGGUUCCUCACCUCAAAAAGGAUAUUGUAGAGUUGGAAAAAGUUCAGAAAAGGGCAGCCAGAAUUAUUCAGGGGAUCGAGCAGCUCCUCUAUGAAGAAAGGUUACAGCCUUUAGUUUAGAGGAACGGCAUUUAAGAGGUGACAUGGCUGGAGUUUAUAAAAUUAUGGCAUGGAGAAGGUGGGUCGAGAGGAGUUUUUUUUCUUCCUCUUUCAUAGUACCAGAACUUAGGACAUCCAGUAAUGUUGGAAAGCUCAGGAUAGACAAAAGAAAAUGCUUCUUCAUGAAGCACCUAAACUAUGGAACUCGUUCCCACAUUUAAUGGCCAACUUGGAUGGUUUUAAAUCGGGAUUAGACAUUUCAUGGAGGACUAUGGUGAUGUUCCUCCCUCACUGUUGGAGGCAGUGCUUCUGAAUACCACUUGCUGGGAAUGGGCAGAGUGCUGUUGUGUUUUUGUCUGCUUUCAGGCAUCUGUUUUUGGCCACUGUUAGAACAGGAUGCUUGACUAGGUGGGCCACUGCUCUGAUCAGCAGGCUAUUAUUAUGUUUAAAACACAAUACAUUAUUUAACCACGUGUUGUUUAACUCCUAGGUUUCCUAUGCCCGUCCAAGUUCGGCAUCAAUCAGAGAUGCUAAUCUGUAUGUCAGCGGCCUUCCAAAAACGAUGACCCAGAAAGAGCUAGAGCAGCUUUUCUCGCAAUAUGGGCGCAUCAUCACCUCAAGAAUUCUGGUUGAUCAAGUCACAGGUUGAAAAACGUUUUAUUUAUAAGCACAUUUCUAAACUUGAAUUUGUUUGGAAGGUCCUUCAUUUGCUGUUUUAAUUAAAGCUCUCAAGUGCUUUCGCUCUACUUUUUCUACACAGGAAUAUAUAUAAAGGAAAUUGCAUAUUUAGAUUUGCUGACAAAGGGAGGGGAGGUUGAUAAUCAGCUGUAAUUUCCAAAUGGUGGGUUAGGGACAAAUCAGUAAUUUGGGGAAGUCUUGUAAAUGUGUGAUCAGUUGGAAUGGGGGCAGGGAAUUCUGGUUCAGGCUGAAAUAAACAUGGUUUCAUCAUAAAAACAUUUCGACAAAUAUGAUAUUCCACAUUUAUAAGAGGGAAAACAGCCAUAUGUUUACAACUAUAUCAAUUUUAAACUUUUUUUUUUUUUACCUAACUGUGUAUAGGACCAUAAAUGUUCGUAUAUAGGUGGAGUUAUUAAGGCUGUAUCUUUGUAAACAGCGCAGAGAUUACAUAAAUAGUGUGUGAAUUAUUUAAAUAAAAUAAAACAGUUGCAAUUGCAAUAGGUUUCUUUAAAGGCCAACUUAAUGCAUGCAAAGAAAUAGAGGAAAACAACAGAAUGGGGAAAACCAGAGAUCUGUUCAAGAAAAUUGGAGAUAUGAAAGGAACAUUUUGUACAAAGAUUACCAUAAUAAAGGACAAAAGUGGUAAGGACCUAACAGAAGCAGAAGACAUCAAGAAGAGGUGGCGAGAAUACACAGAGGAAUUAUACCAGAAAGAAAUGGAUGUCUCGUACACCCCAGAUAGUGUGGUUGCUGACCUUGAGCCAGACAUCCUGGAGAGUGAAGUCAAAUGGGCCUUAGAAAGCACUGCUAAUAACAAGCCUAGUGGAAGUGAUGUUAUUUCAGCUGAACUAUUUAAAAUUUUAAAAGAUGAUGCUGUUAAGGGGCUACACUCAUUAUGCCAGCAAGUUUGGAAAACUCAGCAGCGGCCAGAGGAUUGGAGAAGAUCAGUCUAUAUCCCAAUCCCAAAGAAGGGCAGUGCCAAAGAAUGCUCAAACUACCACACAAUUGCACUCAUUUCACAUGCUAAAAAGGUUAUGCUUAAAAUUCUACAAGGCAGGCUUAAGCAGUAUGUGGACCAAGAACUCCCAGAAGUGCAAGCUGGAUUUCGAAGGGGCAGAAGAACCAGAGACCAGAUUGCAAACAUGUGCUGGAUUAUGGAGAAAGCUAGAGAGUUCCAGAAAAACAUCUACUUCUGCUUCAUUGAAUACGCAAAAGCAUUUGACUGUGUUGACCACAGCAAACUAUGGCAAGUUCUCAAAGAAAUGGGAGUGCCUGAUCACUUCAUCUGUCUCCUGAGAAAUCUCUAUGUGGGACAAGAAGCUACAGUUAGAACUGGAUAUGGAACAACUGAUGGGUUCAAAAUUGGGAAAGGAGUACGACAAGGCUGUGUAUAUUGUCUCCCUGCUUAUUUAACUUAUAUGCAGAAUUCAUCCUGCGAAAGGCUGGACUGGAUGAAUCCCAAGCCGGAAUCAAGAUUGCCGGAAGAAAUACCAACAACCUCAGAUAUCCUGAUGACACAACCUUGAUGGCAGAAAGUGAGGAGGAAUUAAAUAACCUUUUAAUGAGAGUGAAAGAAGAGAGUGCAAAAUAUGGUCUGAAGCUCAACAUCAAAAAAACUAAGAUCAUGGCCACUAGUCCCAUCACCUCCUGGUAAAUAGAAGGGGAAGAAAUGGAGGCAGUGAGAGAUUUUACUUUCUUGGGUUCCAUGAUCACUGCAGAUGGUAACAGAAGUCUCGAAAUUAAAAGACGCCUGCUUCUUGGGAGAAAAGCAAUGACAAACCUAGAUAGCAUCUUUAAAAGCAGAGACAUCACUUUGCCGACAAAGGUCUGUAUAGUUAAAGGUAUGGUUUUCGCAGUAGUGAUGUAUGGAAGUGAGAGCUGGACCAUAGAAUUGAUGCUUUUGAAUUAUGGUGCUGGAGGAGACUCUUGAGAGUCCCAUGGACUGCAAGAAGAUCAAACACAUCCAUUCUGAAGGAAAUCAGCCCUGAGUGCUCACUGGAAGGACAGAUCCUGAAGCUGAGGCUCCAAUACUUUGGCCACCUCAUGAAAAGAGCAGACUCCCUGGAAAAGGCCCUGAUGUUGGGAAAGAUGGAGGGCACAAGGAGAAGGGGACGACAGAGGACGAGAUGGUUGGGCAGACUCUGGGAGGCAGUGGAAGACAGGAGUGCCUGGCAUGCUCUGGUCCAUGGGGUCACGAAGAGUCGGACACGACUAAACGACAACAAUGCAUGCAACACUUUAUUUCCUGUGGUGUUACUAACUUCCUGUGGCCUUGUGUAGUAGGUUCUUGAAACUUCUUUCCCUUUCUUCUUUUGCUUAUUUAAAUGCAAUAUUCUUUUCACAGGUGUUUCUCGUGGUGUAGGAUUUAUCCGUUUUGAUAAGAGAAUAGAGGCAGAAGAAGCCAUAAAGGGACUAAAUGGCCAGAAGCCUAGUGGUGCUACAGAACCGAUUACUGUGAAGUUUGCUAAUAACCCCAGUCAGAAAACAAGCCAAGCCCUCCUUUCCCAGCUGUACCAGUCUCCCAACAGACGCUAUCCGGGACCUCUCCACCACCAAGCUCAGAGAUUCAGGUAACAUUCUCCAAAUAAUUUAUUUUAUUGUUGUUUACCAAGUUAUAGGUUAAUUUUCAGUAUCUUAUGACUGGGAGUUCAGUGGGCCAUCUUUUUGCAGGUUCCUGAGUUGACAGAACUGUGGUUUGGCAAAAGGAAUGAUAGGACAAUCAUGUAAACAAGAAACGGAAUAUGUGUGAAUUAUUACCCCACAUAAAAAUGAGAAACAGAAUUCAUUUUUCAUUUAUACAUGGUGCAUUGAUACAAAAAGAUACAAAAGAUUAACAUAGCAGUUGGGUAAUAAAAAAUAAAAGCCCCGGUUGAGGGAACUAGAGUUACAGUAAAAAAAACCUAUGUACUUGUUGCCAUAUGCCCCAGGAUAUGAUUAGCUUGCAGCAAUCCCUUGUUAAGCAAAAGGUGCAGGAAGCAGGUUAUAUACUAGAUCUUUUCCUCUGGCAAUCAAAGUUGACAGUACUGAUCACCUGUUAGAUGUCUCUAACACAGUAUAGUUGCCCUGCUUAUGAACUACUGUUGUGGGGACUUUCCCUAUUCAUGGCAGCCUUUUGCGUAAACUUGUUUCUACAUUUGGAUUGGUUUCCAUAGAGAAAGCAUUGGUACCUAUUGGCAUUGCUUUUAAAGUGCUCAGAUAAAGUACAAAGAACACACAGCUUUAUUUCAGUAUCUGUUCAUUGAGUAUAAUACAUAUGUAGAUAGAAAUAAAUAUAAAGUGGCCUCCCUCACACAUAAUACUAAACCAUGGCUAGUUUAACCAAAGUGGCAUGUGUUUGAGUGUCAGCCCAUGGUUUUUUUCUGGUACUAUCACAAUGUGAAGCCAUGGUUUGUUGUUGACUACACAAAUCCUAGGUUGUUUUUGUUGGGAUACUGCCAGGGAGACAAAGUCCAUCAUGACUCCACGUAGCCUCCGGACGUCCAUCAAUCUCCCGUGGAUACAGUAUCAGCAAUUAGCGACACGAGGUCCAGAAAUAGCUUGCCACAUUCCAGAGCUCAUGCACACUCUAUCAGCAGAAUUCACACAGCGAAAGAUGCACGCAGGAGAGCAUUAUUUACAAGUUUAUUCAGCGUUGGUCAGAACAAAGAAAACAUGACUGCCUGUGUCGGUGUCUCAGGCACAGAGAUAGAACGAAAGCAAAGACACAACAGAAACAUCCUGUGAACAGGAAAUACGCAGGCUGUGACACAAACAUCCUGCUCCCUUUUAAGGUGGAACGGAGAUAUCCUAACAGUUUUAACUGUGGUUCAAUGUUAUGUCCUCUCUCUCAACAGUCUUGCCUAAUGAUGGUUUGUUGGCCACCUUUCCUAGACGCUUGCCGAACUGUGGCAGCAAGAGCAGCUGGAAUGUAAACCCAAGUUCUGGGGAAACAAGCCAUGCCUUGUUUACUUGUCAGUUGAGACAAAUUGAUAUCUGCUUAAACUAACCAAGGUUAAAACAAAACCACAGUUUAGCAUUCUGUGCAGAUACAGAAUUCUGAACAGAAUAUUCACAAAUUGUUUCACAUUUAAAGCAUUUACAGAACACUUCUUGUUUUUUCUGAUGAAGUGUGAUGGAUGUUACAUUUUUAUUUUAAAGUUAAUUCUUCUGAACAAUGCAGCUAAUUUCAGUUCGUUAUUUUUUGCCUACAACCCUGACCCCUUGGAAAACAAAAACCCAUUUGCCUAAUACAUUAAUAUGGAAAGCUCCGUAUUUUUAAAGUUGGGGAGGCCUUUAUACAUGCUACAUUGUGACUGCCCAUCAUACUAAACAUUGUCAACUUUGUUUAAUGAUCUGAUCUGAAAAAUGUUAGGAUAAUCUGCUCUGGCUUUUAGGCAUCAAAAAUAAUUUCUCCCAACAAAAGAAAAAUGUCUACAAUUCACAAUGCUAGUACAAUCCUAAACGGCUGCCACCAGUGUAUUUUUUAUUAUUAUUUCUAUUUACAGGUUUAAUGACAAUGGAAAGGUAAAUAGUGGAAAUCAUAGCAAAAGUUACAAUUUCAGGCUAAUAUAGUGUGCAGAAGCAAAACCGCAAGGGAAUUCUUCUGUGAUGAAUCAAAUUGUAAGAUGGUGGAAUGUUACCUUUUUUCAUUACCAGCACAUUUUUAAAUGUCAUUUGUUUAUUGUGGAAGUAAAAGCAGCUCUAUGGCUGCUGAUUCAUUAGACCCGCUAGAUGUACAGGAGUUGAUGUUACAAAUUUCUUCUUUGAAAAUGGAGCAUUAUUAAUAAAAGUUCCAUUGAGCAAUCUUGCCAUCUGUGAGACAUUAACCCAGAGACCCUCCUUCUCUUUUCAGGCUGGACAAUUUGCUUAAUAUGGCCUAUGGCGUAAAGAGGUAAUUAGAAUUGAACAGAUUGCCAGAUGUCCAUGUUGGCACAGAUUGGUGCUAUAAUUUUUUUUUUAAUCACUAACUUUAUUUUGUUUUUAAUUCUUUCCUUUUUUUCCCCCCACCAGCAUGCCAAAUGUUUUCUGUCUUUUCGUUUGGACUUCAGUUCGUUUUCUUUAACACCAUGCACAAACACACACACACACACAAAUAGUGUGUGAUUUUUGUGCGCAUGUUCUACUUUUUCUUUUGUUACAGGUCUUCUAAGAUGGUUUAGGUGCAACAGCUACAAGCAUUCUGAUUUCCUAAGUGUAUUGUUAAAUGACUCUUUAAAAGUCUCACUCAAUCAGAGUUUAUUAUAACAAAGAUUUGGUGUCACUGGGCUUAUCGUGUGAAAUUGUCACUGAAAAUGUGACUCAAACCCAGUAUUGUUUAGAAAGGUAAGGGAGCUGCCCAAGUUUCAUAAAACGCUGUAACUGUGUGCACCUUAAUCAGGCCUCUUAUUUUCUUUGUUGCAGGUUUGACAAGUGUUUCCAGUAAUUUGGAGCUUGUGGUUUGCCUUCUUUUAAGUUAAAUUGCUUGUUCUGAUUUUUAUUUCAUAGUGUCACUACUGGAAAUUUGAAAAUACUGUCCUGAUGGCAUGAAACUGUUACAUUAGUAUGACUUCUCUGUUAAUAAUCCACAUACAUCAGCACAGAGGUUAAAGGACUGUUUCUUACAUUUAUAAUCCAAAAAUGCUGUAUGUAUAGCCUCUCACCGUAUCAUGACAUGGAACAUACACAGCUGUGUGCACACAUGUCCAAUUGUGAUCCAUCCAUGUUGAAAAAGUAGGGUGUGACAAAACAGGCCCACCCACUCCAGUCUUUGAGAUGGGGUGGGCUGCAAGGCACUCUGUGGAUUUCCAAGUAGGACAGAAAUUCACCAGUGGGGAAGCCCCCUCUCCUUGACACCACAUUUGUCACAUCCACAGAAGAGAAUUUGAUCAUUAGCAUUUGCCAACAUUCCUGCGAGGUGUGAAUGGGGCCAUUCUCCUCCAGAUGGCAGACACAGGAGGGGACAUCCCCAAGGAGGGAGAUGCUUUGGAUGUGCUUUUGCUUUUUCAAAAAAUAGAUUUUAUUGAUACAUCAGGACAACAAUAAAAUGGAGGGGGGCAUAAAUAACAUAAAAUUUUGACUUCCUUUGGAUGCGAAUUGAUCUCUCCUAGUUAAUGACAUGAAAAUUUCUGGGUGCAGAUAUUUUCUUAAAAGGACAGCGUGAGGUGGGUUGGGGGCUAGCUUUUUAUUACAGGGUGUAGGUAUCAGAAAUAUAGAAUGCCACCCACAGACUGCAGGUAUAAUAUUUCAUGCUGCAUGUCAAUACUGUAUGCACAGUGUAGGUGCAACCACACACACGCAAUAUUUCUGGAUUGUAGCUUUGAACCAGCACUUGGUCUGCCUUAUGAAAUCACACAGGGUGGGGCAGCCAUGCUCCCCAACAUUUUGAGAUUUUCAGCUGUUUUAUACAUUCCCCAAGUCUUUCUGAUCAUUGUACUCCUGGCAGGGUUAAAAAAACAUUCCUACUGCACUUUAGAAGUAACAGAGUACCUAUUUUUCCUGCACAGAUUCAGUUGAGAGUGCUCACUUCAGAACUUACCACCUGGUGCUUGAAAGGAUGAACUUAAACUAGGGUGGUUAAGCAGUUUUGCUUGAAUAAUCUCAGCGUUAAACUUUGUUCCUUUUUACCUCCCCGCUUCCCUUGAUUUCUGGGGUGGUUGUGGCGCACCAGUUACAAUCGGCUUAAAUUGCAUGCUACUGAAUACUACCUCCCCAUGUGAUUUCAGGUGACCAUGUGGUAAGUUUUUAAGCAGCUACCAUAUAGUUUCUGGACACUGGAAUCCAUCUAGAUCAGGGUGCUAAUGUGAACUAAAACUCCCAUCAUCCCUGACCAUUCACCACCAUGGCUGGGCCUCCCAAAUACUAGAGUCCACAACAACUGGAGGGUGUCCUGCUGACUACCAGGACCUAGAUAUUAUAUCCAUGUAGGACAAAGAUUUGCAUGAAGCAGUCUUUAGUUUUCAUAACUUGUCAUGUUAAUGGUAUAGCAAGUAAUAAGUCUAGUAAAUUACAGAAAACAAAAGUGCUUGCUGCCCUCUGUGGGGGUCAACAGUUGUGGUUCAGCUAAGCUAGCCCCACACAGAUUUAAAUAUAUCUAUGUAAAGAGACAGAAUUCACACAUGUAAUACACAUUCAUAUUGCACACAACAUCUUAGACAGGAUAGCAAUGCUUUUUCUAGGGCCUCAGUAGUUUCAAAUAAAGGUACUUGGUAAUUCACUGAUGCCUGUGUGAAUACAAUAGAAAUGUAGAGUUGGAAGGGACCCCGAGGGUCAUUUUGUCUAGAAGUCUGCAGUGCAGGAAUCUCAUCUAAAGUAUCCAUAACAGAUGGCCAUCCAACCUCGGCUUAAAAAUCUCCAAGGAAGGAGAGCCCACUGCCUUCCGAAGGAGUUAGUUCCACCGUUGAACAGCUCUUACUGCCAGAAAGUUUUUCCUGAUGUUUAGUCAGAAUCUUCUUUCUUGUAACUUGAAGCCAUUGCUUUGGGUCCCAGCCUCUGGAGCAGGAGGAAACAAGCUUGCUCCAUCUGCCAUGUGGCAGCCCUUUAGAUACCUUUGAUCGAACCAAUUAAGCUUUCAUCAGGCAAUAAAGGUAGUAGCUACAACCUACUCAGAUAAAACCAUGUACUAGAUCACAACGUAAAGAAGACUUCAUUUGAUUUCAGGGUGCAGCCAAGUUCUCCAAGGGAACCACUAAUACACACUCAAUUUCAGUUCCUUAUAUUGAGUUCAGCAGCUGUUGUUUCAGAGGCAUUUAGUAGUGCUUUUUAAACUGAACGUUACGCCGUGUGCUGAAUGUGCGUUCUUCACUGCAGAGAAUUUAACAGGCUCUUUUUCUUUCCUUGGUCUUGGUUUUAUGUAACGUAUGCUUGAAAACUGAUCUGUAGAUUAGCCCUCCUCUCUUUUUUUGUCUUUUGUCUUUGUUAAUCCGAUAGGUUUUCUCCGAUCACAAUUGAUGGGAUGACGAGCCUUGUAGGAAUGAACAUCCCUGGCCAUACUGGGACUGGGUGGUGCAUCUUUGUCUACAACUUGUCCCCUGACUCCGACGAAAGUGUCUUGUGGCAGCUCUUUGGCCCCUUUGGGGCAGUCAAUAACGUCAAGGUGAUUCGCGACUUCAACACCAACAAGUGCAAGGGAUUUGGCUUUGUCACCAUGACCAACUACGAUGAAGCUGCCAUGGCAAUUGCCAGCCUUAACGGAUACCGCUUAGGAGACAGAGUAUUGCAAGUUUCCUUUAAAACCAAUAAAACCCAUAAAUCCUGAAUUUCAUAUCCUUAAUAAUUAUUAUAAAUAUAUAUAUAUAUAAAUAUAUAUACGAACAAACAAACAAAAAACUUUCAAGGCUUAUACUCAACCAUGGACUUUUAUAAGCCAGUGUUGCCUAAGUAUUAAAACGUUGAUAUCCUGUGAACAGGAAAGGAUUUUAUAAUGCUUAGAAAAAAAAACAAAAAACCUUUGAUGCAUUGAAUGUUCUUUCAUAGCUGUCGUUGUUGAAUAUAAUAUACAUAGAUAACAAUGUGCAGGGAUUUUUACCCGGCCAGCUAGUUUUACUACCUUCCUUGAAGGUGGGUCUUUUUAAGAUGACCAUUCACUCAUUUGAAAAAUAAAUAAAUAAAUGAAAAAAAUCUAAAACCAUUUUUACAGACUAAUGGGAUUAGCAGAUUUUGCUCUCUUUUUUUUCCAAAAUGUUUGAUCCAAUCAGAUUGGUAAACCCCCAACAUAAAUUAAAGAGGAACAAUAAAAAUUGCAAAAUGAAAAAAAAGAGAAACAUAAUUUUGCAACUUUUUUAUUUUUCCUUUUUUAUUUUAUAUCAUGUGAACUAAACAGUCUUCUGUUAGGGAUAGGGUAAAAGGGGGGGGAUACCUGAUGACAUAACAGUUUAAAUAACAUUAACAAUGUUGCCAAAGAGGUGGUCUCUUUGCUGAAAAUGGGUUUCAAGAAAAAUCUAUUUUUAUAAAAUAUAAAGAAUUUUUACAAGAGAAUCUGGAUUUGAGAAAAAAAUAUUUUGACUGGCUAAUUUAGGGGAAAUUGACAACUUUGUCAUGUUCAUACUGCACUGGUAACUUUUUAGAGAUCAAGAUGUGUGUUUUAAACUGGAUUAAGUAGAUUGUUUUUUGAAGGAUGGGCUACAAACAGAUGAUCUUCGUAUCUUUUCAUAGCAUGUAAUAAAAAUAUUAAAUACAGAACGGGAGAGUGUUCUUCCCAGGCACACAGUUACCCACAGUCAAAACCCAAAAGCAAGGAGAUGAGUUGCAGGAUGGUUUUUCUUUAAGUCAUCAGUAUGGGAUAUCAGCAGAACAAAAGUUUUGGAAAAAAAUUAAUUUUAAUCAAAAAGUUCCUUUCUUUGAGCAGUAGGUGCUACAAAAUUAUUUACAUAUCUUAGUAUCAUAGUUAAAUGUAAUGUGUUUAGAGGGGAAAAAAGUACAUUUGCUUUAAAUUUGUUAAGAAUUUUCAGAUUCACUUUCUAGCCCAUACUGAUAUAAAUUGGGCUGUGUGGGCACAUUUGAAACACUCUUUACGUUGCUUGAAACACUUAUUUAUUUAAUUGCUGAUGUGACGCAUAUGCCAAAAUCAAAUAUUGCUAGUUUGGCUAGUCUACUUAUUUGUUUACUUAAACUAUGGGAAGAAGCAUAUUAUUGUGUCAUUUUGUUGUGUGUGUAUGUGUAUAUAUAAUAUAAAUAUAUAUAUAUAUAUAUAAAAAGAAGUUAUUUUUUUCCUUUUGGUUAACUUAUUCUAAGUUGUAACACUUUGCUAGUUUCGUUUGUAUAUGUCUUAAAAUGUUUUCUUAAUGAUACUUAAGUGGCAAGAGGUAUCAAGGUAACCUGUGUAGAAAUAUUGUUUGAUAUAUUGUCAUGUUUGUCGUGAAUAUUAUUUUUUUUUCUUACUGCACAGUAGAAAACAACAACAACAACUGGGUCUUUAUUUUAAUGUAAUUCAGAUUGGGGAAAACAGAGCUAAGGGAACAAAAUGACUGAGGGAGUCCUCUCCCAUGUUCAGUGCACUGAUCCUUUUCGUAUGUUUGUGCUUUGUAUGGUUAUAUAUUUAAAAGAAAAAAAAGUCAUGCUCUUCCCUGAGUACUAGAAACAGUUACUCGCUAUGCAUAAUCUAGUUGAUAGUUAAAUUUGCUAUUGCUUUUCUUGUCUUGUUAUAUACAAUUUUUUCAAUACCAGUUUAGUCUUAAUGGUAAUAAAACGUUAUGGUUCUUUAUAACUUGUGCUUAUUUUGUGCAUUCCCCCCCCUCCCCGCCCCAUGCUUAUACCCACUAACUGCAUGUAAACUACAUACUGGUUUUAUUUCAUUUAUUUAUUUUCCACACUGAAGCAGCAAACAUUUUGUAGUACAAGAAUAAUUUAACAGCAAAGGCUGUGCAUCCUAAAUGUCAUCAGUUCAUUUACAUUUUGAAAUGAUUUUAAAUUUCAAACAAAACAAAACAAAACAAAAAAACUGAAAAUGCCCUCAUUCAAUGUUUGGGGAAAACCUUUCUACACCAUCUGCUGUGAAUGAGCGCAGUUUGCUGGGAAAGUUUUGAUGCAAUUUCUAAGCAUUAGUGGGGAAGGCAUGUCAGAAUCUUUUCUCUACAAUGUGUUUUACUAUCUGAAAUUUAAAAUAAAAAAAUCUUUCUUAGGACCAGGCAGUUGUAUAUUUUAGUUAUAAUGUAUUACUUCAUGUUUAACUUGCUAGUUUAGAUCAUUUCUGAGGG
Podarcis lilfordi (Lilford's wall lizard) is the source of this 97353-nucleotide messenger RNA. The record is from the annotation of a GenBank genome assembly. NCBI's taxonomy places the organism in Eukaryota, Metazoa, Chordata, Lepidosauria, Squamata, Lacertidae.